AUGGCUUCAGGUGGUGCAGAGGAAGACGAUGGAGGCAUUCCAUUGGACAUUGACAAUGUGCACAUGCUCCUACAAGGUCAGUCUAUUUCUGUACUUUUAUAUGUGCUCUGACAUGUGAUUGCUGUGAUGGGGACCACAGUGGUGAUUGAAGGAUGCCUCGACACUGUUUCAUUUUGUACAAAGUGUCUUGUGCCACAGUGCAGUGGUUACAGUUCUGUAUACAGCAGUAAUUAAAAAAACCCUCAGCACUUCUUAUUGAAAAUGAUCCAAUUUGCACCAAAUCUAGGAAAGACAGUGACUUUUUCAUGUAAUUAAAACAUAGUGAUAUAUAUAUAUAUAUCUGAAAGUAUUGCAGUCUCUAAACCACCCAACAUCCGAACACUACUGUUUGUAUAGUCAGGAACGUCUAUUUGCCAGUGAAACAAUACAGCCAUGUAACUGAUUAUCAGGAAGAGUACAAUGAAAGAUUCUUUUUAUCAAUGCAGUAUCAAAAAUGGAAUACUCAUGCAUAUUGAUUUUGGCCUCAGUUGUUAUUCAAAGAGGGGGUUUUAUGCUUUUUUAUACUUCAUAGAUAAAUACUGAGUUAAAAUGUUGAAGUCAAUGCUAAAUAUGAAAAAUGUAUCAGACAGUGCGGUUAACAUGUGUUCGAGUAAUCCCAAAAUGAGACCGCAAUCUACUCUGAACAUCUUCUAAGAGUUACACGAGAACUGAGUAAGAGCUACAUUGGCCCAAUUUGUGACAUCACUAAUUGGCAAACUCCUUAAAGGGACAAAAUAAACCAGCUCCUACCAAACAGAGACAUCCUCCAUUCUUCUUUGUUGUUUAGGAUUUUCUUCCCCCUUUCCAGACUUUCUAGUGUAGACCUGAGGCCCAGAACACAUGGCCAUAUUUCAAAAUUUGUCAUUUUAGUUAGAGAAACAUUAUUAGCCGAAAUGAAGCCUUUCAGACAGAGGCUGUAAUUAGGGUUUUCACAGAAACCAAUCUGAGAGAGGUAAAUUGUUUACUUUAUGUAUUUAACUUUUUUUGAAAUCUCUAUUUAUUAUUCAAGUAUGAAUCUAAUAAAAACUCAUACACUGUAAAUCACGGGAAUGACUCAAAACAGCCACUGUAUUAACCAAAGUUGACAUAAAAUCUGUCUUUUCUAUUGUUGUCUUUUAAGAUUAUAAGCCUCACAAUAAAAUAAGUGUUGGCAUUAAGCCGUGACUCUGCUUUUAAUUAGAUAAAACAUUUAAUAGCCUUACCAAACUGGUCUUCAGUCACACCGAAACACAUUACACAUGAUCAAUCUUUCUGCAUCAGAUGCUAAAGCCUCUGCAAACUAUGUGGACAGUCACUGAUUUGGCGGGAAUUCAAUCAUGAAACACAUAUAAAGGUGUCCAACAGAGUCUGUUUGACAAAAUACUAAACUAAAUCUAUGGAUACAAUUGUAAAAGUUCCUCACGUGACAUAUAAACUAAAACUGAAAUGAAAAUGUUGUCAUUAUAAAUCUCUACUGCACACUCUCGCAACGUCAAAUAACCUAAAGUAGAAGAAGAACUGGGGCUGUCAUAAACAAAGAGUUUAAUUGGUUUUUGCCGUGAGAAAACAUUUGACUGAUGCCUUUUAUAAAGGCCUAGAGCCAAAAACAAAUUAUAAAUACGCUGAAACCGCCUUCUUCUUUUGUUUUGAGCAAGUCAUUGAACUGGGUGGAGUUCAGCGCUUAAGAACCUGAGGAGUUCCCAGCUUUGGCGAGCUCUCAAACCAACAGUUCACCUGAGCACGCAUGAGGGCAAAAACCUUAAAGUGACUUAUCUGGUUUCUUAAACAAAACAUCCAGUUUACUUGUUGAUCUAUCUAAAGAAUAUGAAAUACUGAACAAUCUCAACAGCUUGUUUGUAAUAUUGGCACUAUACAGAAUGCCAUUGUAGGUUGUAUUUAACAGCAACACAAAAAUGCCUAUUAAGUAAGAGUCUUGAGUUGCCUCAUUGCCCACUGAGAAUGAAAGUAGUGGUUAGAGUGUUAUGAGCUUGACAUGGGAAAGGUCCUGUAAUUAGGUUUGGUAUAUUUGUUAAUUUUCUUGGAGUGCGUUCAGUUUAAAGCUCCUGUAGAGACUUCUUAAUAAUUAUACCUCUAGAUUUAACCCACAAAAGCAUUACAGACAUAAGAGACAAGACCGCGUGAUUGUGUUCUGCCUGUCUUAAUGACUGUGAGUACCGUCUUGGUAGUGUCAGACAAGCAUGCUGAGGGAACAGUUUUUUUUUUUAUUCUUUUUUUUUUGCCACAUUUUUCACAGCUUAAAUUCACAGUGAGGAUGCAUUUAACUAUGAAAGAAAUGAGGAUCUGAUUUUUGCCAGAAAACUACUUUAACAUUUUCAGAGAUCAGGGGCCUGUACCAUAGAGCAGGAUUUGCAGACAUUGAGGUAACUUUGGGUUUUCUGUACCACAGGGUAAUUAAAGCUCCUGUGAGGGUUCUCUAAUAAUUAAUUCAAUUAAUUCAAUCGUGUAAUUAUUGAUGCCUAAAACUGAAGUGAGGGGGUAGGUGUCAGUGAAGUGGCUUAAAAAAGCCCAGCUUUUCAUUUUCCACAUAAAAUAUCAACAAUGAGUGAUCCACUGGAAUGUCAAAGGUCAGAAUGACAAGAUUGUGAGGGUGCCUUAAUUGACAGAAAUGAAGAGUUCCCAACAGGAGCUUUAAUAUCAACGUUUCUUCAGUGUUUGAAAUAUAUGAUGAUCUGUAGAUGGCUUACAGUAACUCCUGAUCGACUCAUCAAGUUGAUAACCAGCUUUGUGUGACUGCUUAGUUUGAUCCUCUGCAUAAAAGAUACUUGGGGUAUGAUGAACUUGCUUAUUCCUCCACAAGGAGGCACCAAAAUGUAAACUAAAAUUCCUCCAGGGACUUUACAGCAGAAAAAUCCUUAAUUGGUGAAAACGGGUUGUUUUUUGUGAUGAAAACAGACAGCAGACAUCAAAAUCAUCUUUCAUAUUUCCUCUGUUUGUCCUGAAAGCAAACUCUUCAAGCUUAAGCAGGGACUAAACUACCUCCAUAUAUCUUUAAGCUGUCUGUCACCUUCGAUACCAGGAACCAGGAACCCCUUUAUAAUCUUAAAAAUAGCAGAAGGUUGAUAUUUUGGUAACAGAGGCUUAAAGGUUCUGGUCUAGUACCCUUUAAAGAACCAUGUAUGACCAAAGACCCUUCACUGUGUGUUCAUAUGGCUGUCUGAGUUUUCUUUAUUGCUGUUGCUAUGUGUGUGUAUUAGCAUGUGUGUGCAAGUAUCUAUGUCCGUCACUGUCUUGGAAGCCAGCCCGGCUUGAAGCCAGAUCCCAGUGGGUAACUUUAGUGUAGCUCCAGGAAGAAGCCUGGAGCUCUGGGUCAUCGUGUCAGAGAGAGCACUUAAAUUUGUGGUUCUUUUAUCACACAUGGAGUUAAAUGCUGUUUUUAAUGAGUAUGGAGCGUCCGAGAGUAGGUCAUACGGCUGCUGCUGCUGCUGCUGGUAAGUUUAUGAUCUCCCACCAGCAGCUCAGAUGAGAGGGACACUCUUCAUAUCAGGUUCCAGGAUAAUUACCGAUUUAUCUGCAGCACGUUCCAGGCAGAGACUCUCUGAGAAAAACAUUUGUCAACAUUUGUUUGCAUUAUCUGCUGGUCUCAGUCUUAGAGGAGUUAAAACACAAGAUAGGCUGAUGAAAAGAAAAAAAAAUCUUUAUAGAUAAACUGCUCCACCUGUUCUCUAGUGUUUUGUGAGAAGUAAACAUCCAAACUAUACUUUGAUAGAGGUGGACUAAAAGUAAAAAAAGAAAAAAAAGAAAGAAAAAUAAACGCUUUUACAAAGAGGACUAAACACAAAUUCAAGUUGUUACACGUACAACUGUCACUCCAAAUCAUCUAACUAAAAAGAUUUCAUCUUUUUUGCAUCAAUUCCUUCUGAAAAUGUUUGGAUUAUUACAGUUUUGUCUAUUUUCUCAACAGUGGAGCAUGAACAGAUUCAGAAAAGGACAUUUACCAACUGGAUAAACGCCCAACUGUCUAAGGUAUGUACAGAUGUCAUUUAUGUAUGAUGGUUAUAUGAUAAAGAAACAAAAUUGAACAAGAUGGAAAAGAGUUUUAACUUGAUUUUGUGGAAAAUGAUACACACACCGACAAAUUUGUAAAAACUCAAAGCUGAAAAGUAUUUGAAUACUUUAACCAAAAGACAAACUUGUUUUUGGUAUCAGCACCAGCAUCAGCACCAGAAAACUGAUUUCAGGCAUCCAUUUGUCAAUAGAUCCAGGUUGUGCUGAGGAUAACUAACAAUAACAAUAACUCAGAUAAAAAUGAUGAAUUCUGUCUACAGAUCAGUUGCAAUACUUGAAAGAUUUGAUGUGAAGAAAGGGUGAGGCGGUGGUGCAAAGUGAGGAAGGAUUAGGAGAAACUGUCGAAUGCUUUGUCGAUUUUUCUUUUGUUUUUGGCUUUUGCAUAUAAUUCAUGUUUUUUAGGAAUUCUGAUUUUUAAGAUUCCAAAACCUCGAGCUAAAGCUUGUGUAAGAAAUGUUUUUCUAGUUCUGAAACAGUCUGUAAUUAAUGCCAAUGCCUCCAUGUGACCAGAGCAUCAAUUAGAAGAUGAAUCAUUUCUCUGAGGUAGUUUUGAAUGACUCUUUCUGCUGCCACAGGGUCAGUGUCAGGUGAGGAGAAGAAAAGCACAAUGCUAAAACUGCCUUUGUUGACUUUUUCCUGGGCAAGGAUUCACAGGAAGUGAGUCUAUAUAACAAAUAGACAUAUUGUCACUCAUUUGUUUAUAAAGUGGAGUUUUGAAGCCUAUUGGUCCUCAUAUUAGGCAUAUAGUAGGUGCCAUGAAAGCCCAGAGCUAUUCAGAACAAAACAAUUUUUUGAAACAGGCUGAAAAGUUUUAAAUUUUUGCUCUGCUUUUUUGACUAUGUGUAGAUGAUACAAGUGAUGUGACAAAAAAGAAAAAAAAACUCAAAAAAGAUUACUUUUUUUGAUGAUUGUAAAAACAGGGCUGUGUCUUCCGCUGACCCCUCUCCUAUCGCUCUAAUUGCAGACUGUUAAAAAGCAUGAUAUGUAGUGGUCAGUCUUGUUGCCGAUGAUCUUGCUUGUGUUUAGAUAUCAUGUAAAAGCAUCAAUAUGAAUUUAAGUCUAUUUCAAUAAGGUCAAAAAAAUCCUCAUAGGAGCUUUAAUCUUCUGUUUGUUUGGAUGACAUUGAGCUCUAAAGAUGUUUUGGAGAUCUCUGCAAAGGAGCGUUGGAAAACUGACUGAUGUCAUGUUGUGGUGGAUAUGUCAUGUGUAAGUGAUAUUAAUUAAGGUGUAAACAUGCUGACUCACUGCUGAGGUGAAGUGAAGCGGCUCACAUGGACCUGAGACACUGAGCAGCUCUCAACUCUCGCCUAAAGUAUAAAUAGAGCCCUAGUGAAGCAGAACAGCAUGUAAUCUGAAUCCUGCCACCUCGUCAUAACCUCAUGCCUGCGCUGUAAAACCACUGGUCCAUAACCUGCCAUCUGCUACAAUAAUCUCCUGACAACCCCAACAUGAGAUACUUCCUUUGUGUCUAGGGGACAGUGGUCCCUGCUGUGAAGCUUUGAAAGGAAGUUUUAAAGCGUGGGAUAAGAAAAUAUGGAGGGUAUAAGAUUUAUCUUUGAAGAGACUCUGUUUUGUUUUAGCUCUUUUAGAUGGUAGCAGAAAACUCUUGUCAAGUAGCCUGAAGAACUGUCUGUUUUGUCUAAAAUAAUGCAGUAAACUGAAAUAAAGUCAAACAGAGACUCUGGGAUACCUGUAUCUAUUUAUUUCUAUGUAUCUUGCAGGUGGAUUGAUGAAUGAGUCAUACCAAAUGUUCUUUAUUUUUACAGAGAUGCCCUCCCACGUUUGUGUCAGACCUCUUCUCAGACCUCAAGGAUGGAUCCCACCUGCUCGACCUGCUGGAGGUGAUGACAGGUCAACCCAUGGUGAGAUGAUAAACAGUUUAUUUGAUCCCAGUGAGCUUGAAUUGAUUCAAACCCUGACAAGUUUGACUCUUGGGCUAGUACAGAGCUUAAAAACAAACACACACACAUGCUGCUGGUGUCACAAAGGAGCCAAUGUUAUGAUUUAUUCCCUCAGAAAAGACAAAGAGGCCGAGGGGUUUUCCAGCAGAGGGCCAACAUCGACACAGCGCUCAACUUCCUGAAGAAAAAAUCUGUAAGAAAACCAACAAACCAAGCCUGUUUUACAGAAGUCUGCAGUUUGAUGCAUGAACAUAAUUUUUAUUUUAUGUUGUAGGUCAAACUGGUUAAUAUUAACAUCCCAGAUAUCAUCGAUGGACGGCCCUCCAUCAUCCUGGGCCUCAUAUGGACCAUCAUCCUCCACUGCCAUGUGAGUGAAAGUGAAAGCACAGCCUGUCUAUAGAGGAUCUGAUGAUUUCAUCGCUCAUAUGUUCUUCUUUCUGUUUCAGAUCGAGGAGCUGGCCAGCACGCUCUCCUACAGCUCUUGUCAUUCCUCCCUUGACUCUCUGACCAGCCUAGACUCCUACUCUAGCAGCCCUAUCCCAGCUAGUCCAGUCCCAGCAGGCCGGACUUCACCUCUGCACAGACGCUUCCGACUAUCUGCCAAGAAGGCCCUGCUCAUGUGGGUCAGGGACCAGUGCCAGAGGUGGGGUUAUCCACCAAACACAGCACAUGUACAACUCCUCCAAGAGCUUUUGGAAGUUUCUGAGUUUCUCUCUCCCUCUAGGGUUGGUUGUUCUCUCAGUGUGAAGGAUUUUAAGAAGAGCUGGAGAAGUGGAGAGGCUUUCUUGGCCAUCCUGUGCUCUCUCAGACCUCAGCUGGUUGAUCUCUCCUUGGUCAAAUCUAGAAGCAACAUAGAGAACCUGGAAGAGGUGUUUCACCUGGCUGAGAGGGAGCUCCACAUUCCCCGCCUGCUGGAGCCCCAGGGUGAGGCUGAUUCAACGCCAAACUUUCCUCACCUACUGCCAUCUUGAUUUUUGCAACCUGCAGCUUCUAUGAAAACUGAUCAAUGAAUGCUUCUGCUCCUUACUAAGCCUGUAUGUUUAUUUAGAUGUUGAUGUUAAAGACCCUGAUGAGAAGUCUAUCAUGACGUAUGUGGCCCAAUUUCUACAAUACUCCAAUGACAUGCCAUCUCCUGAUGACCACCUGCAGGUAGACAACCAAACCAGUAUUUGAGUCAGCCUUGUCUUGCAUAGACACAACAGCAGUGAAACCCAGGACUGCUCUUUUUGCUUGAGUAACUGUGACUAUAAUAGAACCACGGUUUUCACCCUCUCUGCCCAACCUACCACCUCUUUUUUCCUCUAUUCUAUCCGGCGGUUUCGGUGCUGGUGUAGCUGUUUCCUCUGGUCGAGCCCUCCUCUCUUCCACCUCUCAACCUGUCUGCUCACUUUGCUCCAGCAUUUGCUGUCUCACCAUUACGCCAGGUAGCUUCACAAAAAGUUUAAAGGUCCUUCUUUUGGUUUUGGGCAUCAAUGCUUCAAAGUUAAAUGACUAUUUCUGUAUUGAGCUCCCUUUAGUUUGAAAAACAAGUAUACAAUUAUCUGAUAUAUCCCUUUCUGGGUGUCAUACUUACCUUUUGCAUAUGUCUACCAUAUUUAGAGAUGUUUUAAAGUUAAUGUGCUUUGGUAAAGCGCAGGAUGACCUUAAAAUGUUGAAAUUUAGGUUCCUCCGAGUGAGCGAGCCAAAGAAGUGACCAGCUGGCUGCAGCAAACCCACCAGGAGCUGUUAGAGGCACGAACAGCAACAGAAAAUUCGAGCUUCGCUGAAAAGUAUCAGGUAAGGCAAAGACCAAGCAAGAAAAUGAUUUCAAAAACACAGUUUGGACAAAGUUAGUAAGUUGUUUUGAAUUAUUAGGCAUUUCAGAGGCUUGCUGACUCUUUCACUGAGCAACGGAAACCAGUGAUGACCCUCCUUGCUGCCAUAAAACGCUGCCCUGAGCUGAACCAGGAGCAGCGAGCUCUCAGGGCAGCGUGGGAUCAUCUGGAGGAGGAGGUAAGGAUAUCAAUCUCCAGAUCAUUAAGGAACUCUUAAAUUAGACUAAAAACUGUGAAGACCAGAUCCUGUUUGUGUGUGUCUUUUACAGAUGCAGAGAUAUAAAGCAGACCUGGACUUGGGUCUUCCUCCUCCUCUGGACUCAGUGGUUAUGUGGCUGCAGCAUGCAGAGGCAGCGCUGACAGAGGAGGGCGGGAAAGGAAAAGAUCAUGCAGAUGCUGCAAAAGAUGCAAGGACUGGACAAGAUCAAUUAAAGGUUGGAAAAACAUGAACAAAAAAAAGAAAGUCUACAAAGUUUAUGGAGGGGAAUGGGGAGGGUCUUCAGAAUAAAAGCACUUUAGACUUGUUGUGACACUCAAGCGGAUAUUGUUGUUUGCAAUUAUUCUGAUGCUGUUUUUCAGACUUUAAUGAAAGAGAUGAGCCGUCAUGUUAAUACCCUCGAUACCUACAAAAACAUGGACAACUCAGGGAACGUAGUCGUGCCUCUUGAGAAGUUCGAUGAGGUAAAAAGACGGUAAGUGAAACACUUGUUCAAGAUCUUUUUUUAAGAGUCUGAGGCCGGGCUCUUUAUUGUGACCGGGAUCACAGGCUUAUGACUGAGUAAAGCACUUUUAUAUUUCUUUCAUGUAGAACAACUUACUGGUAAGUUCACAAUGAUCACACACCAGCUUCACACUCUGUACACUUACAACAACGUCUGACAACUGCCAGACAUCUGCUGCUCAGAGCUGCGCAGAGGAGUUGAUUUACAACAGUUGAAACAAAUUUCACAGUUAAUAUUCUUCUUACUGAAAAGCAGCUGGUUCUAAAAUGAAUGAAUGAAUACUUGGUUGUGCACAGCUCUUAUGAAGGGGCUUGAGCUGCAGUCGGCCUCGGCCUGAUUUAAGGUCAUCCAGAGGAGGAAUUGUUGUCAUGACUGAAGAGUUUGCGAGUGAUGAUAUUUGUAAAUACUUUAAGUUCUGUUGUGAAUGAGCAGUUUUUGCAAUGCGUUCCAUUUGCGUUUUUCUCCAAAUGAAUGCAAAAUGGCCCAUGCACUGGUGCUUAGUGACACUAUUUCUUUGACAGUGCAGUUUUUGAAGCAUUGAAACAUUUGCAUAAACUUUGUGAAUUUGAAAAUGUCUUUUUGACUCAUUUGCACUGUAUCUGUGAGCAUUAAAGGGAUAUUCCGGCAUAAAAUUAAUUUAGGGUCAAACACCCCGUAACACCGAGUUGGACACCCUGUCGAGAGAUGAAUGUUGCCGACUGCUUGCUUCUUUAGUUAUACCAACUUUAGUAACGACCGCACAAUAACAAUACAGAGAGCCAUGCACUCAACCAAAAAGCCACUCUAUAGCCACAAAUAAUGCUCAGAACAGCACCUAACUUCAUCAACAGUACAUAUAGGGUCCUAGCCAUGGUAAUAGCCAUCUAAAAUGUUUUAACGUUGCCUGGUUUCUUUAGCAAAGAGACUAAACACAACUCACCCACUCUCCUCCAGCAGCCACUCAUUUGUGGGGGAGCCCUGACGGGCCAGUCCAUUAUGGACUGCUACGGGGUGACGCAGCUCAAGGAAGAACAAUUAUGAAUGCAAUCAGACUGAAAUGCUGAGGCAGAAGAACUACCGUGUCUGCAGUGCAAAAUGAUUAAUAUGAUGAUUAGUACUUCAAGGAAAUGAUAAAAAAAUUAUCAUAUAUGUUCUUCCUUGAGCUGCGUCCCCCCCGCUGCAGUCGAAGGACUCGCCCAAGGUCUCGCUACAAACAAGCAGCUGCUGGAAGAGAGUGGGUGAGUCGUGUUUAGUCCCUUUGUUAAAGGAACCAGGCAAAGCUAUAAAGAUGUUUGAUGGCUAGUGCUAUGGCUGGGACCCUAUAUGUACUGUUGAUGAAGUUAGGUGCUGUUUUGAGCAUUGAGAGUGACUUUUUGGGUGAGAGCGUGGCUCUCUGUAUUGCUAUUAUACGGUCCUUACUAAUGUUGGUAUAACUGGAGAAGCAAGCGGUCAGCAAAAUUCAUCUCUCGAGGGGGUGUCUAAUUCGGUGUUAUGGUGUGUUUGACCCUAACUUCAUUUUACACCAGAAUAUCCCUUUAAAAGCCACACAAUCCCUUUGGGAAUCAGCUCUUGACUUUGCCCAACAAUAUGAACAAUCCUUAAACAGAGAGACAUUGAUAUAAAGCCCUCCCUCUAAUACAAGCCUGUUUCAAAUAAAAAACCUGGUACCCUAACCCACAGUAUAAACAAAAGACCGGGCUUCCAUUGAAAGAUUUACAGUGAAUUAAAAGUGCAUCAUGAUUCCAACAAAUGACUCAUACAAUGAUUUAACGUCUUCUAUACAGUCUAACUGAUGUCCGAGUCACAGCCAAGUAUCAAGGGAUCAAGCUAGAAUACCAGGAAUCUCGUCACACUGUGCUGGAUCUCCUGGGUCGACUUCAUGACAAAGUCCAGGCCUGGAAAGCCCCCUACAGAUCCCAGGAGACAGUGAUUCAGCUUCUUCAGGACUGGCAUGUAAAUAUCUGACAGAGCAAGAUAAAAAACCUUAACAAACCCAUAAUUUCACACCGUUGUUGUAAGGAAAAUAUGUGUGAACAAAGGAACUUGCAAAGAACUCAGGAGAGCAAACUGAGAUUUUUGGCCUUGGCUGAGAACAGUUGACCAGUUUUUCAAAUAAAUAGUUGAAGAGAUUGUGAAAACAACAACAAAAACCUACAGGAGUGAUGAGUUGUUGAUGUGUUUUCCAGGAGACAGUGGAGCGCCAAGGCCUGCUUCUUAUUCUAGUGGACGCUCUCCAAAACCUGAAGGAGAAGUUGAGCGUCUACACCAGCAAAGCAGCUCUAAGUAUGACAUCAAAACAAGCCUGCAACUAGACUUCCCUUGUUUCCCUAAGACUUGACCUUUGUACACAUCUCCUUCCUCCAGGUGAGGAUUCCCAGCUUGUUACUCGCCAGGUGAAGGAAGCAGAGAGUGAAGCAGCAAUGAUAAAGCAGGCUGUGACCACUGUGAAAGGGAUGAUGGAGAGAGUGGUAUCUGCGUGGGUGACCUACUACAGCUGCAUGACGUCUCUUCAAACGUGGCUGGCCCGGAAAAUAGAUGAACAUGACCAGGUACUUCAGCCUGUUUGACCAAGAACUGGCCAAGAGUGACCUUAAAUAAUCAAAACUUACUGUUUUAAUGAACCCUUUUCUGACAAUCACUCUGUAAUGUGAUUCCUGCAGGAUAUGAGUGAGAGGGCUUCAUGUCAGGCCAAGUUAAAUGAGGCGGGAAACCUGCUCAUCGAAGUGACCGAGUCUUCAACCAGCCGUGUUUUGGCAGAGCAACUCAGCAAAGUUAACAUGCAGUGGGCUGAACGCAUGAAGAAAAAGUUUGUGAGUGGAACAGACUUUCUGUGGAAUUAACGUAUAUAAAGUGAAAGAUGAUUUAAAAAGGUUCAUAGUUGAAUUUCUACUGAGGCUUUUUUCCUUGGAUGUUUAAUUUCUACAUAAUAAAAAUUUAAAAAUACAACAUUAAAGCCUGUUCUUGACUUUGUGUCCCUUUCAGGAAGCACCCUCAGAGUCCACUUCUAGCCUCCUGUGCCCUCAAAUGGUGCAUUCACUGACCCAGGAGGCCAGCUUGUUGCUAAUACAGCCACUGGAGGUGGCUACAGUCCCUGUGAAAGCUACCAGAAAGAAACUACAAGUGAGUAAAGAAAGAGAAAUGAUUACUGAAGUAUACUAAGGUUGAGGUUCUUCCUAUACUCAUCAUACUUUCUUUUUAUCAGCUGCUGAGUAAGAAGAUGACUGAGUUGGACCCCUCAACUUUAAGCCCAUCUAAAGACUCCCAAAUUCCUCAGGUGCUGCACGAGUUCUAUUACUGUGAUAAAUUUAUAUUGAUUAUAUGUCUUUCCCAUCACUGUUUUCUGUUCCUCUGCACUUAAACUCAGGAGAUGGUUCAGCUCUGAUUUUUUUUUUUUUAAUUUGUGCUGCAGAUGCUGGUAGAGGCAGAGCAGACCUGUGAGGAGCUGCAGAGGGCUGCAUCCAUAGUGGAGGGCCAUCUGGCUGAGCUGGACCGCUGGAGCACAGAGGCCAUGGACUGCUACCUAAAACUGAAGGAGAAGGAGCAGAGAGGACGCCCUGCAUUGGAGUCUCAAGCCAAAGUCAGUAAAGCUAAACUAAUUUAAUCAGGCAAUUGAAUGGAUUCUUGAUGAUCGUAUUUUUAUGAUUGUAGGGAGCUGUAACUGUAGUUGAAAUCUUAUCAAUGGUACAGCUCUGCCUCUGAGGUGUUAAAACCACACCAGUGUUUUAUGUUGGGACUUAAAAAGACAAACUACAAUGUGGAUAACACUGUAUGUCAUGUGAUUUCUUCAAGUUCCUGAUCUCUCGAGGUUCACAGCUUGAAAACCAGGUUGUGACUGAAGGACAGGAUCUCCAGGAUCUUGUGGAACGAGUGCAGACAACCUCUCCUCUGCAGCAUCUCAGCACCUCUGCUGUACAGGACAGGAUCUCAGAGGCAGUCGCACACUGCCAGGUGAGCUGGUUCUGAAGGUAAUCAUUGUGUGGUUAACUCUUUUUUAGUAAUGAUGUAUUUGCUUCAUAUUUUAGGAAAUUCUUGAAAUGUUCAGCCCCCUUGGGUAUCAGCGACCCCGUCAGACACAGGCUGGAUCAAUUGUUGUCGCCAGAACCAAACAUGUUGACCAGGUUGAGAAUGUCCUUCUGAAAACCCAGGACCCAAACCAGGUUUCAGCAGAGUUUCCAUCCCAGGUGCUUCAACAAAGGACUACAGGACUGCAGAAUUCUAACUCAAAGGAUCAAGCAACUGUUGUCAUGCCUCUGCUGCCAAAGCCUUUAGUUGAGCCUGUACCUGAACUUUACUGUCCUCCCCCUCAAACUGAAUAUGAUACAACGAUUCCACCCCAGUCAGUUUCUACAUCCCAGGGCCAAGCUACAGGUCCAAGACAAAGUGAUCAACCAUCUUCAACAAGUCCAGUUCUGCACAAGCCUGAAACAAGUCCGGUCUCAUCAGAAAGAGGAAGCCCGUCCCCGUCACAACCAAAUAUAUACAAAGCCAGAAUAAGAAGCCAAACAACCACUCCACCCACUGAGAAAAAACCUCCUCUGCCACCGCUCAUGGAUCAUAGCGAGGUUCAUUCAAAAGCCCAGUCCAUGGCAAAGAGCAGACUGCUGAAGGCCCGGAGUCAGCUACAGGGACGCAUCCAGCAAGCCAUCCAGUUAUUUGGAGGACGAGAACUUUCAGGGUCACAAGUCAAAAAGAAACAGGUAUGAUUUAAAAACAGGAUUACUGUCAUCUUUAUUUUCUUAAUUUGGCCUUUAAGCAAAGAAGAAAUAAGAAAUAAGUCUGGAGUUUACAACAAUGUGCUUUCAUUAAAAAUGUCCCAAAUUUAAGCUCUAAGUUUGAGAUGUUUUCAACCCUUGCCUCUUGAAAAGGUUGAAUGUCGCCUCAUUGUUUGUAAAAGCAUAAACUGCUUUUCAUGUUGCCGCAUCCAGGCCUUUGGGUCCCAAAAUCUCUCCUCAGACCUCGAGUCCAGCCUCCAAAGCUUUGUGGUGUUUUGCUUUACACAGCUGCCUGUCUUGUUUGUCCAGUUUUGUCCAGCUUCAUACGUCUUCUGUCUGUGCAGAGAGCUUUAAAGGUUCUGCAGCCCACUGUCCUUGAGGAGUUCCUGGGUGCUGUGGAGGGUUUUGGGGCCUUUUGCACAGAGCCUCAACUCCAAGAACUGAUGCUCCUGUCUGAAUCGGUCAGGAAACAGUGGGAGGUAUGCAAGGGAUUUGACUCAGUAGACCUACACAUCUGCUAAAAUGUUUAAGCCAACUCUGUCAUGGACAACGGUUUGGUUAGAUGUUAGAAGUAGUCUUUAGGCUGAAAAAUAACAGUGUAUUGAAGUACUCCAAAAUAAUCCCUUUAAGGUCCCAUAUUAUGCUUCUUUUCAGCAGAUUCACAUAGGUCUCAAAGGUCCCAGAACAGUCCAUUUGAAGUUUGUUGUCUAAAAACCCAGUUUUUUCCUGGACUUCAGCCAGCUUGAAAACUCUCUCGAGUAGUGAGCUCUACCGAGAACACGCUGUUUCUGAGUGCUGUGCCUGUCCACACCUCUAUUGUAAACCACGCCCCCCUCUUUCAGAGAAACAGGGAGGGGUGUGGCUUGCACUAUGGUACCAUGCGCUAAUGUUUACACAGAAUGCUAGGGCUAGGGCUAGCCAUACCAGUUUGAUCCAGAGUCUGACCUAGAAGGAGAGGCUCCUGAAGAAAUUCUAACUCUGUGGCUGCAGCAGGAUGUUUCUGAAUAGUUAGUUACAAAUAUUAUGUGUCUCCAUAUUUUCUUUGUACUUUGUUGGUGUGUUGGUACCAUAGACUGAAUAUACUAUGGACAACUUGGUUCCCGCCAGUAUACGGAUUUGAAGCCAAAAAGCUCUCGAUAUUUCUGUGAUUUUUCUUCAUGUCCUGAAACCAGCAUUGUGCAGUAGCAUUGUACGCAUUCAGACGCUCAGCUCAAAUGGCGUAUCCCCCGGGUGAGCUACGCAAUCCCUGAACGCCAAUAGGCUGUAUCAGAUGUCAAUCAUAGAAAACAUGAAUCCCCUAAUAACUUUAAAAACGGAGCUUCACAGAAAAAAGAGGACUUGAGCACAAACCAGUAUUACUGUUACUACAAGUCAACACCGCAAGCAGGGGAAAAAAAAAUUGUGUUCUGUGUAAUAAAUUUCUAAAGUUUGUCCACAGCCCCAUAAGCUUUUCUGGUGGAGGCGGGAUUCAUGAUCUAUACUGCAGCCCGUCAACAGAGGGUGCUGUCCUCUGAGUGGCUUCACCCAGCAAGGAGGCAGAUGCUGUCUAUUCUAUAUACAGUCUAUGCUUGGUACACAGUGACUUACAUGUAGCUAGGUAACAUUAGCUCCUGCUAAUGGUUACAUCUCCGCUGUCUCCUCGUUACUUGAAGCUCUUUUGCUGAAUGUACGAUGCUGUGAGAAUAGUUAUCUCGAUAGACGAUGUUCUUGCAGUCUACGGAAACAGACUUCUGUGCUGCUUCGUGCAGCCAACAACGGAGCAACUGCUGUGCCUUGCUCGUACCUUCGCCAUUUCGAACCAGUGUUUGUGAGGGACAAAAAUAGUGUCAGAGUGGAAAUUUUCAGGGGGCAGAACAAACAUCUUUGGCAGGGUCACCAACCUGGAGGGGAGGAGUUAUCGCCAUCCAUGACGUCAUGGAAAGCAAUAGUUUCAAUCCGCCCGUUUGAGGAGACAUUUUCUGAAAGGUUGGAACAAGCAAGAGAGGGAGAGGAUAGAAUUUUCUCAUUUUGGGGAGUUUGUAGACAGGUUGGGAAUGCAUAUUAUUGUUAGAAAACCAUUCUUAAAGGGAAUUUUGCAUAAUAUGGGAUCUUUAAUGUACCUAAUUUGAAUGCUUUUUGGAGUGUUUUUAACGUUUUAAAUAUUCAAAACCAAUAACCUGUUAAACUGUUAAAUGUGGAGAUAUUGGUCGCCCUCUUAUCAAUCCUUAUAUAUUUCCCAUUAAGCAAGUCCAUCAACCAUCAAAACAAACCACCACACUAGCAGCAUACCGCAAAUACCUGUCCAAGCACUCCAACUACUAGCAGAACUUCUGUCCAAAAAGACAAUAUUAUUAAAAUGAUCAGGUUCAAGACAUUAUGCUAAACCAUUGUUAUUGACUCCUGACUGUUCCUUCAUAUGAUGGACAAAAAGGACAAGAAAAACAAACAAACAAACAUGAUUUAGUCAUGGUAAUAGUUUGGUUAAACUUUGGUAAAAGUUUUUAAGAGAAGAAUAGAAGAGUCAGUUUAACACACAUACUUGUUCUUUUAUAAUGUUGCAUGAUGACUCAUUAAGUGUCUGCUUAUGUGCGUCUUACCCAGGAUGUGUGCAGAGACAUGUCUGCCUUUGUCCCUGUCUUAUGGUCUAAGAUCAGAGAAGGAAAACAGCCGGUCUCUGCUAUGCAGUGUGAGACUCAAAAUGACAAUUUGCACGAUGCACAUGACCGAACUCACCCUGACUGUUUGAUGCUGCAGCAGCAGGUAUUUGUAUUAACAUCUGCAUUAACAUCUGGAUGUGUCGUGUUUGAUAGUAUGAGUGUUAAUUUAGCAGGAUGGAUCAAAAAGCCAAGAAAUGAAGAUCCUUUUUGAUAUUGUUAAUCUUCCUCUCAGGCUGUCAUGGAUGAAGCUGCGUCUGUGGCGGAACAGGCUGAAUUACUCCAGGAGCUGGGCAACACACUAACUCAAACAGAAUCUGCCUGUUUAACAACAGACGAGCUGAGGGAGUCUGAUAACGUACAAGAAACAAGAUCUAGUGCCAGGCUGCUGCAAUCUGACAGGUGAGACCAUGCUGUGUACUUCUUUACAUCUCUUCUUGUUUUUCUGGUUCAAAAUGCACAUGUGAGCAUUUCUGAGCUUUGAGCAGAAGUUAAACUCCAUGUUUUACUAAAGCAGACAGCCUAUCUAUUAAGGUUAGUCACUCUGUAAUCCUUCAGGUCUAUUAAACUUAAUGAGACGGCUACAGGACUGAGUGGGUCUAACUGACUGACCCCGAUUUACCCCCCUGAUAACCAUUUCUUAACUCAGCAGGGGACUGCAGCUCAGGGUAAACACCCUGCUGAGGGCGACUGGCACACUGGCUGACACACAGCAGAGCGACAGUCUCCCACAGAAGCAAUGCACUGAUAGCCCACAACAAGAACUGUCACCCAUGGGCGGCACGGUGUCAGCGCAGCCCUGCAGUGAUACCUGCAGGGUUCAAGCUCAUGAAGUGCCAGCAGAGAGUGAAGAUGACCUGAGACGGAGUAAAAGCCAAGCCGAAUCUGGGAGGGCUCUUAAACCUGCUCUACGAGCCAAAGAGCAGCAGCUGACGGCUCGUCUGCUGCACAUCACAGAGAGCAAGCAGCCGACCCAAACUCAGAUCCAGGUAUGAAGAGCACGCUCACUUUAAUCAGGUUCAUGUCUUCAUAUUAUCAACCUUGUAUCAGCAGAGUCAAAGCUCCAUCUUUCAAAUGGAAAUAAUUAAAGUAUGGGUGUUUAAAAGUUUAAAGAAUAUGAAUCCACUUUUAAUGUUGCACAUGCUGAGAAAGAUUAAGAAGAAUUUUAAAUUGUACUUGAAGGCAAAAUCUUAAAAUUUAAGUGAAAAAAGAUAAACAUAUAAAAAAUACCAUAGGCUAAUACCAAACUUACACAAUCAAAGAGUAAUCUUACAAGAUUAAUGUGAUAAAUUGAUAAGAAUUCCUGCACUAAAUUAAUUCAAGUGGAUCUUGUUGUGAAGUUAAACUCAAUAGGUGAGGGCAAACAUGGAUUGAAGAAGCAUAAAACAGCUGCCCGUUCACCUGCCUGUCACUAUAACAAGCUCAGUAUCUUCACAGUGAAGUCAGAAUCCUGAUUCUUUUGCUGAUUUGGUGCCGAUGUGCUAAAGCAGUUGAAGAAUAACUUCACAAGAUGCUCUAAAUUCCUCAUCUUAGUUCAAGCUGCUGUGGGCGGCUUCUCUGCCCUGUCCCUUCAAAACAAAAUAAAGACAAACCAGCCGAUAAAGUCUUUAAAUUCAUAAUUUGAAGGUGGGGUAGGCAAGAAUCCGUUAAAGAAGCAUCUUUUUUGUGGUGUAUAUACAAAAAGCUUUUAAUAUCAGUCAAUAGCUAUUAGUUAUUGAUGACAUUUGGUAAUAUAACGAUAUUGCUGUGUCUUGUCAUAUCUGUGUAGUCAUCAUUUUAAAGUUUUUGAGCGGCCCGCUCUCUCUGACUGUAAACAAAGCUGUUCUCUACUUCCCCAACCUGAUUGAUUUUGAGGUAGACGCUGCUCCCUCGUGUUGUGAGGCACUCUCCACGUCCUCGAAUAAUGUGCAUGAGCCUAAACAAAGCUAGCAUGCUACAAUAUCAGACAGUAGAAACCAACCACAAAUAAGUCUGAAUCCUCCUUUGGCCACGACUGCCAACACAAGCAAGUGUUGGCAGAGACUCUGGCGAAAUAACGGGCACUUAAAAAGGAGGUAGACCACCCAAACAAGAGCUAAAAAGCUGGGUCAACAUCAGUGAAGCAUAAACAAUGGGGGACGCUUAUGUCUUACAGACCCUGUAACCUUUCUGCUGGACAGGUAAACCAUUCUAACAAAGUAAGCCAAGAGUCUGUAACAGAAGAGUUUUAUGUCAAACAGGACCUGCUGUGUGUCAUAGCGCUGCUAAACAAUCAAUCUCGGGUCCUGGAGUAUGUCACUUUAUCCUUGUUGUAAAAGUCCUGCAAACGUUGUUUGCUGGUAGUCUGUUGGCGUCUACAGUAACACCAAUACUGUUUACUUUCACAUUGACUGGGCCCCAUUUGUAAUUAUAUGAAGUAUUUAUCUGCAGAAUAUCUGAAUUUAAUUGAAACGAUACAAGCAAGUAGGAGCAUCUGUUUGUAGGCGGGGCUUGCUGGAGCAGAGAGGGAGGAGAGAGGAGGAGCUGAAGGGAAAACUGGUUAGGAGGGGUAGUGUUUACAUUCAAGAUUUGUCCCAAAAACUGGCACUAACUAGAAAUCAUUAAAGUUCAAGUUAUGACUCUUGAAAACUCUUCACAAGACCUCCCUAGAAACCAACAGGAGGCAUCGCUGAGACUGUGUAGCUAAAGAGGGCAUUUCCUCCUAUGCUCAAGGUUUAGAUUGAACUCAUGCUGUCAUGUAAGCUCAUGUGGGCUGGGCAUAUAAAUACAUAUAUGACAAAAAUACAGAAGCUCUCUGCAGAGCAUCUCUGUGUAAAAAUGUAAUCAUUGAAGAUAUGUCUUCUAGUAUAACGUAAAUAAAUAGGAGAUAAAUCUCCCUGACUGCAUACAUUGCAUUAGCCUUAGUGCUGCAAGCUAGAUUAAACCUCAGCAGUCUCUUUUCUGGUGACCUGUGGAAGACACAGCAGCAGCUGCAGGGUGCUAAUCCUCGGUAAUUGGAUAGGCUCCCCGCUCGAUCUUUCCCUCUUCUCUGCACUGGACAGUUACUAUGUGAGUCUCCCAUCUCCCAGACUGUUGUCAGGGGCAACACUGUGGAGACCAAGCAGGAGCCAGAGUGGACUGUCAUCCCGGAAUCAGCAGCACAGCCACAGGAAGAGGACUCUGUUGAACAGGAAGCUCUAGAGAGGUGAGGUCUGUUUGUGUUGGUGAGCACAGAAACGUGAUCCUGAACAGAAAUGCAUAAAUUAUAGGCUUUAUCUGAAUCAGCAGAGUCCUUUUAGCAUGACUGUUACAGACAUUUUGACCUGUUUGAUCUCAUCCAAACAGCAACACUGCUCUAAACAGUUGGUUUUGUAUGUUGUUUAAUACAGAAAAAUAUGAAUGAAAGUCACUUUUGAGUUAUACCUCCUGCCACAGAGCUUACACCUGGCUCUGACUCCUGCUGCUGAGAAACUCCUCUGUCACAAAAACAUGUAAAUCUUUGACUUCAGGUACAGAAAGAGCUGCUCUGAAUUUGAGACCAAGCUGCAGAAGAACAAACAACUUUUCGAGGAUUUUAUCCCAGAACCAGUGAACGUCUCCAACCUGCAGAACCACAAGAAGCAACUAGAGGCAAGCUGCAGCUCCAUGUUAUCACUUUGCACUCAUACAUUUAUGUGAUGAAAAUAAUGUCACACUUUGACCUAAAACUGUUCAAAUCCUGCUGUUAGAGCUCUGUAUCUCCUGUACUUUGCUGCCUCUCAGUGCAGGUUGACAUGAUAAGUCAUAUUUCAUAUCAGCAUGCAGAGUCAAACUUCCCCACACACCUGAUAAAAGUUGUGAUUGCUCUCUAAUCCCCCCUCCUCCACAGACUUUAAAACAGGAAACGGCUGCACUGUGGUUGGAGUGUGAGUUCCAGCAUGCCCGGCUGUCCCGGAGCUCCCAGCUGAUUACUCGCAGAGAUAAAGGUGAAGCGGUGAGAGGCUGGGAGCAGCUGACUCAGCAGUGGAGAGAUCAACAAAUGUGCUUACAGAGCAGGUAGGGUUCAGCUCUUUUAAAGGGAUAGUUCUAUUUUUUUUUCUUUUGAAGAGGAGUUGUAUGAGAUAGUGCGCUGCCAGAAACCAGGAAGACAACUGGCAUGGGAGCCAGACUAAACAGUAAAUACUGCUGCAUUGGGGGUCAGUUUUGCUACAUAGUUGUGCUAAUUAGAAGAAUUCCACAACCAGGCACUAAUGUGAGUGUUAAUAAGAGCCCCAUACAACCUAAAAAAAACAAACAAACAAACAUAGAAAUAGCCCUUUAAGUCUUAAAAACACGCAAGGUUGGUUUGGGGGAUUAUUUCUUAACCUUGUUCUUGGGAUGUCCUUCUGAGAGGGUCCCCAGAGAUCUCAACAUAGAGCGUCUGUUGUUUUGUGCAUUUUUGUCAUAUUUCAGAGUUUUACCUACAGUUGGAGUUGAUUAAAAAUCAUAUUUAAGUUUUAAACUAAAAAAGAAAAAACUUAUUCCAAUAAUCAAAGAGAGUUUUUCCUUGGCUUCUUUCAGGAUGACGUCUCUGGAGAACACUGCUGAUCUUCUGGAGUCUGCAGACGCUCAGAUAGAUCUGAUGACAGAAAAACUGGACCGCCUCAUCAGAAAGCCUGUGGACAUCUCCUUGACCCUGACUGAGCCUGGAUUUGUUUCAGAUUUACAGGUGCAUCUUUGCUUUUUUCAGACUUCUAGUUUUCUAUUUUUUAUGCACUCACAUUAAGAUAAUUUACUUUUUCUUUCUUUUUUCUCUAAUAAUGUUUUAGAGAAAAAAGCUCAUCUGAAGAGUUUAAACUUGCUCUGAAAUGGGCUGAAAUUUACAUAGAUACCUCUUAAAGAAGUACAUCAGUGUUAUUAACAACAUCAUCCACUUCUAAAAAGGGAUUUUUAAUGUCUGAAACUGCUGCUGCUGGGAAGGUGUGAGGAAAAGUGAUUCGAUUUAGGCUUCAGAAACAGCUUUUGCUUAAUAAUUCCUGAUAAUUAAUAUAUAGACUGUUAAAAAACAAAGAUGAAGAAGUAAGAAGAAACACUUUGUCCACAGUUACAUACAGGAACUUUAAUAUGGCUGUAACUUUGAUUUUGUGUUUUUUAAGUAGGAUAACUAUUAUAACUUCCAAUACGUUCGGACAGAUAAAAAUGCAAACAUCAUUAUUGAUCCCUCUUUUGUGACCCAGGAGAUAGAUGACAGCCUGCAGUCUGAGCUGAAAAAGCUCUCUGAUGAGGAAAGAUGGAGGCUGGAAGCCACAUUCCCAUCGUCCCUCUACCAGGCUUUCCAAAACAACGUCCAUCAUCUUAAGCAGCUACGACAGCGACUGGAGAAGGUUCAGACAGCUGCCCGGGCCUUGGACCACUUCCUGAUCUCAGUGAGGGAAGUCAAUGCUGAGAUCCCAAAGCAGGACCCAGACAGGCAGCAAAACGAGGCAGACCGGGAGAAGGAGAGACGGUCUUGGCAGCAGAAGUUGCAGACAGCUGCAGAACAAGCUGACGGCACUCUGAAGGCAGCAGGGAUGACUCUGAACAUGGAUGGUUCGACAGUGAAGUGCCAGGAUGUGGUGACAUCAUUGUCCUCACAAGCUGUGGAGCAAGAUCUGAUAAAAGCCAAGAUAAAGGAGAUAUUACUGAUUGGACUGAAAGACAAACAGGAAUCUGAGGAUCUUAAUACUAUGGAAAUACAUCAGAUGAAGAUUUGGGAUGAUUCACACCAACAGGAGGAGGAGCGAGCAAAGGAGCAGGAGCAUUCAUCCCCAAGUGUAACAGAAGAGGAGUCUGAGUUAGAGGACAAAAAGAGCAGACUGGAAGGAGAGAAUGAAACAAAUGUGCAGAAAGAGAAAGAGCAAAAGACUCAGACAGUGAAACCUAACGGGGAAGCAACAAAAGUGAAGAACGGAAAAAGAAGAAGAGGAAGAAGCAGCCAGAUUAAGAGAGAGGAGGAGGAGAGGGAGAGUUUGGACCAGAGGAGAGCUGCACUGUUAGGAGCACUGAAGGAGAUCAAGGGAGCAGCUGAGCAGCUGGGGUUACAGGAGGCAACACUGCCGGCUCUGCAACAAAGGUAAUCUUUUUGAAUUUAACAGGAAGAGGCAGAAGGAUAUAUGAAGAGACUGACAUCCGAAUUCCUCUACUGACUAUUCCACUAAACUGCUUUAAAGGGAUAAAAAGGGAUAAAGGAAUUUGGUCAAACACACUGUAACACCGAGUUAGACACCCCCUCGAGAGAUGAACGUUGCCGACUGCUUGCUUCUCUAGUUAUACCAACUUUAGUAACGACCGCACGAUAGCAAUACAUAGUAGUCCACAUCUCCCUGUGCAAACCUUAAUCAAAAAGCCACUCUAUAGCCACAAAUAAUGCUCAGAACAGCACCUAACUUCAUCAACAGUACAUAUAGGGUCCCAGCUAUAGUACUUGCUGCCAAACAUCUUUUAUCCUUUGCCUGAUUUCUUUAGCAAGGAGACCAAACACGACUCACCCACUCUCCUCCAGCAGCCGCUUGUUUGUGGGGGAGCCCUGACGAGUCGAUCACCGAGUGCAGCAGAGUUUCUCAGAGUUUGCAGCUCAAGGAAUAACUUUUCUGAUCAUUACUUCACCGAAAUGCAAUCAGACCGAGACGCUAAGGCAGAAGAACUUCUGUGUUGCAGUGUAAAAUGAUUAAUAUGAUGAUUAUUACUUCAAGGAAAUGAUUGCUUGAGAAGCAAGCAGUCUGCAACAUUCAUUUCUCGAGGGGGUGACUAACUCAGUGCUACUGUGUUUGAGCAUGAUUUAAAUUUACACCAGAAUAUCCCUUUAAAUGGUUAAAUCUCAAAAACAAAACAAACAGGGGAUGUAGAUUUAAAGUAUUCUCUGUGAUUGAUGUUUGCUAACAAUCAAUUAAUGAUGAUUCAUGACAAAGAAACUCAUCUGCACCUGCAUGUUUCACUUCCCUUGCUCAAAGUCUUGCUGCUGUAUUGUGCAGUAUUUGGUUUGUUGGUGUUGUAGAACUCCAGGACAACAAUUACUCCUUGCCAUGAAUACAAACAAUUGUCUCAUGCAGGAAACGUGCCUUGAAAGAGCUGCAGAGCCGACUUUCUGACCACCUUUCUGAGCUGCAGAAGAUUCAAGCAGCAUCCCUGCAGUCAGGAGUCACAGGUGGAAGUCAAACCAGAGAGGAGGAGGAGGUCAUGAAGGAGACGAUGAAGGCUGCCAAUGAACGGUAACAACAUGAGUUUCUGUUUUGUUAUUUAUUUAUUUAUUUUUUUUGUUAAACUGCUUCAUCAAGUCAUUUUGGAGAGUCUGAUGCAUGUGCUUGUUAUAUAAUGUGUCACAUCCAGGCUGGAGCAGUGUAACGUCUCAGCUGAGCUGCUGAAGAGGUUCCAGAUCAUCCGCGGUGAGCUAAGCGGGACUCUACAGAGAGCAGAAGGCACCAUCAGCGAACAGGCCUCCUACAUGGGGAAGGACAACCUGCAGAGACUGCACACUAAGGUAUGGUUUCAACCCACUCUUUCUGAAGAUGGUGAAAGAAUCAACUGAAAGACUGUUUUUGUGUCAGGUCCAGGACUCGAAAGCAGAGCUGAACGGGCUCGGGGACAGAAUCGAAGAGGUCCGGAGUGUCUGCAGGCAGCUUCACACUCACCUCCGUCAGAUCCCAGGGUGCACCAUCAUCCCCUUUGACGCUGAAGCAGAUGCUCUCAUGGAUCGCUGGCUGGAUGUGAGUCGACUUACUUUAAAGUUUGAAAUCACUCAUCAUUCUUCUCAUUUUGUUGUUUUUGUGUAUUUUUUACUCUCUUGACUUUACAAUAAGCAAACACGAUAUUUCUGUUAUUAUCAUUUAAUGCAGUCAAACCAGUUUUCAAAGCUCUCAGUAUGUUCCAUCAAGUCUUGUGUUGAUUUAUGUGAAUGAGUCUCAUUUACUUACAGAUAUCUGAGAGAACAGACUCUCACCUGGAAAACCUCCACCUCGGCCUGACUCUGUGGGAGGGGGUCCUCCACCUGGGAGCAGAGGUGGAGCUCUGGACCUCCAAUAAACUGUCAGUGUUUGCUGAGUCCCCGUCCUUUCAGACAGAGGAAGAUAUCACAGCUUUGCAGGUAAAAACUUUUCUCACUCUGUAAUUUGUUUCUCAGAUUUGGGUCUGUCUGAGCCCCUUGAUUACUACAGCUGCUUUAAACGAUGAUCAUCUCCCCUAAACGUGUCCAGAAUGAGAUUUCGACUCAAGAGGAGAACAUGGAGCGUUUCCACAGGAAAGCGGCUGAGAUUCAGGUGCUGCUUCAGAACGCAGAGGCCCCUCUUGAGCUCCAGGUACAGCGUGGGGCUUUGACUUGGUUUUCUGUUUGGAGUUCAGGUGUUUUGGGUUUACAAAGAGCUGCUUUGACAGACAAUUACAACACAAAUACAGUCUGCUGCUGUGAUUUAAUGAUUUUUCGGUUUGUUAGCAUUUCAUUUUUACUGAUAAAAGGGAUAUUCUGGCGUAAAUUUAAGUUAUGGUCAAACACACUGUAACACUGAGUUAGACACCCCCUCAAGAGAUGAAUGUUGCCGACUGCUUGCUUCUCUAGUUAUACCAAUUUUAGUAAUGACCACACAAUAGCAAUACACAGCAGUCCACAUCUCCCUGUGCAAACCUUAAUCAAAAAGCCACUCUAUAGCCACAAAUAAUGCUCAGAACAGCACCUAACUUCAUUAACAGUACAUAUAGGGUCCCAGCUAUAGUACUUGCCGCCACACAUCUUUUAUCCUUUGCCUAAUUUCUUUAGCAAGGAGACCAAACACGACUCACCCACUAUCCCCCAGCAAGUCACUUGUUUGUGGGGGAGCCCUGACGAGUCGAUCACCAAGUGCAGUGGAAAAUUUAGGAUUAUUACUUAAUGGAAAUGCAACCAGACCGAGACACUAAGGCAGAAGAACAACUGCAUCUGCAGUGCAAAAUGAUAAUUAUGAUGAUUACUAAUUCAAGGAAAUGUGUGUUUGACCAUAACUUAAAUUUACACCGGAAUAUCCCUGCAGCAUAUUAUAACUGAAUGUGAUUUUGAGACUGUUGGGCAGCACUUUGCUUGUGCACAUGCCAACAAUCUAAACACAACUUUGCAAUAAAUGAGUGAAUCUUGAUGCAGUUUUAUGUGUUAUUUAAAGAGCAUUUAUAAAACAGGGAUGCAAUGAUCAGCUGGAGAGACAACAAUCCUUUUCACUGAUUUCAUCUUGUCUAGGUUGUGGAGACCCAGAUGAGAAAGAAGAUUGAGCAGCUGAAAGAGCUUGCCUCUGAAGCUGAGGAUGUGUACAGGCAGACGGUGGCUGCUAAGGGACAAAUUAGUGCUAGAAUGGCUGACUGCAGCAACUCCCUUCAGAAGAUCCAGGACUCACUCCUUACUCUGAGUGGUUCAGAUGUUACAACAGUGCUUGCAAAACUGAAGGUGAGGUUACUUUGUGCAGAACACGUGUUCUUUGUGAAUUUUAUCCCCAUUGUUUCAAAUGUGAAGGAAACUGACAAGAACAUUGAGGUGAAGAAAAAAAAAAAUCCCACAAAUAUGCAAACUUGCUGUCUUGUCUGCAGCAGAAUCAGAAUAAAACAUCUACAUAAUUGACCAGAACUCAACCACAACACAGGAGAGAUGAUCCAUAAACCAAAUAUUCAAGAUAUCCACACAAAGUCAAAACUGCAAUUUCAAAAACAGGAGUCCCCAGUGGACAAAUGUGUAUGAAUUCUUCAUCUAUAUCAAUACACACUGUGAAGUACUGGAUAUAACAAUCUUCAAAAAAGGGUUUAUGCAACUCAACAAAUAUUACUGAAAUGCAAGUAAACACAUGUAUUUCCCUACACUUAAGCAAAUACCAAUGGUUAAGAGAUCAAUUGAACAAACUUAUUAACGCAGCAGCUCAAAAGUUUGACAACUAAGUAUGUGGUAAUGUAAAAGUCUGAGGUAACUUAUUCUUUUGAGUUUCGACAGCUGAUGCUAUAAAAGGCGAUCCAUUUAAUCAGCUUGUAUUCUUGCACAGGAUUUUCUGUUUGAGCUGCAGACCCAGGACGAGCAGGCAGAGAGUGUCCUAGAGGACCUGCGUGUCAUUUCCUCCAUAGCCAGUUCAGUCAGUCUGCAGGGUCUGUCUACAGAAGGGGUCCAGCUGCAGGAGAAAGUCCGAGACACUCACCAGCUCUUCUCUCAGGUGGAGGAACAGACUGAGAGGAGCAUCCAGGUUUAUGACAGGUAACUGACACCAGCUUCACAUCUCUCAUGGGCAAGCUUUAGUGCAUUCAUUUAAUGCAUGAUUGUAGUGUAGUGUUGACUGACGGCUCCUUUCAUCAUGCGCUAUAAUUACACAAUCACUCCACAUACCGUACAACAUUUAGAGUAAACAUUAAAGCCAUUAGAGAGCUGCUGGGCAGGUAUUUCUGCAGCAGCUCCUCCUCUGACCUGAGUUUGAAAGAUUGGCAUCAGGACAUCAAUGCAAAGAGAAGAAGUAUGGGCAAAAGCUUAAAGAUAAAUGACUAACAUCACCAAAUAAAUGCAGUCUGAUCUGCAGUGACUGAAAAUAAUUUCUGCUGUUUGGGUUGAUGUUGUUUCUGUGCAAUAAAAGGUUUAAGGUGCUCCUGUUGAAUUAGUUAAAAUGUUCCUAAUACAUUGAUUUAGCCUGACUUUGAGCUCCAUUUUCAGACUCUAACCACAAAUACAAACUCAUUGGCUCUGUUUCCUUUUACAUGAACUCAAUCUGUCUGAGUAUAAAGUAGAGCCACACAGACUCUUACAGUUCACACUCUGAAGAUUGAAAAGUCAAGAGCAGGACGAGUUUAACUUGUUCUCCACAGCCGUUCUUUGUAAGCUCAUAUCCUGAAGCAGAACCAUUUCUCCUCUACGAUCCAUUUUUAAUACACAGAGUGUUUUGCAUAGUGUACGUUUGUUUGUGUCAUGCCUGACCUGAAUUCAUGCUCCAUGUGCUUCAGGCUGAAGAGAGAGAGUGAACAGCUGGAACGAUGGUUGCAAACAUUUGAGGAAAAAGCAGCAAAUGCAGAAGAUCUGAGAGUCCUGCAGGAGGAAGAACUUCGACAAAGGUGAACUGCUUUUUUACUAAACAUAUAUAUAUAUUUAUAUAUAAAUGUACAUACAGUAUAUAUGGAUAUGGAUAGAUUGAUAGAUAUUUAUACACAGACAAACAGCUAUAGAUUUAUAAACAUAUAUUAUAAUAGAGACAAAUAUAUAUUUAUCUAUAUAUAUUUAUCUUGUGGCUGUCAGCAGCUAUGCAUUGUGAUUUAGUUUAAGUGAGUCAGCAAUCAUGGAGGUUGUUUAACCUGUUGAACUCCAGAGAUGACUGACACAUCCUCUAUACCAUGAUCUGGUAUUUAUCAGCUUUUAAAGUGACAAGAAGUAGUCACUGGAUCAUUAAUAGCACUUAUGAUCAUUAUCAUACCCCCUAGUUUAUUUUCUGAUGAUUGAAAUAAAGCUGGCACUCUUUAUUUUCAAAUCCAUGACCUUGAUCUUGUUUUGUAACCUUCAUUAAGCACAUUUAAUCACUGUGUAGUAUUUCUUCUUCAUUAUCACUUUACUUUUGCUCCAAAACAAAGUUCAGUUUUUGUCUUAAGUGUCAGAGUAAUUGGUCAUUAACCCUGCCCUUUUUUCUCCCUUCAGAGUGAGGACAGACGACGUACACCAACUUGUCUUAUCUCUUCAAAACAGCUCCCUCCGGCAGUGCGCUCUGGUGGGAGAGGGCAGCAAACUGAUGGAGAGAUAUAACAAUUUUCUAACCAGGUCCUUGAAAAAUCAGUGUCCUCUGAGCAAAGAUCUCCAAACAUCUCAGACCCUUUCACAGCCGACUGUAACCUCAGCUGGAGAUCUGAGACAAACUGUCGACUCUUCACCUGCUGGAAAUGUGAGUUUACAGAGUCCUGAGGAGGAGAAACUGCAGCCUGCUCCAGAAAGAAAAUCUUGAUUCAUACAGCUUUGAAAUGGCAGUUGUUAGAGUGGAGUGUGUGAAGUCACAGGAGGGUGUGGUCACACAGAUUUGUUGUUUCUUCUCAUCUGCAUUUGUUACUACUUGUCCUUCAAUAAGGCGUGUCUAAUUGUUGGUGAAAAGGCAGAUUUGUAUGCAGAGAUUAUGAGACAGACGACACACUCCUCUUUUUGUCUGUGCAGUGAUACUUUGCUGUGUGUUUCUGUGUGAAAUUUAUCAAUGCUGGGGAUAUUUUUCAGACUGUGCCGAGUGCCAUGGCAGAAGAGGAAGCUCACCUGGGGAAGGUCAGUGUCAGUAGUGAAGAUAGAGAAGUACAGCAAAUAUGUGAGGUUAAUCAAAUGGAGUUCUGUGCGUUAGCUGCAGUCAUAGGAAUGGAAACAUUAAUUGAAGGACCUGCAGGUAAGUAACUCAGUUCUAAUGAAGCACAUUUGUAAAGCCUUAUAAAUUCAUUCAAAAGGCUUAUUGCAGUUUGAAUGUGUUAAAAACCCAAAAUUCAGAAGUUGCUGUUGUUAGUUUUGCAUUAAGGUACGAUACAUUACAAAUCAAACCUUCGUAAGACGUUAUGCUCAGUGUUGGUAACACAUUAUAAACACUUUAAUAAGUGCUUAUGAUCAGUUAAAGUGAUUGUAAUAAAGCUUCAGUAUAACAGAAAACAACAACACAGAAAGUUAGAACACAUUUUAAGAAAUAUGAGGCCUUCCUGUAGCGUUUAAACUUUAAAGUAGCCCUCCUUUAAAGACUCACUCCGAUGAAAAUCAUGUUUUUCUUGUUGUCCACAUAUUCAUAUGGCAUUUUCUAAUGCUGCAGGAUAUAUGAGAAAAAUAAGAGUGAAAUCGCAUUUCUGAGUAUUUUUGCAUUCAAGUUGUUGUAAAUCUCUGGCAGACCCAAACGGAAGGCUCAGAUACAGUGAGAUUUCCUAUGUCACAUUUACAAGCUCCACCCCCGGAGCCCCUCUAUGUAAGCCAGACUCUAAGAAGUGGAGAGGACAAUUGCGGGACAAGCAUGUGCAUUAACUGAUUGAAAUGCUCUUAAGAUAGCUUAUUAUGAUAUUAGCUUUCAUCAUGUCCCCAAAGACAUGAGUGUCCGAGAGCUGAAUAGCUCCUAUGUCACCUGCUAUUUCUACUACACCGGCAAUGUUAGGCUGUAAGCUAGUGUGAAGAGGAGUGUGCAGAGCAACUCUGUCUCCACCCACGACUCAGAGGUGAAUUGCUAAUGAGCUACUGGAGCUCUGCCGAAGAAAAGACCUUGAAAAUGACACAGGUAAUGUGAUUUGGCUAAAAACUUCAUCAUCACAAUUUAAAGACCAGUGAGAACACUUUAAAUGGUAAAAAAAACGAUCGGAGUGGGACAUUAAAGCUCCUCUAAGGGUUUUAUUUUGGCAUUAAUGAAAUGGCGUAACGUUCAUAUUAGUAUCUUUAAAUGAUGUAUCUAAGAGAGAGCAAAACCAUCAGGAACAAGAUGGAGGAUUUAUGUUUCAUAAUUCUUAACUCAGGAAGCUGAAGAAACCAUCUGUUUUUAUGAUUUCCACAUAAAGUUUUCACAAUCAAAGAUCAAUUUGACCAUCAGGUUUGAGAAUAAAGACAUUUUCAGUCAAAGGCCUCUAUUGAAGCAUGUCGAGAACAAGAUAACCAAACACUGGGGAUGCAAAAGUGGACACACACACACACACACACACACACACACACACACACACACACACACACACACACACACACACACACACACACACACACACACACACACACACACACACACACACACUAUAAGUUCCUCACUGGAGCUUGUAUGCGGCCCUUAGCCAGUCUGAGUUUGAGAUGCCUGUUUUAGCUGUUUGACUAAGACUGGAUGUGCCCUGACUGUCCACAGUAUAACAACCUGGAGGAUGGUGUUAGUAAUGAGGAACAUUUGGGCUCAUUAAUGCAGGACUUCCAACAAAAACUGACAUCCAUGCAGAAAAGACUUUCAGAGUGUCAGCUUGGCUUGGCUGCACAGAUCACUGAUGCACCGACUCUGCUGGUAAGCUCCUUCAAGUUAAGUGAGCCCAACUAAAAGCUUUUCAUGACCUUUAAUUUCCUCUUGUUUACGACUAUGACAUGAUCAGAGCACUAACGUGUUCUUCUGUCCCUCUCCUCACUCUUUCAGGCUUUGUUACAAGAAAUAACAGACAUGGAAGAAGAGCUUUUACACAUCGCAACACUCAAGGAUUCUAUCAUCGCCACUCCCACAGCCGAGGCCCAGGCAAGCCUCUCCCAGCAGGUCAGCAACCUCCAAGACCACAAGAGGGGGCUGGAGGACAGCAUCAGACAGAAUUUGGCUCAGCUCACCGAAAACAGAAACCAGAGAGUUGAACAAGCAGAGAAACUGGAGGAAAAUCCUGCACUUGCUCUCAAUGAAAGUCCACCUAUGCUUGAAGGAUUGCAUCCUCCUGCAUCUCUUUCCCAUCCCGCAGCAGACCACAAAGAAAACUGUACAAGUGAUCAAAAUGACAACAAAAUCAAAGCUGGAGAUAUUUUGGAAACAGACAAUCAAAUCCCAGACUUGGAUGUCAUCUUAUCAGAAAACCAGAAGCAAUCACAGCAAACAAAAACAAACCUUCUGACUCACCCAGGAACUAAGGACAAUGAUGGAACUUCUCUAGGAAGUGGAUGUAGGAUACUUCCUGGAAGCAAAGCAGAGAAGGCUCAACUUUUACACAAAGACACCACCUUUACUCAGGACCCUAAAUUAUCAGCCACAGUCGCGGACACAUCCACAGAAUUCAAUCCAGAACCAAGUAUCACGGCUUUUGUUGAAUCUACAGCCACAAAGUCUGAAACUGCUCACCCUUUAACCCUUAAAAACCUGCCUGAACCUCCAGCAGCACAAUCAGAGACAUUUAAAGCAGCUGCAGACUCUCCAAAGAAAGUCAUAACUAUAGUGUUGGAGAUGGAGCCCCGGGACAUACAAGUUAAAGUAAAUACGGAUCUAGAUAGACCUGGAUGUUCCCGGGCAGUUACUAGUACAGGGGCGGCUUCGAGUGCUGGAAUUCCUGAGGACAUUUCUGGACUUUCUCCUGUACUAAUCAGUCCCAAAUCUAAUGAAAUAGAUUGGAAAAUAUAUCACAGUCUUGCACUAACUGAGUCUCAAGUGGCAGAAUCAAUUUCAGGAAACUCUCUACAGGUAGUCACUGCAGAGCAGGGGGUUGUGAAACCUGCAAGUGCCUGUUCAUCAUUCCAGGACACCCAUGAGGUCAUGUAUGAUGACGUCUUAAAUUCCUCCAAACCAUGUGGCAUUGCUGCUGAACGUCAGCUCAUUGGUGCAUGUGCAGCAGGAACGACACUUCCGGACGUCAGAUCAGAGGAGAUGACAGAUUUCUGUCUGACUGAAGAGCAAACAAUGAGCUCAGUCUUGUGCAGGGUGGAGGGAGAUACUUCAGCAGAAACCCAAAUACCUGCCAGUGACACUAAACAGCAAAGUGUUGCACAGAGCGCAGGGACAGGACUUCUGGAGAGAGACAAGGGGGAAGACACAAGUGACCUUCCAGAUGGUAAAGUUUCAAAAAUACCUGAAGAUGAUGUCACACUGCAAUUUGAAGGAAGUGAAUGGACAGGACCUGCUUCACUGGAGGACACAAAGGACACACAGGUAGAUAUUAUUUUCAAAAUAUACAGAUGCAUCAGUCCUGUAGACACAUAUUUAUAGAAUAGAAUCAAACAAAUAGAUAGAAAGUUGUAACACUGAAAAAUCUGAGAAAAACUGAUAACAAUUGUUUUCAUAUCAUUCAAUUCCCACUUUUUAACAUCCUAUAAGGAGUUUUUGGACAUUUACUUAACAGACUAAAAUUCAUACCCAUGCUUUUUUACGAUAAACAAAAGCAAACAAGACCACCAGCGACAUGAUUGAUCAUUUUAUAUAAUGCCUGCAACUUGUGCAGGAGGGUAGGUGUCAGCCAAGCAGAUCCAUUCAUUCAUAAGAAAUCCGAAAGUCUGACUGAUGAGAUUUGAUGUCUGAAGACACCACAUAAGCAUAUAGAGGACAAGAUAAGCAGAGCUGGCUUUGGAGCUUUAAUAUUAAAUCGUCCAAUCACAGCACUUAGAAUAGAAUAUGAGGAUUUCAUUAAAAACAGUCAAUAUCAGGAAAGUGUAUUAAAAACAGACAUGGCUCUGUAGUGGAAGUCGCUGCAUGAACUCAAAAUCCCUCCUAAAGUUCAUCUCUGCAUACACAUAUUGCUGCUGUUGGGUAGAAACCUCUUAUCUCAAAAUACAGAACAUGUUGGAAGAUGAAAGACCCUGUAUUUUUCAGAUUACCAACAUGAUGUGGAAUUCAGCCAUUAGAUUUUUAUCUCAUCAGAUGACUGAUAUCACUGAGUGAUGUAAAAAAAAUAACUAGGUGAUGAAGUGUGGAGAUAAGAGGUUUCUGCUGAUAAGUAGCAAAGUGCAGGUUUAAACUGUACAAAGGAAAAAGGAAACCACUUAUAAAUGCUAACUACGUCUCUGGACCUGAAGCUGAUAAAGAUGGACUGAAAUGAUGUGAUGAUGUCAAAUGUGACACUCCUCUUAGAAAUGAUGGAUACCUCAACCUCCACUCUGGAGAAACGAGGGUUCAAAACGAGUUCAUUAGUGAUGGUUAAGUGACAGAGGGUUCAAUAAAGGUAAUUUUAUGUAUUUGUAUGACUGAAUUUGUGCUCAGUGAUGUCAUUUCUGAAGACUUGACAUUGAUCGACCAUUACUGAGCACUUUAAGCCAUUCCUUUUAGAAUAUUUUGGAUAAAAAUAACUGAUAUAUUUCAGAGAGAGGGGUUGAGAUGACAGGAAAUGAGUAAGAGGAAGUACAGUGAAAGAAAAGGGUCCAGAAGACCAAAGCUAUAACAAACAACCCAAUAUUAACCCUCUAAAGUCUGGGGUAUAAUUGGCCGUUUUUGACUACUUUUGAUUUUACCUUUAUAUUUCCUCUUAAAGGUAAAUCUAUAUCUUAUAUUUACUAUUCUUUCUAAAACCACUAAAGCCAAAAAACCUCUAAAAGAGUUGAUAAAGAUGUUUACAACUUUUCUCUGAAUGGUUUGAAUAAAUUUAAAUGUUUUUUUUUCCUCUCUGCUAUAAGAAGACACACACACAGCUCUGCGUAAUCUAAGACUCCUGCUGUUUUUAAUAAGACUGAUCUCGGUCUCCUCUGACAUUUACAAACCAUUCCUCUGUCCUUAACUUACUCCAAGUCUGAGGAGGGGGUGUACCCUGUGAAACUUUGGUAUUUUUGACAUUUAAAAAGUGUCAUUUUAUUCUAGAUUCAGCCCUGGAACUUGCUUCCUUAUAUUCUUUUUAUUCCUCCCACCAUUUGGCAUUUGAAUGUCAUAACUUUUGACAGAUAUUUAUAUUUCUGAGGGACAUCAUUCAACCAGGAAAAAACAAAAAAGAGGAAAUCCACAUCAUACACAGGCUUGUUUGUUGUACAGAAUGAGUGAUAAAUUGCUGAAACAUUUAUUUGAUGUGACAAAAACAUUAGAGAGGAUCCUGCACCGGCUUCACCUGCAGAGGCAUUUAUGAUGAGAAGGAUUCAAAGAGGGAAAAAUAAAAACAUUUGUUGACUGUAAAGUAACAGGACCUUAUCGUGACCCAUACCAUCAUCUCUGACAUUAUCCACUAAAAGCCACACUAAGUGCUGCUGAUGCUUCCUUUGCUGUAUGAAGGAUUUCAACUGAGUAUUUUCUGCAAAAGGCUUUCAUGCACAACUUUCAAAAACUUGGGAGAGUCAGAGGAAUUUCUCACAAACCACCUGUAAUUACCUGGAGUAAUAGCAGCCCUCCCCUCUCUCUGAAGAGGCUGACAGAGGUGUUUUCUGAGGUGAUUGCUAAGUUUCCAAACAUGUUCCUACAAAUACUUAAAUAUUUGUAUCUAAAAACCUGAUUCAAGCUCCAGUGAGGUGGUUAUGAAAUAGGGCAGAGUUGAUACGGAUGCUUUUUAAUGAGCAACAAGAGCAUACAAACCAACAGAGAUAUGAUCAAAUAUUUCCUGCUGGGGCUUGCAGAAGGGAUCAUUGUGAUUUGCAUGUUUGAUGAAUGGCAUGAAGGUUGUCACUGUCCCUUUUUUCAUGGCGAAAAGAUAAUGGAAUGACAGAUAAUUAAACUCUGACCACAACAGUUUAAUUUUUGUUGAACAGCUGAUGAACUGUCACACAUUCAAAACCACAAAAGUGUUGCUGUUUUCCCCAAUGCAUAUUUAAUCCGUUACGCAAAACACAAUCAAUAGGUUCUUGUAACAGGCUGGGUCAGCUGAAGGCUGAACGGCUGAAGGCUUUUGAUUGAUUAAUGAAGUAGUUUAAAGACAGAAAACAUGCUGAUGAAAAGUGCAAAAUGAAUCAAAUGGGACUACGAUUGAGACUAAAAGACUGAAUCUAAAGCAGCUGCUGCUGUUUAAAGUUGCUGUUCAAUCAUGUGCGCCUUUUCAGUGUGAAAAAUUUCAAGUCCAACUUGUCUUGUGAGUGUAAAAUAAUCCUUUUAAAUCUGCCUUUACCCUCAGCCACUCAGAGGGCUGCUUUUUGUUUGAAACUGUCCUCCCGCUCUACCUGCUCCCUGCUCUAAGUCCCGCCCUCAUCUUACCAAAAAUAUUUCAGGAGGCACCUCCCCUGCAUGAGAUCCAGUCACCAAACAGCUCAAGUCAUGUUUUGGUGCUCACCCUGUCUUACCAAGUUAUAACAGAUCAAUUAUUUCUUUGAUGAAAACAGGGAGGCAACUGUUUGUGGCUGAAAGGACGUCUCCCCCGGGGCAGACUGCUCCCUACUCAGGCACAUUCUUUAGCUAACUGUACUGACUCGCCGAGCCACCGUCAGUGUGGUAUUAUUUGCUACUGCAGAGCAGGGAGAGAGCAGGAAGAUAUGUUAUUAUCUGUGAACAAACACAGGAGAGCAGGAGGCUUAAAUGUGUCACCACCCUUGUCCUGCGUGCGUGUGUGUGUGUGUGUGUGUGUGUGUGUGUGUGUGUAGCUGCACAUCCAGGAAGGCAUGGAGCCUGAGAAGACAGCUCCAGGUUUGAGAGCUGAUCUGCAAGCCACGAAGAUGACAGGUGGAUCAGAAGAGUCCUGCAAACCCAAGUCCACCAUGCAGGAUAUUUUGACUGAGAUCCAGAGCCUGGUGGAGAGAAGUAACAUCAUAAAUGUGAGUAUGAGACAUCUUUUACAUGAUAAUCAGCCUCUUUCUACAGAAACAGGCUUUAAAAACAGGCUGCAGUGGGUUUAUAAACUCAUUUCUGAAAGCCUGAACUUUAAAAUAUCAACAUAAAAGGUUAAAUCUGAGUUUUUGAGUCAUAUAAAAAGGUUUUUAUUUACUUUGUCUCUAGAGUUGCGCAAAUUCUGUUUUAUGGAAAUAGAAAUGAAAACUCCUCUUUAAUGCAUUUUAAUUUCCCUAUUUUUUGCACAUAUUUGCAAAGCUCCCAAUGUCCAAAAAAGCCCAAGAGGUCAGUCACGCUCAGAUUAAACAUAGCACAGAUAAGAGCAGCAGUGUUUUGAUUGAUGUUUGUGUAUUCCCAUGAUGCUGCAAACGGGACGGUUCACAGGAAGGACAUUUGAGAUACAGAGAUUUCCUACAGAGUCAUUAGUGGGCACAUAAUUACUUGGAGUAAAGUACAUUAAGUGAUCUGAUCUGAGACAGUGUGGCUCGUUUCUGAUGUCAGCUGUGAUGUGGUUUUAUUUGGGAGGGGCUAUCUGUCCUGGACCUUUAAGACACUUAAAAAAGGAAACAUUAAUGAAAUAAUUCAAGGAAAAUAAGGCUAAAAGACAGGGAUGAGACUGAGUCAUUUUAAGUACUCAUGAUAACUAGAGAGUAAACAAGCUCUUUUAAGCCUGCUGUAGAUAAAUCUGUUUAAACAAGAACACAACAAACCACAACCUAAUUACCUUGUUUGCAACCGGCGCCAGUAAAAAUAAAGACAUGCAUUGAUCAAACUUAAGUUAAGUGUUAUAUUAUUUUAAAGAAAUGAUUCCAAGUAUUUUCAUUUUCCUAUUUCUAACCACUAAAUAAAGGAAUUGGACUGUUUUGAUUUGUCUUUUGUUCCAGUGAAAUGUUUUUGGAUUUGGAUUUUAAAUGUUGAAAACAGGGCUGCCGCUGAUGGGCCAGCACUUUAAGUGCCCUAAAUUAAGAAGCUAAAAUUCCAAACCAGGUGGCUGUUUCUUCGAUCCUUCGCUGCUUGUCUUCCCUGCUCUUUGCUCCGCACAUUUCCUACCUCUCUUCAGCUAUUCUGUCUAACCCUAAACAAGGCAAAAAUUCCACCUUUUUUCUGUUGCACCACACUGGGUCACUAAACUGUGUUCUCAGGGUCUAUGUCAGUGUAACCACUUACCCAACAACAUUUAAUGCAAAGAAAUCCAAUCUCAGUGGAAAAUUUAGGAUUAUUACUUCAUUGAAAUGCAAUCAGACUGAGACACUAAGGCAGAAGCACUACCGCGUCUGUAAUGCAAAAUGAUUAUUAUGAUGAUUAUUACUUCAAGGAAAUGAUCCGUGGGUGUGGGUGAGUUGUAUUUGGUCUCCUUGCUAAAGAAACCAGACAAAGUUAAAAAGAUGUUUGGUGUCUAGUACUAUGGCUGGGACCCUAUAUGUACUGUUGAUGAAGUUAGGUGCUGUUCUAAGCAUUAUUUGUGGCUAUGGAGUGGCUCUUUGGUCAAGGUUUUUGCGUUGAGCCACAGAUCGCUGUGUAUUGCUAUCAUGUGGUCGUUACUAAAGUUGGUAUAACUAGAGAAGCAAGCAGUCGGCAACAUUCAUCUCUUAAAGGGGUGUCUAACUUGGUGUUACAGUGUGUUUGACCAUAACUUAAAUUUACACAGGAAUAUCCCUUUGAACAUGAAAUCUGUUUGCAGAUCAACAGAUACAUAGGACUGUGACAAGUUUCAGCUCUAUUUCGAUGAUUCCUAACCUGCUACAUUGAUAUGAUUUUAAUUUUGUUAUAGCGGACACCACACAUCGAUUUGAAUUGGUACCUAAAGUCCUCUCCUGGUGAGUCUGAAAUUCGACUGAUAAGAACUGUGCAGAAAGUUCUGGCAUGUCGCUACCAACCAGCUCAACUGGACAUCUCUGCAAUGGUCAAACAGCUGCAGGAGGCGGAGGUAGGUCCAUAUAUUUAAAAACUAUUAUAAGUUUUUAAAAGUAAAUUCAUUAUCUGACCUUGUAUUGAAAGGUUAGUGUAGGUUAUGAGAAGAGGACGCAAACUUCAUUUGAUUUUUUCAUGUGAUCGCUCUUUUGUCUGCAGGACUUCAGGCGUUGUGUGCAGGAUCAAGUGGCUGCAUUAAAAAGCGUGAAUGACUCCAGGACCUGCUCUCCAGACACCCUGAAAAGCGUUGAAGGACAGUGCAGCGCUGCACUCUUGGAUGCCUCGGCCACAGUUCAAGUCAAAGCGGCCCAGCUGGAUCAGGUCAAACAGUAUCAAAAACAGAUGAAGAUCAUCAGAGCUUUCUUGGCCGUUGUUGCGGUUGAGAAGGAAAAAAUGAACCUGUGAGUAAAUCUUUGAGUUGAUUAAGACGGUUUAAGUCUGCCAGAUUACUGAUGUUCUUCUUCUGGGCUUUUUUAGGGAUACUGUGGGAAGCAGUGCCCUCCAGGCUGGCAAACUUCAUGGUCUUCUGCAGACCAUGCUGCUGAAGAAGGGCUUGAUGGAAGAGCUCCUCCACAGAAGCAGCCAGUUAUCCGUCCACCUGAGCGACGCUGAAAGUUCAGGUGCUCUCCUCGCCCAGCUUGGAGAUAUCCAGGAGGAGUGGCGGCUUUUAGAGGGAAGUAUUAAAAGAGGCCUUCAGCACGCCUCAAGCUCCACCUCUCAGUCGUCUCUUCUUAUUAAAGACACCAAACAGCUGAAAGCCAAACUCGAAGCUCUUCAGACGUCUGACUGUGAAAGCAGCGACAACAAAAGUGCUUUAGAGGUUGUUUGUCUGACCACGGACCUCAAACUGUACAACCAGCUCUACCUGCACCUCCAGUCUGAGUCGGAAGCUCUAGUUCACUUCUCUUUGGGUCAGAAGGAGAAGGACGAGAUCAAACGUAACCUUCAGGAAGUGGGGUCUUUGCUAAACCUCACCAAAAGCAAGCUCGACAUUUCCACACACAGCUCUCCUGCGAGGAUCAACAAACAGCUACGAGACUUGAUCACAUGGGCCAAGCAGGCAGAAAACCACAUCUCCAUCGGGAAGAAGUUAGCCCUGUUCCCAGAGGAGGCUCGGAUCCAGAUUAUGGAGAUGAAGAAGUUUCAAACGGAUAUUUGGUCUCGAAGGUCCAAGUUACAGGCGGAAGUAGAGCAGAUGAAAGAUAUUGCCUCUGGCAUGGAGAAGGAGGAGAGCGACCAAGUAUUCAGGACCGUUGAGGAUCUUUAUGAAGCCAUCGCUGACAGCUUGGAUCAUGUUCUCGCCACCAUGAAGAAGAGCCUGAUAGAGAGGGAGAAAAUGUUGUGCCAGCUCUCCAGCAUGGAUGCCUGGCUUGCAGAAACCCAUGCAAAAAGAGACCCCUGUGUGCAUAUGGAUAAUGUUUCAAAAGCUGACAUCAGAGAGCUGGAGAGUGAGCUGAAAAGCCACAAAUUUGCCAAGGUGAAGAUUGAGAGCACAAUAAAACUGGUGGAAGAAAUGGCAGAGAGAUGCAAAGAAAUAGCCGCCGGGUUGAGUCCAGGAGAGAGCCGCUACAUCGUCAACAGACUGUCAGGACUAUGGACUGAAUUGGAUGGUUUGCUUGCUUUUGAGAAAGCAACCAGCUGGGAGUUGGAGGAGCUGAUUCACGAGAGAAGAUCUUCAGAUGAGGAGCUGUCGACAGUCCAGGCAAGUUUAAAUCAAAUCUCCUCUGAUCUGGCACAGCAGAAGUUCCCUCUGACUCAGGAAACCCUUUCAAAGAUUGCACUUUUGAAGCACAUGCUGAUGGAGCACCAGUGUCAAGUACAAGAGCUGCAGCACUGCCAGGAGGCCAAGAGAAGCUCCCUGUUGUGCACCAUUGGUGAGCUGCAAGACCAAUGCAAAGCUUUCAGUAUUAACACCUUCGAACAGGAGAAGUACCUGCACCUGAGGAGCCAGAUGGAAGAAUCUAGAGACAUAGCUGCAGAGCAGAUCCAGCGUGCCAAAGAUAAAGGUAUAAGUUUGGGUCAGCGGUUUAGACAAUGCCAAAUACUCCUAGUGGAGCUUCCUUUGGUGAAGACACAGUGUCAGGAAGCAGCCGACCAGCUGGAGGCUAUCGCUCAGGAGCUGAACCCAACUGAGCUCAACGCAGAGAGGCAGAGAAUUCAUCAAACUGUGGAAACUUUAGUCUCCAGGGAGGAUUCUGUCACAGAGGACAUCAAGAAUCUAGAGGCCAAGCUCCUGCUGGGUCUGCGCUUUUCCUCUGAGCUUCCUGCCUUAGUUCAGUUUUUCCGGAGAGCAGAGGAGGAGCUGCAGGGAGCCAAACCCGUCAACCCAGAGGAAAGAGCCAUCGAUGUUGCACUGCGAAGGUGUUGGGUUAUUUGGAGGAAUAUGGAGUCCGGGAUCAGGGUCUUAGAAGGCCUAGGACGCAGAGAGAAGGUCAACUUGAAUAGCUGCAAGGAGCUGUACUCUCUCAGAGAUGUAACCAUGCAAGAAUGCCACGAAAGAAUGGUUUGUCUCCAGAGUUCAUGAUUACAACUUUCCAUUUUCUGACUUUGCCAUUUAUUAAGUUUUUUGUUUUUUGUUUUUUUUUUCCACAACAGGCGAGUCUAGCCCAAGCUCGAGAGUCCUUAAAGGAUUACCAGUGGGCCGCUCAGGGAGCAAUAGGGUUCCUCCACAACGCCGAAGCCACCUUCCUCUCAGCUCCUGGAGGGUUUUUGGACUGUACUGAGGAACAGAAACAGACUCAACAGGCUCUCGAGGCUCUAGAAGACGGAUUUCAGGCUCACAUCUCCCACCUUUUGGAACUGGUACCACAACAACCCUGCCUCUCCCAACCAGAGACAGAGAAGCUCCACAUCAGCAUCUUCAGUCAGCUGUUGGUAGGAAGAGCCGUACUGGAGGCUCAGGCCCAGCUCAGGCUAGAGUCUUUACAGAGGUACAGGACCUCUUUAAAGAGGGUCUGAGUGGUUUUAUGUUUUACAUGUGGUGAUAAUAUCUCUGUCCAUAAUUUUGUUCUUGAAAUUUAUCUACAAAUGAAUUUCUUCCAGGUGUGAAGAACGGCAGCAAAGUCACAGGAUGUGUCAUGAGGACAUAUGUCAGCGUCUCUCUGGACUCGAGGCUCAGCUUUCCGAGUGUGCUGCAGAACAAGUGACCUCAUACGAUAAAUGUGUUGCCCAACAAAAAAGAGCCAAGGUGGGUCUUCAAAAGCAGAGUAGUCCGACAACAGAAAUACAUCAGGUCUUUUACAGCCACCUUUAUAUAAGUUAACUGAGGGAUAGAGUGGCUACACCACAAGGUUGAAUGAUGAAGCAAUGAUCAGCUAACAAAGCAUCAUGUGGUGAGCCACAGUGACUCUUCAGCAAAUCCUCUGAUAGAGUUCCCUCUGAGAUCACAGUGGCAGAAACACGUCUCUUUCAGGACAAGGUAGAAAAUAACUUUCACAAUAAAGGUCUUUUGAUAUACGUAGAUGAUACUGUUCAUACUGACAUAGCUGUCAACUCAAAAUGUUUUUAUACAUGUCUUUGCAUGCCAGGGUAACAAAAGGUUGCACACUGCAUUUUAUUGGCUCAUCUUAAAGAGAUAUUAUGGCGUAAAUUUAAGAUAUGGUCAAACACACUGUAGCUCCAAGUUAGACACCCCCUCGAAAGAGUUAGACUCAUCCACUCUCCUCCAGCAGCCGCUUGUUUGUGGGGGAGCCCUAACAAGUCGAUCACCAAGUGCAGCCGAGUUCUGCAGCUCAAGAAAGAACAUUUAUAAUUAUCACUUCAUGGAAAUGCAAUCAGAGUUCUUGUAUAUCUUGUAUGUGCACUUCAGACGCAGUAGUUCUUCUGCCUCAGCAUCUUGGUCUGAUUGCAUUUCUAUGAGGUAAUAAUCAUAAAUUUUCCGCUGCACUCAGUGAUCAACUCGUCAAGGCUCCCCCACGAACAAACAGCUGCUGGAGGACAGUGGGUGAGGUGUGUUUAGUCUCUUUGCUAAAGAAAUCAGGUAAAGCUAAAAAGAUGUUUGAUGGCUAGUACUAUGGCCGGGACCCUAUAUGUACUGUUGAUGAAGUUAGGUGCUGUUCUGAGCAUUAUUUGUGGCUAUAGAGUGGCUUUUUGGUUUAGGUGCGCUUGGAGAUGAUUUCUGCUGUGUAUUGCUGUAGUGUGGUUGUUACUAAAGUGACUCCGUGUUACGGUAUGUUUGACCAUGACUUAAACAUCCCUUUAAAGGAAAAUAUUUCCUGACUAACUCUUAAAUUUAAUCUCUACUUCAUCUUUUUAUGCAGCUUCUGAUGGAUGAUCUUCGCAGCCUCGCUGUUAAAAUUGAAGACCUCCGAGCUGGGUGUCCGAUGCAGGGAUGUGGGGUUGGAAAGGACGGGGAGCUGGGCGCCCUCUGGAGGCGCUGGGUGUCAUUACGGCGUGGUAUAGGUCUUCUGAUGGCACAUACAGAGCAGAGGGGAGAGGAGUGGAAGGACAUCACUACCAGUGUGAGUUUUUUUUUUUUUUUUUUGGCAGGAUCGUUUAUAAAUUUGUGUAAAAACAGAUAAAUAAACGAGAAUUAGCGGAAUAGCAUCUGUAUUUUUCUUAUUACUGUAUUUUCUGAAUGUGUUUGAAAAAAAGUCCAGGACAGCUGGUAAAUAAAAACAAGCUUGUUUUGAUUGCCUUUGAAGACUGAACUGUGUUAUUCAAGUGCUGAUCUCUGCUUCCUCAGAUGGAGCAGUGUUGCAGCUUCUUGGCCAGCCUUCAGGCUGAGGUCCCUGAUUCCUCUGCUGUGAGCUUCACUCAGGAGAAACCACAGGAGCUUCUGGCUCAGGCUGAGAUGCACCAAGCUGGGCUGGAGCAGGAACAGCAGGCACUGGCAUCCCUGGAGCACCGACUGGAGCAUGCCUUGAGUUUAUCCAGCUCUCAGGAUCCAAUCAGCCCUGGACCUGUUGGGAAAACGCUUGUGAAGAUCCAAGAGAAUGUCAGGAGGUGAGAUACGACAGAUGUGGAAAAGGAUUGCUCAUAAAUGUGAGAAAUGCUGACAAGUUUUUUUCUUCUGCAGCUUAAAAGAGAGAAACCUGCAGGUGGUGGCUGCAGCCCAGGCGGAGGAGAAAGAGAGGCAGCAAAUCCAGGAGGAUAUAGAAGAGGUGGAGCAACACGUGAUGGCCAUUCUCACGUCUCUGGAGGCCUGUUCAAACCGAAGCAAACAACAGGUCAGGCUUGUAUUUUAUGCUUUAUAGUCCAAACUCAAAUACUGGUGUUACAGGAAAAGAGCUCCUAGGAUAUAUUGUUCCUAUAGGAUUUUUUUUUUUUUUUUACUUUUGGCCACGGUUUUAAAAAUAUAGCAUAUGAAACUUACUCGAGGUUGAUUUAAGAUGACUGUCAACCAUAAACUAGACAAUAAGUUCUGCAAAUUAGGGAAAAAAAAGGGUCCUAAGCUGGACUUUUGAACUCGUGCUGUGAUCUCUCUAAUUUCCAGUUCAGUCUUUCCAUUUUGAUCUUUUUCCAUGUUUAUUUCCAAACUGCCAGGAGCUCAGAAAGGAUUUACUGAUCCAAAAGACCAAACUAAAGUGUAUCGUGGACAGUGUGCAGAGGCGAUACGGGGGGAUACCAGCUGAUAUCAGUCGAAUGCUACAAGGAGUCCAGCUUUCUCUAAGGAGAGAUGAGGAGAAGGUACCUUUCACCCAGUUACAUGGCAACAGUGCACGAGGCUUUUGACGAGCUUUAAGAAUGGGGUAGCUAAAAUCAAGUGUUUCAGACAGAAGGUGAAAUUGUGGUUUUCAAAGACACUAAUCUAAGACUGGUGUCUCCUUCAAAGCCAACAGAAAGGCUAGAUAAGGCCUGAAAACCAGCAUCAUCCCCUUUCUUUAUUAAUAAUAAUAAUAAUAAUAAUAAUAAUAAUAAUAAUAAUGAAAACAACAACAACAACAAUAAUAAUAAUAAUAAUAAUAAUAAUAAUAAUGCAUCAGAUUUUAUAGCACUUUAACUUUAAUGCCUGGUUAACUCAUUGUCGACUAAUUUAUGCUUAAUCAUGAUUCUUUCUUCUGUCUGCUCACUCUUCAGCUCAUAGCGAGGAGCAUCCCACUUCAAAAGCUAAACAGACGAGUAGUGGAGCUGGGUUCAGGUCUGGAGAAAGUCAAGAUGUUACUGGACCAGAAAAGUCCAACUGUCCCUGAAGCUCAGCAUGUACUCAAGGUGUGUGUAUUUCUUACUGUUUGCUUCAGUGUGUGUGCAGUUUCAAGUUUUGUGCACAGGCUUAAAAGCUUGAAUCUGUCUCCACAUUUGUCUUUUUUUGGCCAGCGUGUUUGGGAUGAGCUGGACGCUUGGCACAGCCGUCUCAUGAUCCUGGAGAGUGAAGUUCAAGAUCUUGCAGAGGAGCAUCCAGACCAGGCCCACAUCCUCAUGGACCAGCUGACCCAGCCGCUGCAGCUCUACCAAAACACAGCACAGCAGGUGGAGCAGCGCACCGCCUUCCUCAGCAAGGUCAGCACUUCAAUAUUCACGCUGUAAAAAAAGUAAAUGCACCUCAACGUAGGCUUUUAAUAUGAGUUUGUCAAACUUGUAUUCUUCAGAUCCCCAGCUGCCUGCAGGAAUUUGAGGACACUGUGCACAGCGCCACCUGCUGGUUGGAUGAGGCUCAGUCGUGGCUUAGUGCUCCCUGCUCAUUUACAACUGCCAGAAGUCUCCAGAAUCACGCAAACUCGCUGCAGGUUGGUCUGUGCAACAUUUGUGCCUGUAUUUGCUGUGCAUUUUAUCAUCCUUAAACUGCAGUGUAGUUUGCUGUAGUUUAUCUCAUCAUUGGGCUUUGUUGGCUGCUAAAACACGUGAACUUCCAUGUACAGUCGUAUCAACAAGCAUUUUCAGUAGCACGUUUAUUUUUUGAUCCUGAACUACAGCUGGUCCUUGAUGACUCUGAAAGGAUCAGAAGCGCCUUGCAGGACUUCAGACCGGUCUUGGAUGAGAUCUCUGCUGUGUGUGACAUGAGAGCCCAGGUGGAGAAGCUGGACCAGAAUGACCAAAAGGUCCACAAGACACAAAGCAAGGUCCUUGAACCACUGGAGCAGCUUCUGGAGGCUGUGGAUGUGAGAUCUUUUUUUUCUUUGGUUAAAUGAUCCCACAAUUCAAAGAAAGUCAGUCCACUGGGAGAGGCACUGAUCAUGUAUUUUUCAGGCGGUGGAGGAUACUGAGACAGAGCUGAAGACGAUGGAGAAGAAUGUGCAGAAGAUCAGAGCCAUCCUAUCCUCCAUGGACAACUCAAACAUCACUCUGACCGAGCAUCUGCAAAACCGACAGGUAAUUCGCAGAGCAUUCAUGACCGCUAACUACAAGUUCAAUGCAAAUCCUCAUCAGGAGUUCAGAGCAUGCAAUUGUUGAUAUUGUCUUACUAAUGCCCUCUAAAUGUCAGGAAAACACUGUGCUUUCGCUCAACCAAAAUACAUCUUUGUACUAUUUUAUGCUUCAGAUUCGAAGAAUUUAUGGAUAAAAAGAAAGUAGAAACCAAACAGGAGGAGUUUCUCGAUAAUUCUACUUUUAAGUUUGAAGGCAACUUUUCAACUACAUAUUUGUCUCACGCCCACUGCUACUGUUCUGACCACAGUUUAAACACUUUUUUAACCCCUUAGGUGAUCCUGGCCAAUGUUCAGUCCAUGCAGAGGACUCUGGAGGAGAUGGAGAAGUGCAAAGGAGAUCUUAAGCUCCCUCGAGGAGCAGAGGAGAGCUUGCUGGUCUUCUCCAGGGCCAAACUGCUCUUACAACAGUUGAAGGAGCUGGAGCAGCUCACCCAGCAACAAACCACACUGCUAGAGGUACAAAUAACUGACUUGAUGUAUAAAUACAGAGAAGAAAAAGCAGUUUUAGUUUUUCUCUAAAGCUUGCUGUGGCAUCCUUUGUUAAACAGACUAAGCUCAGUGCUGUGAGGGUAUUGAGGAUGUUCCUCUUUAGCAACAGAAAAAGAGAAAUCUGGUUCUUUUGUUGCAUUUCUAUGCAGGACACGCUCAAGGCUGUUCUUUAUCUUUGCUGGUGGCCUCAACCUGACAAUCAUCUCAGCUUUAUUUUCUGUCUUUUCUCAUAACACAGCAGCUCAAAGAAAUACAAUGUUCUGCACUGCAACCUUGAGAAGUGUCUUGUAAUCAGUGUUUUUCACACUGUUUGAGUCUCUGUUUUCUGUUUUUUUGUCCCUUUGACAAACAGGAAAAGAUUAAAGAAGAGGAUCUGGACAUCAAUGAAGUCUCUAAAACUCCAAACAGAUCUGCACAAAUGAGCCUGGUUCAGGUAAUAAUAAUAAUUAUCAUAAAAAUCACAAUCAUAAUAUGGCAUAAAUCAGCUAACACAAUAACACCAGCGAGACAUUUUGAUUUUAGACUUUGAACAAGCUGUGAAUUAAACCAAUGAAACACUUUCUCACUAAUCAUCCCUGAAGAAAAUAACAGUUUGAAGCAGUCGUGUGCUUGUUAGUUCAUCCGUAGCGGGACAUUGAAAAGAGCAGCAUUCUCUAGUCUGGAGGAACAAGCUGCAGAUAGAAAGUGUCAAAAAAAACUGCAGUUUCUUAAGUGUCCUCUUGGGACUGCCUCCAAAAGCAACAGAAGCCGCAUAUGCACCUUUUAAAAAAGUAUAUGUUGUAUUAAAGGGAUAUUGCAGCAUAAAAUUAAGUUAGGGUCAAACACAACGUAAAACUCCAAACAGAUCUGCACAAAUGAGCCUGGUUAAGGUAAUAAUAUUACCUUAGACACCCCCUCAAGAGAAAAACGUUGCCGACUGCUUGCCUCUCUAGUCAUACCAACUUUAUUAAUGACUGCACGGUAACAAUACACAGCGGUCUACAUCUCCAUGCACAAACCUCAACCAAAAAGCCACUCUGUAGCCACAAAUAAUGCUCAGAACAGCACCUAACUUCAUAACCUCAGCCAUAGUACUAGCCAUCAAACAUCUUUUUAGCUUUGCCUGAUUUCUUUAGCAAAUAGACUAAACACAACUCAUCCACUCUUCUCCAGCAGCUGCUUGUUUGUGGGGGAGCCCUAACAAGUCGAUCACCAAGUGCAGCCGAGUUCUGCAGCUCAAGAAAGAACAUUUGUAUGAUCAUCACCUCAUGGAAAUACAAUCAGACCGAGAUGCUAAGGCAGGAGAACUACCACGUCUGCAGGGCAAAAUGAUUAAUUUGAUAAUUGUUACUAAAUGGAAAUGAUCCGCUGCACUCGGUGAUGGAGUCGUCAGGGCUUCCCCACAAACGAGCAGCUGCCGGAGGGGAGUAGGUAAGGGUGUUUGGUCUCUAUGCUAAAGAAAUCAGGCAAAGCAAAAAGGAUGUUUGAUGGCUAGUACUAUGGCUGGGACCCUAUAUGUACUGUUGAUGAAGUUAGGUGCUGUUCUGAGCAUUAUUUGUGGCUAUAGAGUGGCUUUUUGGUUGAGGUUCGCGCGAUGAGGCGUACACCACUGUGCAUUGCUGUAGUGCGGUUGUUACUAAAGUUAGUAUAACUAGAGAAACAAACAGUCGGCAACAUUUAUCUCUUGAGGAGGUGUCUCACUCUGUGUUACUGUGUGUUUGACCAUGACUUAAUUUUACACAGGAAUAUCCCUGUAAACAUGUUCAUCAUGCAGAUAUGUUCCUGUUCUUUGUGAAGCCUCAUUUUAUCUGUAUUAGCAGCUUUAUCAACAAAACCAAAGGCACUUUGCAUCAAACUAAUGAUGUCCCACAGAAAGAGAGUGGAGACAGUAAAAACAGAUCAUAUUACUGGAACAUUACAUCAAGAAAGUCACAUUUAAGAUGAUCAAGAAACUAGCAAGACAAUUUAUCACUCAGUUUAUCUUUGAGUCAGACUUUUGAUACACCGUUCACCCUUAUCACUAAAAGCAGGAGGCUUUUGAGCUGUCUAACUCAGAGGAAGAGGAGGAUGAGGAGAAAGAGGGUUGUCACUCGUCGUCAUCCUCUGACACACUAACAUGCAGUAUCCCAGAGGUAAAUGUCAAAAACAGUCACAGCUCAGGAGAGCAUGAUUCUGGGCUCCUCUUUGUUUUGGGUUUCCUUCCAAAUACCAACCUUAACAGCUUAUUUCAAACACAGUAAAUGGAAAUAACCUGUUAAAACGGAUUUAAAGUUUUAUGUAUGACAUAUAAAACUGAUAUUUUGGAGUGGAACUCAAAGUACUUAAGGCUUCAUCAUCUCAUCUUUUCCUCCUCUUUUUAUAUGAAAUUCACUAAAUGAUUUUCAACACUAAGAGUUUUGCCUUUUCCCUGUGGUGUGAAUGAGCUCUGCAGAGUUGUGCAUGUUUGAAUGAAGCUGUUUCACACAGGCUGUCCUGUCCUGUUGAUGAAUCCUCUCUCUGUCACUGUCAGAUGCAGCUGCUAGAAAUAUGUUCCUCCUUGGAAACCUGAAGAGAAACACACAGACACACAUAUGACCACACACUGGCAUUAAUGUAUGUUUGUGUGUGUGUGUGCAGAGAUUUGAUUUGCAUUUGUAUCUUAAUUGAUUGAUGUGUUAGGAUCCUGAGGAGACAUUCAGUGCUACAGAGGUGCAAAGUGAGGAGAAUGAAGAAGCUGAGCCACUGUCAGAAGUUAAGGUGAACUAUGAUCUUUGUCUUUUUUGCGCUGGCUAGUCUAUGAACUGAUGGUUCUACUUCAAAUAUGAUCAUCUUUUCUGCUCUAUUUCUUUUUGCUCUCUAGAAACUGGGGAGUUUAACCAAUCAGACUCCUCCUAACGAAGAGAUGUGCUCCAAAGCUGCUGACACAAGUCUUCUAUUCUCGAAGUCUGACCUCAACUCAAGAGACAAAGCUGAUUCUGGAUUAAUAACUUUGGAUUCCCAAGCUGUUUCAAGAGCUCUUCCUCCUGAAAAUGCGGCAGCUGAGUCACUCGUCAGCGCAGCCGAAGACGAGGAUACUGCUCCCUGCUCCAUUACAGUGGACAGACCAAAACAUGAAACCACGAACACAGACCAUCAAACAAAGCCCCCUCAGGAAGCAGCUGCAGUGGAAGACACAAGACUGAUUCCUGCAAGACCUGUAACUCCAUUCACUGCCAGCAGGACAGAAUCUGAGGACUUGACAAAUGAGGGAGACAAAGAUCAAUCCAUGGAUUCCCUUCAAGAUCAGGUAUGUGUCUAGGAAAGUGAAGAGACUAUCUGCAGAGAGUUAUCUAACUUUAAGAACUAAUUCCAGCUUCUAUUAAUAAGAGGAAAUAUUAGCCUAUCAGUGGCAUCCAGCUUUGAGUGAAAAAGGAUGGUAGAGACUUGAUUAAGUUCCUAUGUCUGUUAAAUGGACGCUGAUUAAAGCUACAGUAAGAAAUUUUUAGCAGGUAAUAUGACACAAAUCAAUACUAAUGCCUUAUUAUGACCUAAAACAGGUAAUAUCCUCUGUUACAAGACUCAUUAUUCCCAAACAGUUAUUUUUUAUGUCUGUCAUGCUGUAGCAGAAAUUGGCAAAACAAGUUGCAAAGAGCAAUAAACAUAAAAAUAAUAAAUAAAGAAUAAUCAAAAUAAGGCAGAUAAGACAGGCAGUAACAGUGCUAGAGGACCUGAGGCAGAGGUCAGGCUCAGAGAGAGUUGGUGAUUCGCAGAUAGAGGCUGGAGCCUGUUCAUUUGAAAAAACAUGCAGAAAAUCUUAAAACUAUUCUGAAACUGAAACUAUUUUGAAAGGAGCUUGCAAAAAGCUGUGAGGACUGGUGAUGUGGUACGAUCACUUCUCUGGCUUUGUGCUGAAAGCUUGACCAAAGUACGUUUAAUCAGUUGCAGUCUUUGGAUGGCAUACUUGCUCAUACUGUGCCUAAAUAGGGUUUGCCCUGGGCCAAGCAUGUAAACAGUUAAUAGGAAGAGACGUGAAAUAGAGCCUUGGGGAACACCACAAAAGACAGGCAUACGGGAGGAGCUUCCAAGCAUUAAAGAAAAAGACCUGUUUAACACAUAGGCAAAUGAAUCAGUCCAGGACUAAGUCAAGUAGAUCAUCAGUACUAGCUACUACAGUAUUACAGACCACCAAAUAAUACAAAGUAGUGUCUUGUACAUUAGCCACAUAGAAUUGCACUGUCAGACCAGCCUUUUACAAAUAGUUACAUGUUUAAUGCCUGGCGGCAGCAUCUUGUAUGAAUUAUAGUCUUUGGAUGUUAUACUUGCUGGUACUGUGUUUUGCUCUGGGGCAAGCACAAAAACUGUAAAUAAGAGGGAACCUAGAACAGCGCCUUUGAGAACACCACAAAAGUGAGAAAUACAGAAGGUGUUUCCAAGCAUUACAUGGAAAGACCUGUUUGACAGAUAGACACUGGUCCAACAAAAUGUCACCAAUGUGCAGGACAGAUUGACAAAGAGAUAAAUCCUCUCUUUGUCCACAAGGGGGCGCCACAACCUCAAACUCCCUUGUCAUAGUCUUAAAUUUGCAUAAAUGAUAUUUGAUCUACCGUUCAAAUCUACUGAUCUACUUGUUUUAAAAAUUCGAGUUAUGUCUAAUAAACACGUAAAAAAAGAUGUAAUUGUUUUUUUGGCACUUCCCUCUUGCCUCUCUGGGAUUCUCUGAAGUUGCUCAAGGAGCAAAGUGAAGGUGACACUGCUCAGAGUGAGACAGUGGAGGAAUCCAAACCAUCUGAGGAGUCUCCUGAGAUGCCAAUCAGGUAAAAGACUGAAUAAAAUCUUUAAGAAUAAAGCUCUAACUGACCUCCACAGUACAUCCUGUAGACAUUGUGUGUUUUCUCUGGUCCUUAGCUCAGCUGGAAAAGAAGAAGAGGACACCGAGCAGCUUAAGUGGAGUCGACUCUACAACCAGAUCUCUCAAAAACUGACCACUCUGAAAAAAGUAAAGGAAGAGCAUGAAGCCCAGCUCUCCUCGAAGGAUGGAGUGACUCAUGAAAAGGUAAAAACACAGAAAAAUAACUCCAUCUUAGUCUGGAUGAUUCAGUUGUUUUUUGGAAGCUGAGCACGGUAGGAAAAAUUAUGUGGAUGACGAAGGAUGCGGGACCGAAAUAGACAGAAGCAAAAUUAUUUCUUAGAAGUGGAUAUAAGAGAGCAAAUUCAAUUGAUAGGCCUGUUUCCAUGGCAACAGUUAGCUAAAUCUUCAGUAAUCAGGUGGAAUGAUAAAAAAGACAAAGAAAGGGAUGAUUGUGUUGCAGAUUUUCUUCAUUUUCUGGUUUAUAAAUUUAAUGUUUGAAAUGGAAAGAAUGAAGAAACUUUAUAACAUUAUUGACCUCAGCUGCCAUUCAUAUCUUUAUGAACACAUGAGCACAUCACCCCCAUCCUGGCAUCCCUACACUGGCUCCCUGUUCAGUACAGAAUUCAUUUUAAGCUUUUAGUAUUUGUUUUUAAGGGCCUGAACAACCUUGCUCCACCCUAUAUUUCGGAGAUGCUCCAGCCUUAUUGCUCACCCCGACCCCUAAGAUCAGCUGAUCAGCUGUUACUGACGGUCCCCAGUACAAGGCUGAAGCUCAGAGGGGACAGAGCGUUUACCGCUGCUGCCCCUAAGCUCUGGAAUGAGUUGCCCUUGAAAAUUAGACAGGCCUCCUCAUUUCCUGUUUUUAAAUCCCUUUUAAAAAUGCACUUUUACUCAUUGGCUUUUAGUACAUUGUAGUGUUAAUUUGUUUUUUAUCAUCUAAGCACUUGCCGUGAGCCUCCUUAUUUAUACACUUAUUUAUUCUUUUGCAUUACUGUAUUUCUGCUUGCGUUAUCUUGUUUUUUGAUCGUUUUAUUUGUUUUUAUGUCACUGUACAGCACUUUGGCUACCCUUGUGGUUAUUUUAAAUGUGCUAUAGAAAUAAAGUUGAUUGAUUGAUUGAUUGAUUGAUUGAUUGAUUGAUUGAUUUAAUCUUUAAUGCAAAAAACUGCUUAUAUGUCAAAAAAAUAUGUACCAGGAAUAUUAAUUAAGCAAUAGUCGCCAUGUAUUCACAUGGAGUAAUUUUUUUACUUUGUUUUGAGCUUAAACUCUUUCUUAGUAAGUCUUAUUAAAUGUUUUUCAGUAUCUAGACAGAGAAAUGUCAUCAGGAUCUGCAUCUGCUGUCCUUCAUCGUACACAUGAGUCCGUUGCCACAUUGAGACAAAUGGUAGGGAUCCUUUUAUCAGUGGGUCCUAUUUUGCAGGUUAAAUGAAGUAAAGACAUUUCUUAAUCAGGGCAAACUCUACACUUCCCAGGUGAGCUCUGCAGCAGGAUCAAAUCCAGGGGUAAACAAGGAAUUGUAUGAGGCUGCACGAAAGGUCCUCCUCAGUUUGGACGCUUUGACUGACCUUUUGUUGACUUCUGGUGUCUCUGGAGAAGACGAUCCAAAGCUAAAGCUGAUACAACAUGAGGUGACACUCUAAAACAGCUGAACGUUUGAUGUAUUUGAAGACUGUUAAACACUUUUCAAGUCUCAAAGCUUCACCUUUAGAUCCUCAGUCUCUGUUUUUUCUCAUUAAUCUGUUUUCAGUGUGUAUCCGCUGAGUUGAACACUGUGUCUGAGCUGUUAACUAAAGUGGAGUCGGACAUCAAACCAGCGCUCUCCAGUGAAGAACCAGAAGCUCUUGGCUGUAUGACCUCUCUGCAGGAGUGUCUUCAGAUAGUCCAGCUGGUCUGUGCCUCGUCCAAAAAUCAGAUCAUCGAACAUCUGGGCAUCACCGCCCCGCAUCAGGUUUGGAUUAGAAACCAUUUAAUCUACAGGUCUGUGAACCACCUCAGACCUGCAGAUAAAACACUCUAAAGCUGCUUCCUAUAUCUAAAUUAUAGUUUUGAACUACUCUGGUAAAGCAGCGUAAAUGACAUUUCAUCACAUUCAUUUUAUUCCCUAAUCAAAACAUUGGAAAGUAAUUCUUUAUAUUGUGAAUAUGGACUGAAAAACUGUUCUUAAAUGCAAAAUUGUGGAGUUGCAGUUGAAUAAUGUUAUCAAUCACUGUCACCUAUUAAAUCCAACAAUUGAUUGUCAUUCAGUCUAAAUGCAUCAGUAACUAAGAUCUAAUAAUAAAUACUAGACAAGCAUUUGAUUGGAGGACAUUUAUUUGUAAUAGAUUUAAUGUUUGUAUAGCAGUCUUGAUACUUUUAUUAAAGUUUAGCAUCUAAAUGUUCUUGUCCUCUGCUUUUUGAAACACAUUGAUACUUUUUGUCUCACAGGAGCUUCCCUCUGACCAGCUGUGUAUUCUGGACGAGUGUGAGCCUGGAGAAAGGGAGAUUUUCCCAAGCACUAAAGACACUCCCAGUCUGGAGGUAAAAAGAAAAAAAAGUGCCCAGUCAUUUAUUUGCAUGUUGAUAAUUGUUCAUUUACUCUGAAAAAAGUCCAGAUUAAAGAUUAUUUGAUUAACUUUCAGAGCAAUAUUGAGCUAAAAAGAAAAGUUUUAUUGGGAAACAGGUUGCUGCACUUUUGUUUAAAGUUUUUUUACUGGAAAAAGACAAAAGAUAGAUUUUUGAAGCCAACAGAAAAUAAAAAACAGGGAUAUGAUGACAAUGAAAGAGAGUGAACAAAAAAGUGUGUAACACUAAAACCGCAGAUCGCAGCAUCUCAAAUGAAUUAAAGAAAACUGAAAUGCUGAAGGGAACGACUGAUGAAAAAAACAGGAGAAAGAAGUUCGGAGAUGGAGAGCUACUGAUGAAACAAUAACUUUUAGUCCUCCUGGGAAAAAUAAAAAUGAAAGCCUCCUGUGCUCUUCUCUUUUGUGGUGUUCCCCAAGGUUCUAUUUUGGGUCCCCUUGUAUUUAUUACUGUUUACAUGCUUACCCUGGAGCAAAACUGCAACUGAUUCAAAACACUGUGGCACAAUAUUCUUACCAACAACCAGUACUUAUUUGAGACUAAUGCUGAACUGAGAAUCAUAUCAAAGUUUUAUGGUUGCCUCUCACAGCAGUGUGUGCUGGGCAGACAUCUGAGGGAGGGUCCAGGGGAAAAAGACAAGCUACAGCAGGCUUCCCGGUCCUUGCUUCAGGGGACGAUUCACCUCCUGGAGCUGGGAGAAGAAUGUAUCAGAGAGAGGCAGAUGAACCAGGUCCAUAACCGUGGCCAGCUUCAAGCUGUUCUCUGCAGACACAAGGUAACUCACUGAGCUUUCAACAAGUUGUUUACCAAGCAGAGGAAAGUCAGAAUUAUGAUUUUCACUUUCCCAAGAGUUUGAAGAAGUCUCAUGAUGAUUUCCAGAGAGAUCCUCAGCAAUAUAAAAACCUUAAAUUACAUUUGAAUGAACUUUUUUUUUUGAUUAACACAGUGGAUUUUUGUAUUAACUUUUGGGUGUACUUCGCAAUACUUUCCCCUCUCUUCUGUCAUUCAUCUCGUCUCUGGUUGACCCAGAAGCUACUGCAGGUCCUCAGAUCUCAGUCAGCCUUUGUGCAGCAGCUGUUCCAGCGUGAACCAGCAGUGCUCCAGUGUCAGGAGGAUGAGUGCGUCCAGCUGGAAGUCAGAACUGAAGCUCUGCAGCAACAGGCUCUGGAACAUGAAGUGGCUUUUCAAAGGAGGCUCCAGGUUUGUGCACAUUAGCUGAGGGUCAAAUGAGCCCAUCCAUAAACAGAAGUGGGUUUGUCUUGUGGAAUAAUUUCUGGUAUUGGUGCUUGUGUUUACAAAUCAAAUGUCAUUUACCAAAAUGUUGGUUUGUGGCUGCAGGAGUGGACACAGUGGGAGGAUAAUUGUGGUGAACUUGGCAGGCUGUUGGAUGAUGUUGAAGCCCUCAUCAGCGGUGAAGAGCCAGAGGGAGACGAUGAGAAGUCAGUGCUGGAUCGACUCGCCCUCUGCCAGGUAAACUUGAUCAGAAUGCCCUGUGUUUAUUUUUCUUUGACAUUUAAUAAGCUCACACUCCCUAACCCACAUUUUUUUUCACUUUUCAUCACAUUGUUUAUCCAGUCUCUGCUAAACUCUGCAGUAGAAUCUGCUAAUAAAUGUAACUUAAUAUAAAAGUAGCAUCAGCACUGUCUCUUUCCCUCUCUCUCAGCAAACACUGGUCCAGCUGGAGGAGAGCAGAGCCACUGUAGGACUGCUGCUGGAUCAGAGGAAGAUGCUGCAGACAGACCCAGCACUCGCUGCCACUGUUUGUCACAAAGGGGGCGCCCUGGAGCUGCGAUGGCGGAGCGCCUACAGGUGGAUGGAGCAAGAGAUUCAGCGCUGCAGGGACAUCCAGGACAGCCAGACCAGGUAGGCUGGAGUUAAAAACAAGCCAGACUAUGGCUGGCUAUAUACAUUAGGGCUGUCGCAAUAUACCAGUAUGGACAGUGACUGUUUUUGUGAACAUACUCUACAUUUACAUCAUGUUAAAUAUAGGCAUAUACAGGCAAUACCACAAUAGUUGAGGCACUUCACACAUCAUAAAACAGAGGACAGAUGAAGAUGAUGCAGCAAACUGCCUGUGAACUAGCUUAAGUAGCUCUGUAAGAGAUGAUUAGACACUUUUAAACUGAAGUUUCAAAGAUUUAUGGGGAAAUCAAAUGUAACUUUACAACUUUGUCUCUUUUGGUUACUGUCAUAACCCUGCUCUAUGGCCAUGACUAAAGGACGGGAGCAGUGCGUAUGGACAAAAGUAAACUAAUUUAUUUACAAUUUAAAGUAAAGCAAGCAAACAAAAACUAAAUGUAUGGGGUGUGUUAGUCUGUAAUAUCAGUAGUGUGUAUGUGGUUGUGUGAGAAUGAUGUGGUGCAAGGUGUUGAGAAGUGCACUAACAAAGGUAACUAAAUGAAAUGUGCAUGGGGAUCUGCAGGCAGCCGAGCAGAGAAGAAUGGCGAGCGGCAGGGCAGACAGAGCCAAGCAGGAAGAGCAAGAGAGCGGACAGGCCACAGGAAGCCAGUAUAUGUAGAAGGUGGAGCAGCAGGCCCAGGUGUUCCUUAUCAGAGCAGAUUUCAAUCAGCCAAUCCAGGCACGUCAAAAGAGAACAGAUAGAUAUGUCACAUCUCCAGUUUAGACAUCCACACAGGGGCCAUCACAGUUACUAAUCAAUUGAACAUUUGUACUUUAUAAUAGUUUUUUAAGCUGUUUUCAUUUAUUUCUGUUACUUACCAGAAGUAGCUCACACUUCAAAAUAAAAUCAUAGUUUUACAAUGUCAGAUAUUAUGUCUGUCAACAGUGCAGACAUCGGCCCAUACUGAUGGUUAUCCGAUGCAUUGGUGCAUCCCUAGUUAGUUCUCAGCAUCAUGUCAACAUCAUGCAGAUUAAAGUAUAAGAUACCUUUUUUUUUUACGAUUUGAAACUUUAAUAAAGGGUGUAACGCCAUGAUUGACAGCUCUGUUAACAAAUCCAGCUCCUGCAGAGGAUUUGCAGAAUAUAGAGGUAGAAAACCGAACAAACAUGAUCACAAGUCUUUAAUGUUUCCAAAACCAUGUGGCUGCUCAACAUUUUCACAAGAAUCAACUCUGCUGUCGAGCAUAAGAAACCUGUUCAAUCUUUGCUCUGUUAAAAUAAGGUUGAAUUGAUAUUUUGGUUAGCUGAGGAGACAGCAUGUCAACAGGGGCUUCACCAGCUGAUUCCCACUGUGCAGACUGAUGCUGUGUCCGAAUUGCCCGCUCGGAUACUACAUGCUACUGCUACGUGCUACUGCUAGAUCCUACUCCUACAUACUAAACACGUUGGCCCAAUUCGGACACACUAGAUGAGCGGUGGGGAAAGACUGCCCCCGCAGGCGGAGAGUAGGUACUGCGCCCGUGCAGACAGUGGUAACUGAAGCCCCUCAUCUGCGGGCCUGGCUGUAGUACUGCAGCUGUGCAGUUUAAUGAUGGAAUAAGUGAUCUUUACCUCCAUGAUGUCGCCACAUAUUUGCUCAUAAAAUGAUUACUUGGGCAAAUAUGACACCAUGACAUGACAAAGAGAUACAACCGCACAUUUUUUAGGACAGUGUGUGAAGUUACAUGAAACUUACAUCUGUACUGCUGCGGUCCCACCUGCUGCGGCUCCGACAUGGUGCGCGCUGCUGUGGCCAGCCGGCGAUCGCAACGCAUCUAUGCUGGUGGCGCUAGCAUCACAUGCCCUUCUACAACUUUUAAGAGGACGAAGAAGAAGCCCGCGGUGCAUUUUGGGUCAGUAGCAUGCCCGUAGGAUGCACCGCGACCAACCUACAAUGUGGGCGUGUCUGGUAUCUGAAGUAGUAUCUGAAGUAGCAUGCUACUCGCUCCGGUGGCCAAUUCGGACAUGCUAGAUACUACUUCGACUACUACUUCGACUACUACUUGGCAAUUCGGACGCAGCUAGUCUCUCAAAACGCCUGACUUUACAGGAGGCAUUUUGGCUUCACUCUUGAAUAAAAGGGAGAGUCGUCCACCGUUAUGUACAGUCUGUGGUCUUAUUUGGAGUUGGAAAUGUGAAUAUGUGCCAUUUUUGUCUGACUUAAUAACCAAUGAACAUAAGUAUUCAGCCCUAGAAUUACCUGGAAAUUUUUGCAGAAUAUGUGACAGGAAGGAGAGAGAGAUGCUGUGAAAACUUUUCUCCUCCAGUAUUCCUUCAUCUUUUUCUCACCUUUCUUUAGAGAACAAUGGAGGCUGUAGUGUAAAAAAAGAAGUGUAAGAGCACAAAGGAUUUUUAUUCAGUGUUUCAAACAUUACAUUAAGUUUUUGUAAAAGCUUGAUUUAAGCUUUAAAUCCCACUGAAAGUGAAAGGUGCCUCCAGGAAACAGCAGUGUUGGACCCCUGCCUGCCUGCCUGAAUCUGCUUCUCCAGUUUAGUUGUCUGAUCCUCUCAUCCUCUCCACAGAUUCCAGACUAACUUUGCCUCAGUCUGUGAUUGGCUGGUCGGUGCCAACAAACGCCUGAAGAACUGGUCCAAUCUGGCCAACACUUCUGACCCAAACUCGAACAGUGUUAACAACAGUCUGAUGGAGCUGCUGGUAAGACUCCUAAUCUGAGAGUGACCCCUCUGAACCACAGUUUGGCCUUUUCACUGAUAAUAUAUAUUUUUUUAAAUUGAAAAUAAAACAGGCAUUUUUCAAACGAAUUUCACUCACAGUCUAGAUCUUCAAAGUUGGAAACUUAUUUUAUCAAAUUUGUUCUUGACUUUGUUGUUCUGUACCAUAAAACCACUUCAGAUGCAUCAUCAUCCACAAAUGACCGACAUGUUUUGUCCGUGUAGAUUCUCAUUCAUCCAGGUCAUGGUCAUCUUGAAGACUUAAAAAAAAAAAAAGAAGCUUCUUCAGUGCUAAAUUGCUAGUGUGAGGAGCAGAUAUUUAUCUUACUGGAGAAGGGGACAGAGGUCUGUUUAGAGCUGAAGAAGCUUCUUGGAUAAGAGGCGAAACGUCUUCUCAACUCUACACAGUCCAGUUGCCUGUUUUUUUUUUGUUUUUUUUUAAGUCUUCAAGACCGAUAUGUUUUCUGACUCUGGUUCUUCCCUGGUCCUCCAGGACUUCUCCAUGGAGGUUGGAUCUAUGUCAGUGAAGAAGGCGUCUGUGUCCCGGGAAGCCUCUCAGCUGUUCCACCUGAGGGAAACUGACUGUCCCAGGCUGAGGGCCCAGCUCAGUCAGAUGGGUGUCACCUGGAGCCAGCUGACCUCUGACCUAUCCAAGAUACAAGACAAACUGCAGCAGGUACCAUGUUUUCAGGGACUUUCUACCCUCACCCAGUGAAUGGAACCAGCUCUUAAUGCGAAUUGAAAUAGUCCUGCUCUUGCAGAGGGUCCAAUACUUUGACAUUCACAGAGGAUGAGGAUGUUGUCAACCAAAAAGGGAUGGAUUGAUUUUGACUGAAACAAAUGUCACAAUUUAAUAGAACUGAUGCUUACAGACAGUUUUCUGUCUGAAUAAAUAAAAAAAAAGUUUUAAAAACAAUCCAAAUAUCGAUACUGAGCUGCAUUUUCCUUUAUCGUUUGUCUUACAGUGUCUCCUGUCAGCGUGGCCACCUCUGAAGCUGCUGUGUGACCUGGAUGACUGGCUGCAGAAGCAAGAAGCUCGACUGAACCAAAAGAAAGAAGCUGUCCUCAAGGCUGAAGAUGCAGCUCAGAUCACUGAAGUCCUGCAGCAGUACCAGGCACCUAAUCCUCUGCACUUUGUCUAUUUUCAUACCUAAAGGUUACAUUAGAGCACCUGUAAAGAGUAUUUUUUAAUGUUACUUGCCUCACAGGAAUUAAAAGCAGGCAUGGUCAACGGGCAACACCUUCUUGACUUCCUGUGCCAGUCUGGGCCUCAGAUGAUGGGAGCAGACGUCCUGGCUCACCGCUCUGAGCGCACAAUGUUUGCAGAGACUCUCGGCACCCUCGGGAUGAAGUGGCUGCUUGUUCAGAGAGAGCUUGAGAACCAGGUGUGUUCAAUAGUAUCAGCCCAAAACCUGCAAUAAAACAACACAGAUGCAGCUUUUCCCUUAAAAGGAUAUUCCAGGGUAAAUUUAAGUAAGGGUCAAACACACCAUAACACCGAGUUAGACACCCCCUCAAGAGAUGAAUGUUGCCGACUGCUUGCUUCUCUAGUUAUACCAACUUUAGUAACGACCGCACGAUAGCAAUACACAGCGGACUGUGUCUCUUUGUGGGGGAGCCCUGACGAGUCGAUCACCAUGUGCCGUGGAGUUUCACAGCUCAAGAAAGAACAUUUAUGAUCAUUACUUCAUGAAGAUACAAUCACACCAAGACGCUGAGGCAGAAGAAGUACCCAUCUGCAGUCAACCAUGAUUAAUAUGAUGAUUAUCACUUCAUGGAGAUGAUCCGCUGCACUCAGUGAUCGACUCUUCAUGGCUCCUCCACAAACAAGUGGCUGCUGGAGAAGAGUGGGUUAGUUGUAUUUGGUCUCUUUGCUAAAGAAACCAGUCAAAGCCAAAAAGAUGUUUGAUGGCUAGUACUAUGGCUGGGAACCUAUAUGUACUUUUGAUGAAGUUAGGUGCUGUUCUGAGCAUUACUUGUGGCUACAGAGUGGCUUUUUGGUUGAGGUUUGCACAUGGAGACAUAGACCGCUGUGUAUCGCUAUUGUGUGGUCAUUACUAAAGUUGGUGUAACAAGAGAAGCAAGCAGUCGGCAAGUUUCAUCUCUCGAGGGGGGGUGUCUAACUUAGUGUUACAGUGUGUUUGACCAUAACUUAAUUUUACACAGGAAUAUACCUUUAACUUUGUGGGAUGAAAGUAGAUCAAAGCAGAUGUGGCAAAUUUGGGCAAUACUGACCAGAAUGUGUGCAAAAGGCUUGUGUGGGAUGUUAUUAAAAAGAGCUGAUCAAGCAAAAAAAAUGAGUUAUUCUAAGUCUUGAAGCAUUUGACCAAAUUACAACAAACCAAAUCUUUUUUUUUUAUAUACCUUAUUCUAUUUUCUAUACAUGCUUUAAUGUCUGGUUGUCUUUGUACCUACAGCUUCGUGAAGCUGAACAGCUGCAUCAAACCUGUGCAGACAGAGAGAGGCGGCUGCAGCGUCUUCAUGGCUUCAUAACACAGCAGCAAAAGCAGAUGGAUCAGUGGAAACAGCCGACAAGUCAAACUGUGACGCGUAAAGCUCUGCUGGAGUUUGAGGUACGGUGGAAGGAUGUGAACAGGGUGAUUUUCGGAGUGUCUCUUUUGCUGCUGUUCUCUGAUCUCAGGUGUCUCUACUUUACUCUCAGGCUGUAGAGGGUAGAGUAAAGGAGGUGGCUGCUGCUUUGCAGAAAUUGAAACUGACACGAGUGAGUGUUGAAAAGAAGGAUGAAGACCACCCUUGUGACGCCUCCUUUUCUGAACAGACAGAGCGAGUUUGUCAAGCAUGUGAGGAUCUCAGUCAACAGGUACAGAUUUUCCCCUCGAUGUUCUUAUGUUUAAUUGAAGCUACAGCUAUGUACAUGAGCUGUUUUGAAAGGACAGAGUAAAUCCAUCAUCAAACACCAUCCUGACUUCCCCUGUGCUGAUUUGCAGGUUGAGGUUCUCAAACCAGCUCUGCAGCAGACUGUUGAGGACUGGGGCUGCUUGGACAGAAAUCUAAAAGAGGUUUCUCUGCACGCCACUAGGGCGCACUGUACUCUGCAUCAGAGAGCUCCUCUGUUCUCACUGAGGCAGGCAGAAAGAGACAGGGACCUCCUCCAGGUAAGUGAAAGCUCAGACUGUCACAUUUCAAAAAGGCCACUUUUUAUGAUAACAAUCAGGACAAUAACUCCAUUUUGCUGCUUUAAGCUUCAGGCAAGUUGACAUUGAUGUAAAAGACUUGACAGCUUGAAGUGUGAAUUUAGAGAAAGGUUUUUUUUUCUUCUAUGAAACAGGCAGUUGGGAUUGUUGUAAUGUUAAAAGCCUGUCCAUCUGGCUUUGAGGACUCAGUGAAGCUGUGGACUUAGGGCCCACAUUACUUGACAGUUACCACACUUAGGAUGUAUUAAGACCUCUGAAGUGAGUGUGUAAAAUGUUUUUGUGUGUGUGUAUUUGUGUGUUCAAAGCAACUCCAAGAAAAGACUGGAAAAGCUGGAGAGAUCUGGGCUUCUUUGGAAAAAUCCCAUCAGGGUCUUGUGAAGAAUCUCCAUCAUGGAACGGCGCAGGCUUUGGGAGACCAGAUGGAAGCAGAGAAGAAACGGUCAGUCACCUGAAAGCCAAGUUUAAGUAAUUAAGAGUUAAAGGUUUGAAAAUUCCCCUUGGUUUAAACACAAAGAAAAAGUAAGCCACAGGAGUUUUAAACUCAAAUUAAAGAUGAUUUCAAGAAGGCUUUCUCCCAUAAAAAAGGGUUGAGCUCAUUAAGAGUGAAGUCUUAAAGAUACAAAGUGGCAUUAAAAAACAUUUUUUUGUGUUUUGAAGUCUUUAUACAGUGCGGGGAUGAUGCAGUUUCCCAGUAUUGACAAGAACUGUCCCUUAAAAAGUAAAAUAUUGAUAUUGUGCUCAAAAAAAUCAGUAUACAGUAAUACAGUAAGUUCACAGUUGUGGUCCUCCAUGCUGGUUGUAACCUGCUGUAACACUGAGGUGACUUGAACAGAAGCAACAGCUGCUAGCAAGCUAGCUGUAGCAGCCCUCGUACACGACUCAGUACUUUUCAAAACUGACAUUUAAAGAUAUGAUGUUUGAGGUGUUGGGCAUGAAUUUUUGUCUUUGUUUCAGGUGGAAGGAGGUGUUACAGGAGCUAAAGGAUGAAGACAUGAAGACUGCAGAGACUCUUUCCCUCUGGCAGCAGUACUCUCAGCUCUCUGACCAGUGCUCCUUGAACCUGCAGACACUGAGGCGUCGGUGGGAGGACCUGAUAACAUCCUCCCCUCAAGAGGACACAGAGGCUGUGGUUCACUCUGUGGAGGUGAGCUCAGGGAUUGUUAGCUUGAGUUCAUUGUUAUUAGGACAACCUAAAACAUACCUUUUUAAACAGGCCUUUCUGUCAUAGGCCUGUGGCCUUAAAUGUACAUGCUCUUGCACUUUGAGCGUUAGUGCCUUCUCGCAUAGCGAUGGUAGCUACUAUGUUGGUUUUUAUUGAUUUUAUACUGAUUUCAAUUUUUCUGAUCUAUGCUUUAUGAUGUUUUAUACCGACUUUAUACUGAAUGACUCUGUUUUAUGAUGUUUUUAUGUUUUAUACUGUGAAGCACCUUGUGUACCUGUACUGCAAAAAGUGCUAUACAAAUAAACCUUUACUUACUUACUUACUUGAUUUAAGAUGACCUUUUACAGUCUAUCACUAUAUCCUUCAGCCAAAUAACAGCAGAGAUCAUCACAUCAAAGCUGUCUUUUGUUUUUAUCCAGGUCAUCUUUCUCUGAUAUGCAAAUUUGUUUAAUGAACUGAAACAUGUUAGCAAGAACAGAAGAAACCUGUGAGAGGGAAAUACUUUUUCACAGAACUGAAGCUACUUAAAAAUCUGUCUCAAAAGAAAAAUCCUGACUCACUCGUGAUAUUAAUAUCCGAGUCCAUUCAUGGACUCAGCAACACUGAUUCUGUCCUCUGUGGUUUCAUAUAAUCUGAGUAUUUGAUUUGUCUUCAUUAACUUCCAUCCAGCAUUACUGAGGAGCACAGAGAGCAGACCAAACCAGCAUAACGUCCUGGUUAUUUUUGUGCUUUUAUGAUCAGUGUUCCCUGCUCGGCUCAUCUUGUUCUACGCUGAUUCAGAGUCUUUCUGCGCUGCACUCACAGUUUAAUUUUCCGGUGCCUUAUCUCUUAUUCCUGGAAGGAAACAAACAGUGUGCUCUCAUGAGCAGAAAUAUGAACUAGGAUCUCAAACUAUUCAGGAUUUCAUGUGCACCACUUGUACCUGCAGUCCAGAUGCUGCUUCAUGCUUUUUUGACAUUUGUGCUGAAAAACAAGUUGAAGGGCAUGAAUUCAUACAUUUGUUUUUCAUUUUCAUCAAUCAGAAAGGUACACUGAGGAGUCAUUGUAGGACUUCUUGGCCAAAACCAACAGGGGACCACAAAAACAGCCUGAACAUCAGGGUCUUUAGUUAGUCUGUGUUUUAAAGGAAGAAAACAGGGAACAGCAAUCACAAAGUAUUUAGAAUCAGUUUAAGUAGUUUAAGACGAAUGAAAGCGCAUCAGGAGCUAAAUACCUGAUCUGCUGAUUAUUGUGUCUAACUCAGUGUUUGCUCUCCAUUCUGUAAUGUAAGAGGUUGCAGGGCGCUGCUGAAGAUUUGGAAAGCAACAUGGGAGAUGUUCUCUCAGCUUCAAAGCCUUUAAUUGGACGACUACAACCUCUGGCUGCAAAUUUAAUCCAAUCAGAGACCAGGCUGCUAUCACGUGACAUCCUGCUGCUGAGCCGGGCUGUUUCAAGUAGACAGAAAAGUCUCCAGGUGAGAAAAUUUGAUCAAAUUUCCCCAAGUGUCCAUCUUGAGCUCAUCUCAUCUCUCAAAAUACAAAAUUUAAGACCUGAUCCUUUGAGUUCAUGCUUUUCAAAUAUAGGUGAUUAUUUUUCUUUUCUGCUUCUGUGAUUUCACAGAAGGGUUUGGGGCAGCAGAAACUAUUUCAUGCUCAUCUGGAGGCUUUCGAAGAGCAGACACAGAAUGUUCAGAAUAAACUAAAGGCCAGCUCGAAUGACACAGACUCAGUCAAGGUUUGUCCAGAUUCUUUUGAUUUAUUCCACCGAGUUUACUGCAUAUGCAGAUGUGCAAACUUCAAAGGGAGUCGAACAGUGCUGUGAUGGACAGAAGUGAAGCCUGAGCUGUUAUAGUUGAAAUGUAACAAAUUCUGAUUGUAGAUCCAGCACAAGUAUGUAAGAUCCUACCUUUACUAUCUUGGAUAUUAUUACAACAGUUCUUAUAGAGUCAAAGUAUACAAGCCUCUGCAGAGUCUUUAUCUAACAUCAACUCAAAAAGUGAUUUCUCAAAUAUGAAACAGGUUCUCUCUGAGCUCAGUGACCUGUAUUCGUCACUCGUCCACAUCAGAGAGAUGGCUGGCUGCAUGACCCUCAACAACACAGAGACAGACAGGCUGAGCUCAGUCAGCAGGCAAUGGGCUGAAACUAUGACUCAUGCCUCCAACAGGAACAGGUGAGAAAGUUCAGCCUGUUAACAUAAAGCUGUAGUAAGUGAUUUGAUUGUUUUGAGCUGUUUUUGCUGUUUGAAUUUGUUUAUGAUAAAAACAGAUGUUAACAAUAUUCCUGAAUCCAACAGUCUCUUAUUUUGUUUUGACUUUUUAAUCUUUGGGGUUGAUCUAUCUAAACAGCUGAAAUCCAAACAGUGUGAGCUGUGACCCAUGAAAGCAACAUACACUUUGGUUUGUGGUUCUCAAAACUGAGCAUGGUGCUAGUUCAGGCAGGCAACAAAGUCAAGCCAAUCCUUUCACCAGCUCAUAUCAGCAGACAGCCCAGCUGAUUACCUUUAAUACAUCCAACUGGAAGAUGACAGAAUGGGCUUUGUAUCUAACCACUGUGGCCAGCAUUGUUUGUAUUUUUAUCAGUAGCCAUGUUUACAUGUGCAAAAUUUCUUGAUCCGAUUAAAAAUUUGAGGGAUCGGAAAAUCUGAAUCCACUGUUUAUAUGGGCGCACAAUCAAAUGAUUCGAUCAUGACGUGUGUAUACAUGCACUAAGAUUUAUAGAAGCAUUUGUACAUGUGCAGAGUUGUCUUAUAUCGCUAAAACAACUGCAGAAGAAGAAGAGUUGUACUGACGCCUGUCUAUAAACCAUUAAACACGAUAGUGGUUCACUUCAUCCAAUUCAGGAUAUUCCCCCUGUUAAAUGUUGUCAAUAGAUGGCACCCUUGCUUAUUUAUUUUACUGUUAUGUCAAAGGUUGCACUGUGCAUGCAGAUGUGACAUCAUUACCCUGUAUGUACACUUUGUUAUGUUCUCAGAGGAGCAGACACGGCACCUGCGGUUGUGUUUUAUGCAAUGUAAUCUGCUGUACUGGCCUCAAUAAAUAAAGAGUGAAGAUCGAGUAAGGUUAGAGAGUCACGAUCGGAAUAAGCAUUUACAUGGAUGCGUUUCGGAAUAAUGAUCGGCAUAAUUUACCCCUCUUAAAUGGAAUACAAUUUCUUUCUGAUUGAGCCAAAUUGGAUCAGAAUCUUUCAAUCGACAUGUUUACAUGACACAUUUUAAUUCCGAUCGGGCAUUUAUUCUCAUUAUUUGUGCCCAUAUAAACGCAGCUAUUGCCUGCUGUGCUGUAUACUGCAGUCUUUGCUGCUGCUCCUCCCGCCUUACAUUUCCAUGAAAAUAAACUGUGAUCCUGCCUGAAGUAAAGAAGAGCUCUAAUAGUGAAAGAUGUUGUCAUUGUGUUUCAGAGAGCUGCAGACUGAGCAUCAGCGCUCUCUGAGUUUUCAGGAAAAGUUUGAGAGCCUGACGACUUUACAGAAGACGCUUGAGGAGGAGCUGAUGUCCAAGAAACCUCACAGUUCCUCCAGCGUCCAAGAGAUGGUCACUGCCCAUCAGGUAUUGGAAACUAAUUUUGAAAGACACUGAUGGGUGAAAACGACAAUAAUGUAUCAGUGCAUUUGGUCUUUAUUUCAUGAUACUUCAAGGAUUUAAAUCUGAGUUUUCUGCAGCUUGGCAAACAGAAAUCGCAAAACUUAAAUAAAUCCAACUUUUCCAGCUCUUCUUACUUGAUUUUGUGUUCAUUUCUGUGCUGAUAACUCCUGCCAGUAUAUUACCAGACUACAAGCAUGUAGACAAAUAUUUAGUAAUCAGUGGAUCCCGUCUCUAAAAGAUCGGCCUCAUCAGCACAAUCACAUGUUUAAUAUAUCACUGUGAUUGUAGCUGGACUUCAGGAGGCGUAGGUGCUAUUUGUUCUGAGGAGUAAAUGUGUUGUGAAGGAAAAAAGUUUGACGUCAUUACUCUCCAAAUGUUUUGACACAAAGUUUAUGUUCAAAGAUUUAAACUCUUAUUCUCUCUCCCUGAAGAAGCUUGAAGCUGAGAUGAAUGUUGGACACCAGCUCCUGCAGGCUCUUCUCCGUCACACCGUCGAGUCUAUGGAAAAAGAAUCAGGAGAAAAAAGGUGAGUAAUGGAAAAGUCCAGAGGGAUUUCAGUCUGAUGCUUUUCCAAAAAUCCUUGAAAUGUGUUUCUUUAAUGAGCUUUCAGUUUGAGAGACCAGAAUACUCCAUCCAGCUCUGGAACCGCUACAUCCUCUGAGCUUGGGUUUUCCUGUUUCUCCCAUCUGUCUGAGUUUCUUUUCAAGCCUUGAAUCAAGUUAAUAAAUUCACAAAGGAUCAGAGCAUUCCUGAGUUUUAGGGGUUUGCUCAGCUCAGCACACUCCCAGGUUUGAUUCCUCUGUUUAAUUUGCAAGAACCACAAAAUAAUCUUUCCAAAUAAGCACUUAAAUGUCACCCAUAAAUCUUAGUUAUUAAAUGUUUAUCUGCAAAUUAAAAUGCUCAAAGGCUCAGAGGUAAUAAUUUAUCUGCAGUUUUAUCUCUGCACAGGUUGUGCUGGAGACAUAGCAUUCAGUGCGGUAACUUCCACAAAGUCUGAAGCUAAAGCUGUAUUCACCUUCAGGUUUCAUCCUGGUGCACUGCUGCCAACUGCUCACAGCUUUGUGUUGGAGUCAGAGGAUUUAGAUAAACAUUCAAACACAUUAAAAGAAUAAAAGUAAGAUAGUUUUUUGUCCUUCUUCCUUGACCUUUUUUUGACAAGAUUCAAAAUUUUCUCUCAUCUGAAAAAGACAGACACUGUUAUGAGCUAAUCAGGACAGAUUCCCUCAGGUUUAAAGCUUUUGUGAUUUUAACCAACUUUUUAUGGUUUGUUUCUUUGCUCCCACACUUUUUUACAAGUUGUGAAAUCAUCUCACUCAUGUUGUGUAUUUUGAGUCAGAUUUUCCUCUUGUAUGUCAGUGUUUGAGUUAAAAUGUCAAGCCAAACAAAUUGUUGUAUGUGUUACCGACUGCUUGGUUCUCUAGUUAUACCAACUUUAGUAACGACCGCACAAUAGCAAUACACAGCGGUCUACGUCUCCAUAUGCAAACUUCAACCAAAAAGCCACUCUAUAGCCACAAAUAAUGCUCAGAACAGCACCUAACUUCAUCAACAGUACAUAUAGGGUCCCAGCUAUAGUACUAGCCAUCAAACAACUUUUUAGCUUUGCCUGAUUUCUUUAGCAAAGAGACCAAACACAACUCACUCACUUGUUUGUGGGGGAGCCCUGACGAGUAGAUCACAGAGUGCAGCGGAUCAUUUCCUUGAAGUAGUAAUCAUCUUAAUAAUCAUUUUGCACUGUAGAUGCAGAAGUUCUUCUGCCUUAGCGUCUCGGUCUGAUUGCAUUUCCAUUAAGUAAUAAUUAUAAGUUUUCCACUGCACUCCAUGAACUUUGUUUAAAAUUGUCAAGUCUGAACGUGAUCUGGUUCAUUUUAAUCAGUGUGAACUGAGCUUGGAGUUGGCUUCAUGAACUUAUACAACGCUGUUGGGCACAAUCAACAUGAAAGGAAUUAACCUCACAGGCAGAAACAAUGUUUGAGGAGUAAGUAUUUAAUGUGCAUUUUGAGUUCGAAGUUAGACCCAUGUUCCAUCUGUUUACAUGGAGAAGACAGGAAGCUCCAAAUGUUUUGGCUUCAAUCACAGGGAAGUGUCAUGUCAUGUCAAGUAUAAAGGGGUUUCAAUCUGUAUCUUGACAUGCAUAAGGAUUUGAAAAUAUUUAAUCAUGUGUUAUGAUCAUUGUAAGGUAAAAAAUGUGUUUCUUUUGAGCUCAUUUCUUAUAUUUGGACCAAAACUAUUUAGUUUUCAGCCUCAGUUAUUGGAUCAAGUCGAUUUGUAUUCGUCCUGUAUUCUUCACAGAUGCUGUCGCCUGAUAAAGUCAUACUCUCCACGUAUUGGUACCUCUCUGAAUAUACAGAUGUUUCCUGUCCUGGAACAGUCGGAAACUUCUUUUUUACUGCUCCUUUCACUCUCUGUGGAAAACUUGGAUAGCUCUUAGAGAAUUUGAAGGAAGAUUUCUUUUCGAACCCCUGCUGGAGCUGCUACUACAAACUUUAUGAUGGUCUUAAAAUCCUGCUGACUUUGAGACAGCCUGUGAAUAAAUUAUAAUGGACUUUUUGGUCAUUUUCUCUUUCUGUUUUAUUGUCUGUUAUAUUUUACAGCUUGGUAUCUUUUAUUUUUUUAAGAAAAAUUUAUUACAAAUCUUUAAAGCCCAUUGAGGCUGUUAUAAACCUCAAAUGCCCACAGAGAUCACAAAAGCUUUUCUUUUGUCUUUGUAUAUUUUAUCCUAGUGUGAGUAAUUGUAAAGCAGUUCAUAAACAUACAGUGGUUUUUAAAUAGUCACUAUGUGAUCAGCUGAGUUUUAAGUGUUUGACAUGAGUAUUAAGACCUGAAUACUGAGCAUCUUUAAAUAGAAGGAAUUUUCCCUCUGCAUUAUAUCAGAGUUUAACAUUUACUGUGGUGACUUAAGUCUUACACAGUGUAUAAGACUGAUCAUUUGGCUUUAUUAAGUCUGUGGUUGGUAUGUGUGAUCGCAACUAAGGUAGCUUAGCAAAUACCAAUGAGACCAUGUAAACAUACACGCCAGUAGAUGUCUUUUAAUCAUGACUUUGCUGUAUUUCCUUACAGAUCUGAGCUCAUCGAUCAGGUGACCCAUCUGAGGGAGACUUGGCUCAACACUGUGGCUCUGGCUGGUCAGCGCAGGUCCAUGAUUAAAGACAAAGUGGGCAAGUGGAGAGUCUGCAACCAUGGUUUGAGACUUCUGCAGAGACUGUUGAGGGACAUUGACCCCUUGCUGCCCCCCGCUGGACUAUCUCUGUGCACACUACAUCAGCUACAGAGCUAUGCAGAUGACAUACAGGUUAGUCUGCUGCUUCUCCUAUGACUAUUCAGCUAUAUUGCAAAGGUAGAAAUGCAAAGUCUUGAACUGAAUUGAAUGAAAUGUUAACCUGAAUCACUCUUAUUUUCAAGUGUGUUGAAAAGGCUCUGGGCUCGCACUCUAUCGUAUACACACAGACGAUGGAGGCUUGGAAACAUUUAUGUGACACCAUAACAGAAUCAGAGAGUCAGAGUGGACUGCGGUCAGAGCUGCAAGCUGUGCAGGAGGCCUGGGAGCGAACCACCUCACUGCUAGAGGAGAGAAGAGACCUGGUCAACACAACAGUGCAGGUACAGAUUCCUAAGUCUUUGUCUUCAUAAAUUAGGGUGAUUUUUUACUCACUGCAUGGCCAUAAAAAGCCCAUCCAGCUGUGAAUGGGGUUCAACAGUCCACAAACUGCAUGUUUUUCAAAUAAAUUUGUGCCUGUUGAAGACUGACAAAAUCCAAAAGAUCAUGUGCAUGUGUGAGAGUACUAAUGAGAGCAGGGGGGUCAGCUUUGUCCACCAUAUCCCAUAUCCAGGACCUUCUCAACGAUACCAUAUCAAACUUUUAACCUUUUAUACAGCAAUUUUUUUAAAGAAUAACUUUUGAAAUUUACAAGCUACAUUCUAUCAGGAUUCAAGAUCAAUUACAACUCACAAAAUCUGCAUUUGAUAGUAUCGAAUGCAUCUUUUAAGUGACAGAGUCUGACACUGUGUUAAAGCAGAACGGAAAAUAACAGUAUCAUCUGCAUACAAAUGAAAAUUUGCACUGGAUACAUUUUGGGCAGUUCUACUGAUAUCAGUGUAAACAACAGAGGCCCCAAAACAGAGCCCUGGGACACGCCAGUUAUUAUUUCAAGAGAUCUAGAGGUGAUGCCAGCUGCAUGAACUUAUUGUGUUUCAAACCUGCAGACAGAGUGUGUAUAUAUGUGAGUGUCUGUGGCCUUAAAUCAUUAUUAUUAUUGGAGUAUUUUAUCUUACUUAUUUAUUGUUUGCUGUAAUUAGUUAUUCGUUUGAAUGUUUAUUAAACUUAAUUGUUAAAUCAUGGCUUUCUGUAUCUACACUUUGUAACUUGUUAUUGAAAGUUCUAUUUCAAAACUAUAAAAACUUCAAAAAACUCUAAGGAGUCUUUUUCAUAACUGCAUGGUCCACUGUAUUAAAAGCUGUUGAUAAUUCACUAAAAAGUGCUGUACAGUGAUUUUCAUUGUCUAACGCUCGAUAAAAGUCUGUCAUUCUAUAAAGAAAUAAAAUGUGAGAUAAAGGUGCAGCAAUAAAAUCAGCAUCUAGUUUUAGGAAACAUGGUUCCAAAUUAGACAGUGUGGGGGCUUUGUGCUUCUCAGAGACGGUUACUGACCCCAAAAUAAAUCACAAACACUUAGAUGCUGUGCAGAAAUAAUUGAGGAUUAUGUGCUUCAUUGUAAUUCAAUUCUCUUGACAAAUGGUGGAAACUGCAGUUUUCACUCCAUGAGUCAGUCACCAGACUUAUUUUUGCUUUACUUCCCCAGAGUGUGCUUUGAAAUGAGUUUUUGGUGUGCUGCUCCUGUGCCUGGAGUUUACUGCAGGAGAGUUUGGGUCUGAGAGAGGUGGUCUCCUUGAAUGUUGUUUAAGUAGAGUGAAGCUGUUAAAGAGAGAUGCAUCGAGCUGUAGACGCUUUGACUGAGAUGUAAACCAGGAUUUGUCGAUUUCAGAAUAAUGUGAUGUGUGUCUACAACUUUAUUUGGACAUGCUGCUGCUGACCCUGCCAGGAAAAUCUUGUAAAAGGGAUUCUUAAUCUCAGUACGGCUUUCCUGUAAAUAAAAUAAGAUAUAUUAUGUAUAACUCUCCACGAAUAAAGCAAAAUGAGAACUCUUAUUGUUCAAACAGACAAAAUGUGCACCGUGUACAAGAUUAGACAUCUCAGAGCUUUUUCAUGACCCUCAUCCUAGCAGGAAUGUCAUAUAAGGACAGAUUUCUCAGUGAUUAGACAUAGCUACUAUUAAUAACAGUUGGGUUACAGUAUCUGUAUGUCUUUACACAGGCCCAGAAAGGUCAGGGAAAGUUGUGUUAACCCCUUUAAGCUGAACAGGAUCCACCCAGUGGAGGGAAAUCCCUCUGAGCUCCAUGUCAAAGAUCACACAGAGAGAGUAGCAUUACUACACAGAAUAGAGCUGACAGCAAGACGACGACACCAUCAUCUAACAGUAAAUAAGACUAGGUUUUACUCUGUAUGUACACUAGGUUGUUGUUCCUGUGGUUCUGUUUCACUUAAAUCUGGUUUUCUAAGCUUUCAGCCAGACUCAAUCCUGAGAUACUCCUCUAUGAAUGAUUUAGUGUCACAAAACAUUCUCCCAGAGUCUGAAAGAUUAAUGUUUCUGGGAAUUUUUAAAAAGGAAAAACAGAGAUUGUAUUGCACAAGCUUGCUCUCUACAUGGCAUACAAACAUUUUUAAAAUCAAGAAACAGUUUCUUUUGUCUUUGUUUUCAGGCACAAAAGCCAGUCAUUUUUAUCGCCCAGAUAUUACAAAGAGAUAAAAUGUGGUAGCAGGAGCCAAUGGUCUCUGUUUUAUUUCAUAAGAUUCAUUGAUUUUAAUUACCCUAAAUGUACUGCAGAGGUUUUUAUAGCAGCUCAGGUCUUUGUAGUUACUGUUGUGUCUCUAAUGUUUGUCAGACUCACCCCCGUGACCCUGUUUAUGUGUUUUCUGUAAUUUAUUUAGAAGUGGUCUCAGUGCCAGGAAGGGAUAACAGGCAUCAUUGCUGAUCUGAACACAAUGAAAAACAGGAUCCAGCAGCCCAGAAGACCACAAGACUAUGAGGAGGAGAAACAAAUUCAGGUGAUUAUGCUACUAUAGCUCCACAGUGUUUUAUUUCUAAACAAAUCCCUGGAAAAGAAAUAAAAUUAAAACACGAAGAAGACUGAGGUCUGCCAAGCGAAAGUGUCCGUAGUGCAGAUACCCUUUAGGAGAAGUGGCCCAAUUUUUUUUUUUUUUUUUUUUUUUUUUUUUUUUUUUGUUCUACUCUAGCCCACGACAGUCUCAGAAAUAAAAAAAACGCAUUUUUAAAAAGUGAGUAACUUUCAGUUUGUGCCAACUUUGGUGCCCCCUGUGAACAAAGCAGUCUCUGCUUAUCUUGUCCUCUACAUGCGUAAGAAGUGGCUUUUGGAAAAACAAUUGUAUUGUCCUGACUUUUAACAGUUUAAUGUGUCAUUUAUCAUAAAUAUUUAUCUGAAAAUGGUAGAAACAGAGCUGUUUUUUCAGCUGCUCUUCAUCUACCCUCUCACACCAGUUUCAGGCAUAAAAAAGGCAAGAUACAAGCUGCCAGUCUUGUUGCUGAUUGUCAUGUUUGCUUUUUGAUGUCAUAAAAACCCACCAAUAUCAAUUUCAGUCUAAUUCAUAAAUGUCAAAAACUUAUCACAGGAGCUUUAAAAUAUGAUUUUUCUUUUACCACUAAAAUAUAUAUAUAUAUAUUUUUUUUGUAAUUUAAAGUUCUUGUGAAAAGUUUGUUUUUAUAUUAGUGAAAUGGACUGAAAUGCAUAUAAAUGCCUUUAGAUGAUAUCCAAAAGCACACAAGACCAUCAGCAACAAGACUUGCAAAUGUUCAAAUUAAAUGAUACAUUUGACUGGUAAAGGCAAUGGAAUUCAUUUUUGGUCAAAAGAUAUCAUAUAUAAGCAUGUACAGGAAGCAGAGACUGAUCAGUGUUGCCAACUUAGCAACUUUGUCGCUAGAUUUAGUGACUUUUCAGACCCCCCUAGCAAGCAAAAAAUGUGCAAAUUAGGGGAUGACUUCAUCUAGCAACUUCUAUGACAGCCACUAGCAACUUUCCUUUGUGAGGAAUUGACAACACUCAGAGUGAUUUGUCCACAGGGGUUGCAAAAAUGGACACAAACUAAAAGUUCUUUUAACGUAAGAUAAAAUGAUGUCUUUUUCUGGAAGGAAAUCAAGCCCCAGAAUCUUAUUUUCUUACUUUCCGUCGUGUUUCAGGAUAUUCUUUUCCAAAUUUCAUACUUGUAAACUUGUACACCAAGUCUACGCCAGGCUGGAGGACUAGAACCUUUUUACAUGUGGUACACACUUGUGGCCAGCAGCACCACAACAACAUGAUGAUCCUCAAAAAGCUCCUCUUAGGAGUUUUACCAGACUGUGAAUCAGACUGAGGUGAAUUUGGAUCCUGUUGAGACUUUGUGUUACUCCUGCCCCUUAUUGAGUAUACACACCAGGUCAAGCGAGAAUCUCCUCAAUGUACAAAAGCCGGUAUAAAUUUUAAAAGUUGCUUAAAGUGAAAUGACUUCUGGAGCUUGAUUCAGCAGAAAAACAGAGGAUGCCUCAUGUUUAUUAUCAUGACCUGUUUUCAUUGUAGACUGCAUGGUUGAAUCUGCAGAAGAGAAAUGCAAAAUAAUGGAUUUGUUACAGUCAUCACUCUGAACAUGAGUUCGUAUAUAUGGCAAUCAGCAGCAUGAAACUACAGCAAGAAAGCCAAACUCUGGUCUCUGUGCUGACCAGAGUUCCCCACCCCAUCACUUCAUCAAAGGUCGACCCCCAUCCACUAGCACCAGCACCAGAGCCCCUCCGUGUUUACCCCCCUUUCUCUUGUUUAAUACCCCCAUGCUUUCACUCCCCUCCCCCCUUUCCCCCCUCUACCCUCCCCCUGUCCUGUCCCCAGCCCUUUAAUCGGGACGGUCAGAGCGAGAAAGAGUCACAGAAGCGAGUUCCUGCAGCUCGUACAUGGCUGUCUGACCGCAUGUUCAAGUCUCUGUGUAUGUGUGUGUGUUUGGUGUGUGUGUGUGUGUUAUGCAGGAAGCAGAGCUCUCUCUGCAGCGUUUGUCCGGCGGGUUGCGGGAUUUGUCCACCAUGAAGACGGACCUGUCCCAGUACGUGGCGGCUUGUGACUCGGCUCUGCUGGAGCAGCAGCUGGAGCAACUCCACAGUCAAUGGGAAGAGCUGUGCACGAAGGUAAGAGCUGGAGAAAUACUUACAAAAACAAAAAAAGGAGGCUAGAAAACUUUAAUGGAAGCAGAGAAAGUGAGGUUGAAGGAGGUGCAGGUGCAGAGGAGGGAUAUUUAGGGGGAGGAAAGGAGAGAGGGAGGGAGGGAGAAGGAGGGAAAAGUUGCUGCAGUGGAGUCUUGGCGGUGACCAGCAGCACAAAGCCUCUGCACCACUUGGGCUGAGCACACACACACACACACACACACACACACACACACACACACACACACACACACACACACACACACACACACACACACACACACAAUGCAGAGGCACAAAUACACACUCAUUUGUUUGAGAAAAGAGCACAAUGUGCUGAUGCAUUAAAGGGAAAUUACAACAUUUUUACCAUUCGAUUGAUACAUAAGCAGCCUGCAUCUAAAUAGCUGACUUUGUGUAUGUGUUUUUCUGCAAAAUGAGCAAAAACUGAUGCGUUCUGGGGAUUUUUGGUUCAUGCUGCAUGGACUGUGCCUGGAUGAUUUUUUUCUGGCUUAAACCUCUAAAAAACAGUGGAUGGCUUCUGUAGUUGCUCAGAUCUUUUGAAACCACUUGACAACUUGGAAUGAGUUCCUCCUGACUCUGACUCAGACUCAGUGAAACUCUCAGUCUGAAGCAGCCUGCUAAUUCUUUCACCUCAUGAAUGCUAAAAGCAGUUCCACUGUACAGGGACAGGCUCAGAUUUCUACUGUUAAGUCUCCUGGCUUUAACACAAAUGCACUUUUGUUCAGGAGGAUAAACAGUUAUGACAUGCUUUGGAUGUUUUUGUCAGUCAUUGGAGUUAUGAGAUAAUUUGCACCCAUGCUAAUUGGGUCCCCUGUUGCAGUGUUUGCCCCCACCUGCUACAAAGAGUCACAUGUGCAGCAUCAGCAGCUGCUGUAGCCAGUCUUCAGGUUUUCUGUCAGUUGAGUUGCUUAUCAAACUGCUUUAUUUCUCAUGUGUUUGUCCUGAAACAAACCUGAAACAUGAAGCGUAUUAUUUCUUUGAAUCCGGAGGAUUUCCUCAAGGAAAUGGAAGAAUAAAACAAAUCAAAACCUCCAUGAAUCCUCCUUAUUUUCAGCUGUUUCUGGUUAUAAAGUUCAUCUUACACAGCAAAAAAAAAAUCUUUGGUUUGGUAGUUUGAGAAAGAGCAGACUUUUUUCAGCUGUUGAAUGGCAUCAGACCCUCUGUCCCCAUCAUUAAUUCCUGACGUGGCCGCAGGGCGGUUUUGCUCUGCGUAGCUAACAGGUUGUAGGUGGGGGGAAGCCACUGGAAUGGGUCCGAUGAGCAGAUGGCCUGGCUGGGCUAAAGGGGUUCAGGGGACAGUCGCUAUUGUUCCUGGAGGGAGCACAAAGUCCUCUCAGGGUGACAGCAGCUCACAAAGAACCCCUAAAUUCUGCAGAGUUCAACAGAGACUGAGCAGUGUUAGUACAUUAAAACCAAAGCAAGACUCAUUUACAUCAAAUAAAUGCCAGUGAGUGCUAAAAUAUAGCCGCCCGAGGGGUUCGCUAAGCCCUCUAACCUCAAAAAGAUCAUCAGGCGACCCCCCCUCCUUGACAGGCAUGUAAUAGGGUGUUUUCAUGGCAUUAAGCUGUCAUUAGGAAAAUGGACCUUGUUAAUUUGAUCAAACUGCCUCCUGGGGGAUUUCUCUCAUUCCAGUUUAUUGCUGAGCUUGCUGCAGAUUGAAUGUGUAAUGAAAGUAAAGACUUCAUAUUCAGGCCAUUCUUCUGCUUUUCAUCCUCUUAUCUGUUUUUCCUCUGUGCAUCACAGAUUUAACUUUUCUUCAGUGUCGUCCCGGCUAUUUCUUCUAUGCUGAAAAUUUAAAUCCACUAAGUGCUCUCUGGUGCUGUAGAAUUGGGUCACAGUUGCCUGGAUGCAUACCAGGGCGUAUUAUUGUAAUAAUAAAGCCUUAUACAGUCUGGACAGGCAUUUGCAGCACAUGUGAAACAGGGGGGAACUUUUUCCUGGUUGUUGUCUGUAAUAAAUUUGUCAAAAAGGAUUAAUAAUUUGAUUAUGAACAUGAUCAGUUUCAUGUGACUCAAACCUAUUUUUUACCUCUUUUUAACAUGUAAAAAAAAGGCCUAACUUACUCUGACUCUCUUCCAGGUGUCCUUACGCCGUCAGGAAAUCGCAGACCGCCUCAAUGCCUGGACCAUCUUCAACGACAAGAACAAAGAGUUCUGCGAUUGGCUGACUCAGAUGGAGAACAAGGUGUGCCACAGUGGAGAGCUGAGUAUUGAAGAAAUGGUGGAGAAGCUGAAAAAGGUAUGAAAAUCAAUCUCAGAUUAAAAUCUUCUUCGUAAAUUAUAGAGUGAAAAACUAUUUCUGUGACAAACUGCAAAACAGGAUUUCCAGUAUUUGAAGUGGAUCAUAGUUUCCACCGCAGGUCUCUGUAUGCAGGCUGAUAUUGAAACAUCGUCUUGAUACAUACAUACUGGAUUAUGUUGUUUAUAACAGAUGGUGGCCUGGAAUGGAAAGGGUGCAUGCCCUUUGUUCUUACACAACAGUUGUCCUUUCAGAGCAUGAAAGCCUUUUGUACCUUCCUGUCCCAUCAUAGCGAGCAUGCUUGCUUCAUCAACCAAAUAAUAAUUGGUCUGAAUGUUGCAGAAUGAGCGUUUUGGGCUCUUAGAGGAGAAGAGAAAACUAGAGACAAUUGAUGAUCUGUGUUUGUCAUGUGCAUGACGGUACUCUCUGGUGAUGCUGGGCUGCUUCAGGCCAAGAAAACAGGUUUCAGACAGGUUAAUAAAUGGGACACUGAAAGUCAAGACAGUUUGAAAGUUGAAACCACUGACAUCUGCAUUGUCUCUAAUUUGCUCGCUGUUAAACCGUAGCUGAAAAAAAAUGCUCUGUGGACAAUGAGACAGAUGAAGGUGAUUAAAGUCACUAAACAGGAAAGACAGUCUGACCUGACAGUACAGGAAAAUGAGGAUUUGAAGUGUUAUUGUCAUUGUUAAACUGGUUAAUUAAUUUCAUCUUGUAAAAUAUAAGAAAAUAGAAGUUGGAAAUGUAAAAAACAAGUUUCUGAGCAGUUUCUGAGUGAAACAAAGAAAGAAGAGCAGGGUGCCGGUUUGGCCUCAUGCACAGAGGCUAGAGUUCUCUUUGCAAUGGUCCAAGGCUGAACCUCUGGCCUACAUAACCCUAAACCUCUUCAAUGACUAUGAUUCCUCCUUGUCAUCACUUUUAAGCACUUUUUAUCAACACUUUUUGUUAAACUCUGAAAUGAUGAUGAUGAUUAGGGUUGCUUUUGAUCAGCUGUUGUUUUUUUGCCACCACAAAGCCCCACAUUACUGCGUAUUGUGUAUUUUUGACAAGAAGCAAGAAGACACUGCGGUGGCUUAAAUACGGCAUGCCAAAAGGGACAAAAUAGCACAGGAUUAAUGAUGACACUCCAAAAAUCUAAUCAGACUCUUCCCUAUCACAUUGUCACAGGACUGCAUGGAGGAAAUUAACCUCUUCAGUGAGAAUAAAAGCCACCUGAAGCAGCUAGGUGAGCAGCUGCUGCUAGCCAGCGACGAGGCCAAGCAGUCACAGGUCCUCGGAUCGCUGCAGGAGGUGAACCAGCGCUGGCACCACCUCUUCCACCACAUCGAAGCCAGGUGAGAAUCGCCACCGCUGUAACAGAAGCUGUAGACUUGGAGUUAAAGCAUUUAUGUGUCAGUUAAGUGCUUUACAGAGGACCAAAAAGACGAAGCAAAGAGUAUCAAAUUGAGUUUUGUUGUGCCAACAAUAGUAAAUAGAAAAAAAAAGUGCAGGUUCAUUUUAGAACAAACUGAGUGUGUGAUUUUUCAGUCCAGCUGUGAUUUGCACUCUUAAUUUCAGCUCAUAAUUAGCCUUUCACAUUAGAAAGCAUCAUUAUGAACUAAAAGGCUUUAACUGGGCGCCUGUAAUUAUACAACAGAGCUCAAAUGAGAACCCAUCCACCUGCUGUUGUGUAAGCCAUGCUCUGCAGCUGUCAGGAAUACAUGCCGUCUAAUGUACAGGCUGUAGGUUAAGCCACUGUGAUUGUGAACUGUUACUGCCCCCUGUCCCCCCCCUCAGACAGAUGGACAGUCCUGAGAGGAGAAGAAGAUCCAGACUUCACUUGAUGUGCUUAAGUCUCAGACAGUACCAUAUGCCCUCAUGUCAACCAUGACCUCACACCCCCUUUUUUUUUUUACCCUGUCACAUUGUAGUGUGACAUGAAGGAGUGAAGGGGGAGGGUCUGUCGGCAUGUAUUAGUCACUGGUUCUUAAAGUGAGGCCCUCUCAGAUAUUACAUAAGCCCCAUAAGUAUACAGCACAGCUCUUCUAUUCUCAACAAUAUGGAUGCAGAUUGAUGGAUUAGUCGGUAGUAAAGAGAGUUUGCUGUGAUUUGCAGUGUGCAAAGAUUUCAUUUGACCAAAGCAGGGCAUGAAAAACUUCAAAACACACUCAGUUAGACUUAAACAUGCAGUGGAAUGAAGUUCUGGUUGAGUCAAGCCAUUAAAACUGGCAUUUUUGAAAUUAUUCGCUUUUUAGUUUAGUCUGGUUUGAGUCAAUUUCUUUUUCUCCUGCAAAGCUUGUUAAAAAGUCUGAUUUUUUUCCAUUUCUUUAAGAGUAUCAUUCACCUAACUAUCCUUAGCAAAAAGUAGUAUACUUAAAAGUUAUUUUUUUUCAUGCUUGAGUAUAAGUAUAUCGAGUAUACUACUGACCAUUCACUUCAGUGUUUUAGUUUAGAAAAGUAUACUUGAAAGAAAACUUUUUGGUAUACUAUUAGAUUACCAGUAAAAAAAGCCCUAUGGAGCUAACAACUAUCCUCACCUUUUGACCCAUUAAAUUAACAAAACACCUUCAAAUGUUUAACAAGUGAUUUAUUGUGACCAAAUAAUAGGCCUGUCACGAUAACAAAUUUUGCUGGACGAUAAUUGUGCUACAAAUUAUCGCCGAUAAACGAUAUUAUUGACACCAUUUUUUAAAUUAUAGAUAAUGAUAUUAUAUGGCAUAAUAAUGCGAGUACACCAUGUCAAAAGUGAUAAACUUUAAUUUCCACACGAGAACAACACUGGUUGUUUUCGUUGACUAAAAUAUUUCCCUUUUCUCCCACGACGAAGACGUAACGUUGACGAGCUAAACAUAAGUCGGAGAUGACUAAAAUGUGACGAGACGAAAGUGCGUUUAUGUUGAUGGGACGAGACGAAAAUGACGAACAGAGUUGCAAAGCUCAGUCAGUUAAACGCUAAACAUAUAGGAGCAGCUUCAGUCCGCUCUGACAGCUCUCAUCAGCCUGCUGUGCUCCUCCAACACACAGACUCACACGCGCGCGCGCGCGUACACACACGUGGAGUUUUAUGGUUGACGAAAACAAAACUGGUUUAAAGCCGAAAUAUUCCCACCCUUGGACUGUUGCGUUCGGUUUAGACACCAAAGCUGUCGUGUUCAUUCUGCUAGCUUGCUUUUCACUCACGACGCUCACUUGUAGCACUGUAUCCAAAAAGUCUGUGUCUGUGUGCCUGUGCGCGCCAGCCCCCUCGUGACAAAGACACUGAAUGACUGACAGGAGGGUUCACUAACUCCGUUCAUUCCGCUAUAGAGCCAACGCCCCCAGGUGCCGAGAACAAUGCGCAGAGUGAGACCUCUUCUCUCAUCCAGCGUGUUUGGUAGCGAGAGAGGAGGAAAACAAACGCACGUCAAUUAUCGAGGCUGGCAAAGUUAUCGACCUCGUUUUUAUUUAUCGAGCGAUAAGGCGAUUUAUUGAUUAUCGCGACAGGCCUACCAAAUAACAAAAUUACAAACUAAGCACAAAAGAACCCACAACACAACAUGAGAGGCAGCAGGGCAGCAGUUCCCCCACCAAUUGCCUCUCCAGACUGCAGGCAGCUUUCGGUCUUAAAGGCCCAGUACCAGGUGAGUCUGAUUGUCACUCAGUGACUUCACCUGGGCAGCUAUGGGGAGACAAAAGGGGGAAAACACCCCCACCCUUAAGACAAUGAAUAACUAAAUGGGUGUUACUUACCAAGGCUGCACAAGCUUAAAAAAAAAAUAAAAAAAAAUAAAAAAAAACCCUAUUCACCAAAACUGAAGACAACCACUGCUGACAAAAAGGUGCAAAAUGGGUCGUGAGGAACACAAAACCUUAUUCAAGCUUUAGGGCCAUAGAAGAUGCUGUACUCAAAUUUAAGAGCAUCCAUCCCAAAAGUAGCCAAUUAAGUGGGUGCCACUCCUACAAAGCAAAAUGGCUACUACCAUGAGGUUACCACAAACAAAGAGCAAAACACUAAAUUUGCCAAUACCACACACAGUAACAGAUGUCCAACACUAAAGUGGAGUGAACAGUCACACACACAAACGGAUCAACAAAAGUAGUAGAACUACAACAGUGCUGUCAUUCACAAACAGCACUCAGAGAUCCAACAAAAGGUGACUGCCACCACCACAACACAAAUGGACACAAGUCUUCAAAAGACACACAAGUUACUGUGAUAAGGCUGGCAACAAGCCAAACGAACGGAACAUACAAAUAGGUAUACGAAGCAGUAACACACAAGUGACCCACCAAAUGUGGACUGCAAACCACUACACAAAAUGGUCACAUAGCAGUCACCACUACACAACUGUUGCCACCUUACACCUACAGUAAGAUGCAACUCACACGUGACCCACCAAAUGUGGAGAGCAGGUACCACCAACAAACGGUCACACAACACAAGUUACUGCACACACAAAAUCCUAAUUGUAAUCACACAGAGUGACCAAGCAAAAAUGCGUGGCCUUAUGAAACACAGACAAAAACAGUCAAGUAGUAUGAAACAAUUUGAAGAGCCAAAUGAGUCACCCCAACCCCUACCUGCUUGACAAGAUGUCUGACUUACCUAACUAGUCUUCAGUGGCCUGCCGAGCUCGAGGCAUCACUUAAGUGAGCCCCCUCCUCAGGAUUACCACCAAAAAUAAAAAAGGCAAAAUAAAAAAGUGGCAAGCUCUUCCCUGCCCGGCGACUAAAUAAUCAGGGUGCUCAGAAGUUACAAAUAAAAGCAACUACUAAUGAUCGUGACAGAAACAGAAAACUAAAAAACCCAAACUAUGGUCACUAGUUACGAGAGGAAAAAAAACAACUUUAAAGAACCUCAUGGAUGUUCAAUCCCGGACGAGCCCCCAUUUGUUACUCCCCACCCGAAUGCGGCCCUAUGGGGCUAACAACUAUCCUCAUCUUUUAACCCAUUGAGUUAACAAACACCUUCAAAUGUUUAACAAGUGAAAACAAAAACAUAAAACAAAACCAUAUCUGUAGUCUGUGAAUCAUUCACCCACACCUCGGGCUCCUUAAGAAUCUGAUUCUUCUGAUGCAAAUAUACACAGCCCAAAAGUAGUAUUAAAGUAGUGUUACACAUACUCUUAAAAAAAUAUAUGGAAGUAUUCACUGACCAAGUAUACUUAAACCUAAGGCACACAUACAUGCAUGAGUAUAACUUGAACAAAAGUUUAUGUAUAAGUAUAGGUUAAAUAUAUUUAGACUUGUAGUAUAAUUCUCAGUACAAGCCAAGUAUACUUAACAUUUACUUAGUUAAGUAUAUCUCUGAAAAGUGCAUAGAAACUAAACUGAAAUCAUACUUAGUUUAAAAACAGUAUACUUAAAGCACACUUCAAUAUACUUCUUUUUGGUAAGGGUAGCACCCCUUUUUUUCACUGUUUUACAAAGGAGGAGGGAAACCUGUGGGUGUGUAUCUAUUGUUCUUAUAGAUGAAACAGCUGUCUGAUAUUUGGAAAAUGUAAUGGCUAAUAGAAAAACAUCUAAAUCUAACUUGAUGACAUAGGAAUCGUCUGUUCAAGUCACAACAAUGAGCUGAAACUGGCUUAAAAGCGCAACUUAGCUGAAGAGCUGAUUCCCAACUCAAAAUUAGAGUUUCUUGCUGUGUUUACAUGUGCAUGUGUAUCCUGCCUACAAGCACCAUGAUUCAGAAAUUUGAUGAAUCAUGUGUAAUCAAAGAAAGGACCAUCUCACAUUUAAGCUUGUUUGAUUGAAAAAUAAAUUUCUCCAAAUGAAAUUAAUGCAACAGAAAAACUAAUUUAUUAAUUGACAUGAUUAAGAGCAAAGUUAUGUAAAAUAACACUUUGUGUGGAGCUGCUUUUGCCCCAUGGUUAGAUCAGCUUUGGUUCGAUUCUAACUUUCAGCACUUUACUAGAUGUCAUUGCCCCCUCUUUCUUCCCAUUUUCCCACCCUAUCCACUGUCACAAAAGUCACAGUCAACUUGAAUAGAUUAAUUAAUCGAUUAAUCAGAUUUUGUCCAGCACGAUUGUGGGUCCAUGUGUAAUAGUGUAUUUGCAACCAGAAAUGACAAAUUCACACAGUGCUGUCUAUGUAAAGCUGUGGUUUUCAAGCAAACACCUGUUGGACAAGAAAGUUGGCAUGGGAGGCCACUUCAUAGAUUGAAAUGCAGGACAAACUCUGGUUGGGGGAUAUCUUGAGUGACUGCUUUAAUGUUUGCAAGUGCACACUAAUGUGCACGUAGCAGCCCUGAAAGUCAAAGCCGGAUUAUUCAUGUUCAAGUCAAACGGUGAACUAAAGGAGCUCAUGUACAGUAAAGGGAGCAGCGUGCUUACAGCUCCAAAAAGUACAUGUCAGUUUGGUUUAGUGUCCCUCCUGCUGACAGACUUAUAUAGUCAACUUGCUCCUCCAACCGUAUAUCCCAACUUAUCCUACAGCUCUUUUCUGCUCUGUUUUCCCCAUCCAUUCCCCUCCUGUCCUGUCCCUCAUCAAGGACCCCUGACCGUGUUUUGUGUCUUUGUUGGGCCUCCACAUGAAGCUGCUGGUCUUUGUUUGGCUGUCAGAGGUGGAGGGGGUGUGAAAGAGAGGGACAGACAAUUUAGGGGACAGGGAUGGUAGUAUCUACAGAGGGGGAGAGCAUUUUCUGGACAGGAUUUACAGUGACUUCAUUAUGUCUUCAUCACACGGCCGUAAACUUGAAGCCAAAUUAACCACGCACAGAAGUGCUCCUGACAGCACACUGUACAUUAUCCUGGAGCUCUAUAGGGUCUGCAGAGAACUGAAUCUUCUUUCUAGUCACAUUCAUCCAACACCUGUGUUUUUGUACAAACGCCAACAACAUACAGACUUUUUGAAGUUAUCUGCAGCACAUCUAAACCAACUUUUUAAAGUUUGAAACACGAUCUAAAAGGACAAGUAUUCAGGGCUAUGACUCUAUUCUUCUAUUCUGAUCUUGUUAAACAAAGUCUCUUAACAGGCUCUCUUAUAUGCACACACUCUUCUCAUCUAUAGCCGUCCAACGUCCGGCAUCUGUUGAGACCCUUUCAUGCUUUCUUCAGCCGGCCACUUACACUCACAGCUGUUUGUAGUGCUUAUUCUCUUGGCAGAGUGUGUCUCUCCCUCUCAGGCCCCGACAGGCUCUGCCGGACCUCAACAGUAGAGGAAGGAUCAAAUGUGGAAAUCAACUCAGACUCCCCAAUGGGGCACACUUCAGGCUUUUAGGCCUCUGAAGAGAGCUUUUAUUGUCCUGUGGGUUGCUAUGACACCAGUCAGUGUGGUGCUGUGUGUGUGUGUGUGUGUGUGUGUGUGUGUGUGUGUGUGUGUGUGUGUGUGUGUGUGUGUGUGUGUGUGUGUGUGUGUGUGUUGGGGUCCACAAUGGGGUUAGUUACCAUGGUGAGCUUGAAAGUUUUACACAAAGACACCUGAAAGUUUUGUAGGUUUCUUUCCAGUUAUCACAAGUAUGUUUAAAUGAGUGUUUGAUCACCUGAGUCUCACAUUUCUUUUGGUUUUUGCCUUUUAUAACUGUACACUGAGGCCAUCUAUGCUACUACGGUAGCGACGAAUGGACUAGUAAAGUAUGUGUUUUUGUAUUUCACUAGAGUAGCACAAAAGCAACACAAAAACAGAGAGAGCAUAACAAUGAUAGUAAAGACAUGACAAAUGAAGGAUCAAACUUAUCAUGCAUCACAUGAGCUUUUUGUCCUUAAAGGCCACCAUCGCUUCAGCAGGAGGAGUGAGCAAGGGAGCAUCUACACAUUUUACCUUAAAACUGUGUGUGAGGGGUGGGUUGUGACCAUAGACUGUGUGUAGAAUGGACAGCAUCUGCUUCCUUGCUGGGUGAAGCCACUCCGAGAACAGCACCCUCUGUUGACGGGCUGCAGUAUAGGUCAUAAAUCCCCCCUCCUCCACAAAGCUUAUGGAGCUGUGGACAAACUUUAGAAAUUUAUUUCACAGAAUAUAAAUUUUUCUCCCCCCUGGUUGUGAUGUUGACAUGUAGUUAUUGUAAGACUGGUUUGUGUUCAAGUCCUCUUUUUUCUGUGAAGCUCCGUUUUUAAAAGUUAUUAGGGGGUUCAUGUUUUCUAUGAUUGACACCUGAUACAGCCUAUGGGCAUACGAAGAUUGUGUAGCUCACUCAGAGGAUGGGCUGUUUGAGCCAAGCGUCAUCAGAGCAACUCUCCCACCGAAUGCGUACAACGCUACUGCACAAGCAGUGGUUCCAAGAAGUAGAGAAAAUCCCGGAAAUACCAAGAGCAAUUUGGCUUUAAAUUUGUAUAAUGACAGAAGGUGGAGCCAAGUUGUCCAUAGUAUAUACAGUCUAUGGUUGUGACAUUGACAUUGGAUUAAACAGUUACUUAAGUAGUGUGUGUGUCUAUGUGUGUGUGUGUCUGUGUGUCUGUUUCUGCUCAGGGUGAAAAAACUGAAGGACACUUUGGUGACGGUGCAGCAGCUUGAUAAGAACAUGAGUAACCUCCGCUCAUGGCUUUCUCGCAUUGAGGCAGAGUUAUCCCGACCAAUCACCUACAGUGUGUGUCACCACCAGGAGAUUCAGAAGAGGCUGGCUGAACAGCAGGUGAACAGAAACUUCAGAAUAUUUUGUUUUGUUUUCUUAUUUUUUUUCUUAUUUUCUAUAUUUUGUUUUAUUCUAUUUUGCUUUCUUUAUUGAAAAUGUGUUUCUCAUCUCACUCUUUGUUUUUCUGCUCGACUGUCACUCCCUCUCACUCUUUGUCUCUCCUUAUGAUUAAUAAUUCAUAUCUGUCCUUUGUUUAAUUUUGGGAGAGGCCUCUCCCUGUCUGUGCACUGAUGUUUGACAAAUGCUUUAACUGUGAUGCACCGGCACCAUGUCUGUCCGUGUGUCCGUCCAGGAGCUGCAGAGGGACAUCGAGCAGCACACAGAGGGUGUUGCAUCGGUGCUCAGUCUGUGCGACGUUCUGCUGCGGGAUGAGGAUGCUGGGGGUGGCACAGAGGCAGAGAGCGACUCCUUGCAUGAGACCAGCCGCAGCCUGGACCAGCGCUGGAGGACCAUCUGUGCCCUGGCUCUGGACAGGAGACUCAAGUAAGACUCACACUUGUCCUGAAGACCAUCUGCACAGCUUUCAUGUCAUUUAAAGGAAGCAGAACAGAGCAUAUCCAAAUCCAGUACACGUGAUGUAGUUAACCCUCGGUUCCUACCAUGUCCAUUUUGGGGACAAAAUGAAGAGGAACCAAGGGUUGACCAAUGACUUUGACAAUCAAACAGCAAAGAUCUCUGAAGGUGGUUCAGUCCACAGCUGGACAGAUUCUCACAGUCAGAGUAAGUUCAGUGACUCUUGUCGUAGUCUUUGUGGUGUUAAGGUUCAUUGUCCCUCUCUGACUCUGCUAAUCCAGCACACACAAUGCCCCAGGAACCUUAUUUGUCAAUGAAGCUGUCAACCACCUUGUUAUAUGCCUUCUUGUAGCCUCACAAAACUGUAUUUUAGAUCCAAGUACUUCUCAAGCCUUCAUUAGUGUCACAGAAUAACCAAUAAUAACCUGCCUGCAGACUCUUAACUCCAGUCUGGUGUCUCUGUAGGAUCGAGGAGACAUGGGGGCUCUGGUGUAAGUUCUUAGAUGACUAUUCACGCUUUGAGGAUUGGCUCAAGAUGGCCGAAUGCACCGCUGCCAACCCCAACUCAGCAGACGUCCUUUAUACCGUCGCCAAGGAGGAGCUGAAGAAGUUUGAGGUCAGUCCUGAGGUGGGGGGUUGAUAUAGGCAUGAGUGGUUGUGUUUUUUUUUUUUGUUCCUGUAAUUGUGCAGCAUUACGCCUGGUUCACACUGGAAGCGCCGCGCGCGGAACGGAAGCGCCGCGCACAGAGUUUCGGAUCGGCGCCCAUGUUAACCUAUGAGACUGUUCACACAGCACGCGCGCGGAAGCGCCGCGCGCGGAACGGCUCGCGCUCUGGAGCGCGGGUGCUCCGCUCCUCUCUAUUUUCGGCGCGAGCCGCGAGCGCCGAUGUAAAGCUCAACAGAGCAGAUCGGACCAGACAGGAAGUCAGGAAGGAGAUGCGAGAGAAUCCGGUCAAUUUUCAAAAUAAAGUAAAUUUCAAUAAAUUAGAAAAGGAUUUACGGUGUUGCUUGUCAGUCUAUUUUUUUUUACCGAUGAACACACACACACACACACACACACACACACACACACACACGGAGGGAGAGCUGCAGAGAUUCAGUGAUGUUAUUGAGACAAAGGGGGGGGGGGGGGGGACUUUAUUACAAUACAGUCAAUAGCCUCGAGCUAACAAGGCUAUACAUACAACGGAGUCAACAGAAAGCGCUCGUAAGUGUGGAAAACUGAGGGCAGACGGAAACGGCCGAGCACUACCGGGCUCAGUCGAUGUCUGACCGGCAUGUCAGAGCGCAGCAGAAAGCGCUUCCUGUGUGAACAGCCAAGCGCGAGCCGGCGCUGCGCGCGCGCGCGGCGCUUCCGUUCCGCGCGCGGCGCUUCCUGUGUGAACCAGGCGUUAGACUUCAUGUGACGGAGUUCAUGAGGAUUAUGCAUUUGACAGACAGAAACAAUGUUGGCCUUUUUGGUAUACCACAACACAAAUAUUAAAUAAAAAACAGCUCAAGUGUAAAGAAAUGAUCUGAAUGCACACUCAUCAAACUGAAAAGUGCGUGUGUGUAAAAAAAAAAAAAAAAAAAAAAACAGUUUCAGAAUCUGGAGCUGUAAUCCUGCUCAGACUUUGCUGACAUGAGUCUGCCCGUCUCUCCUUCUUCUAUAAAGGGUUUUCAGAGGCAGGUUCACGAGCGGCUGACUCAGCUAGAGCUGGUCAACAACCAGUAUCGCCGUCUGGCCAGGGAGAACCGCACUGACCGAGCCAGCCAGCUCAGAGCCAUGGUGCACGAGGGCAACCGACGCUGGGACACGCUGCACCGCAGAGUGGCCUCCAUUCUCCGCAGACUCAAGGUACAGAGUUGAAAAAAAUUCUUCUCAUCUGCAAUCGACUAAAUACAUAUGCAGUAGCUUUUCUCCUUUUUUCACCUCAUCUGUCUCCUCUCUUUUCUCCCAGUAUUUCACCAGCCAGAGGGAGGACUUUGAAGGCACCAGGGAGAGCAUGCUGGUGUGGCUGACGGAGCUCGACCUGCAGCUCACCAACGUGGAGCACUUUUCUGAGAGUGAUGUUCAUCAGAAGAUACAGCAGCUUAAUGUGAGGACACUCUGAAUCCCCUUUAUCAUGCUCUCUCUGCAAAAAAAAGCUCCAACCAGUACCUUAGCAUGACAGACUUUUCUGGACGGUUCUCUCAGUCCUCUGUCACAGAUCAUGUGGUUUCCUCUCAGUUUCCCUUCCCAGCUCUUGCUCAUCCAAUUCCACUUCUUGCAGAGUUUCCAGAAGGAGAUCACCCUGAACACGGAGCGUAUUGAUGGACUGAUAGUCUUUGGAGAGGGUCUGAUCCAGAAGAGCUCACCACAGGAUGCAGCACUGAUCGAGGACGAGCUGGAGGAGCUGCACUCUUACUGCCAGGAGGUUUUCAGCAGACUGGUCCGCUUCCACCAGCGCCUCAGCCAACCCCCGGUGAGCUGGAACCCACUCACACGCAGCACCCAUUCAACCGUUCGUAACUCGAUUUAAACAAUUAAUUUCAAAUGAGCACAAUCCUUUUUUAUAUCCUCUUUUACUUCGUUUAAUGCAGCAUUUUAUACUUCAGCAGACAGUUACAGCCAGAAUCACCAUCCUAAAGAGGCAAACUCUUCACAGUCCCACUCUUAUUGAUGGAUUCAUAAAAUCAAAAACGACUCCUCUGAACAGUUGAACCUGAACUAGAAAGCUCAACUUCUUAUUUCAAAGAUUCAAGCAUUGUUUUGUUGUCAUUUUCAUCACUGCAGAUUGUCGAAGAAGAGCCGGAGCUCUCCAGCACCACCUUUGCCUUGGAGUCCAGCUUGGAGCUCAUAGGCAGACCCUGGCUGGGACGGAGCCAAGGAAGCUUCCCGGCCACGCCCACCCACCUGCUCGCCUGUGGGCUGGAGCGCUCAGGAAGGGAGACGCCGGUGAGCGUGGACUCCCUGCCGCUGGAAUGGGACCACACUGGAGACGUUGGUGGGUCAUCGUCGCAUGAAGAUGACGAAGAGGACGAGGAUGAUGAUGAGGAGGGGAGAACUUACUUCAGCGCACUUUCAGGUUCUUUUUUUUUUUUUUUGCAACAAGGUUAAUUUAGAUGCAGUCUUUUCUGUAUCUCUGCUGGUUCUUCAAACUUUUGAUUGGAUGCUGAAAAAAAGACAAGCGUAAUUAAAGGGUCAUAUAAGGAUCAACCGAUAAUCGGCAAGGCCGAUAAUAUUGGCCGAUAUCCAGCAUUUGUACAAUAAUUGGCAUCAGCCAUUUUUUCCACCAAUAGCCAAUGAAAUACCUUUACUUUAAAACACCCUUGUUACAGCCGCUUUUCUCUGCCUGAAGUCACCACCACUCUUGGCUGUGUAAUAAUGUCGCGCCUACAGUCCCCACUGACUGGCUACACAGACAGCUAAUCAACACUCUAGGUGCAGCCUCGCAGCAGGGAGAGAGUGAGAAUGCAUGGUGAAGCAGCGGUAUGCCACCUCUGAUUGGAUGUGAGACUCUUGAUCCUUUCACUGACGUUUAUUAACACCGUAGAACUAAAACUGCAAUAAACAAAAUAAAAGCCAACGUCAGCUAUUGAGAUCGUUACAGAAAUAACAUUGUUUAUCACCGUAGCCAAAACAGAUCACUUUAGCCUGCUUCUCAUGCAAAGUCAUUCCCCAGAGCAGGGCUCUCAAGUCUCACGCAUUGGGCGUGUGACACACGCAUUCACACCCAUUCACAUGCCACACAUUGUAUUUCUCACGCAUUUAAAUUACCACAGUGAUGUCCCCCAAGUUGCACCUUUUUAACAAUGGAACAGGUAUGAAUCAAUUAAGUCCCUGAGAGAAGCUGCGUGCCACGCGCAAGCCAGUCAAAUAAAGUAGCAUUGCUGUAUCCAGGUAGAUUUUUGAUAUUUAGCCAAACUGCAAAAGAGGACGGACACUCACCGAAAUGAAGCAGGUUUCAUAAGGACGAAAAAGACACAAUGAUUACAACAAAUCAGUAACCUACACCUGCAGAGGCCUCAACAUCUCAUGGCACAUACUUAUAUGAUAAAUUAAAGCCUUAUUCUUUUCCUUUGACAGCUGCAUUGGUGGAUUUAGCCUCUGUGCAGCCAUUUCCAGCCAUUCUCCCCUCCACAAAAGCAGCAAUUUCCUCAAAGUCCAUCUUUUUUUUUCUGUGGAAAAGAUGCAUUUCUCAUCUAUUCUUAUACCUAUACUGAAGUGCAAUUCAUGUAAAUGCCCCACAGCCCUCAUUUUAACAACUCUCCUCCACAACAGGUAACUUCACAUAGAUUUAUAAAUUCAUUAAGUAAUCUUGAAGUUUUAAAAAUGUUUUUUUUUUCUUAAUGUGGCCCUUAUAGUCCGUUGUAUUUAUUAGAUUAUUAUACUAAUACAUUAUCUUCAAUUAUUCUUACACCCUUGCCCCCCCAUCUCACUCCAAGCUUAGUUCAAAACUUGAGAGCCCUGCCCCAGAGUCAAUCAUUACGGUCAAAAAAAGAUUCUAUAACACUUCUCAUUAAAUCCCAUGCCCACAGUUAUAACAAACACAAUGACACAUGGAGAAAUAAAACAAAAGAAACAAACUAGCAGGUAUUAUAUUUAUUUUUACUGCAAAUUAAUAUCGGUUCUAAAUAUGGUUCACAUUUAUUACUAAUAAUCAGUAUCGGCCCCAAAGAAAAACACAUUGGUCGAUCCUUAGGGUCAAAUGCAAGAAAAGCUGAUCUUGCAAUAAAUGUUUAUUGCUGAGGUAUUGCUGGUAGCCGUGUUUUAAAGACAUGAACAAGCAAACAUCCUUUUUAGCAGGUUUAUAACAUGGUCAGAUGGAAGGAAGAGGUUUUCUUUUUAGGGUUUCCUCUCACAAGUACAAAGUACAAAGACACACAAAUAUCCAUAUCUUUGGUGUGACCCGUCUCCUUGCAGAGGUGGAGUUGAUGGAGAGCCUGGAGGAGUUUGUCGAGGCACAAGAGGCCAUACAAGCCUCCUCUGUUGGUAGGCAUCAAGAACGUCAUUUUCACUCUAGGCUGCUCUUGGUGGUGGAAAUCCUCUGAACAAACUGUCUUUGCUUCCUGCAGCUUCCUGCACCCUGGGUUUUUCUCCUCUAGUUGGACUAUUUUUAAUCCACUUUUCUAGUUAUGGUAUCUUUCCACAGCUGCUAAAUUCACAUUCAUUCCUGUCACAGUCUCUCCAUGUCAAACCAUUGAUUUGUUGUUAUGUGUCUGACACAACUUUGGCCCUUCUCAGGCUUCCAUCUUUCUACUUUUUUCAUCCCAAAAUCAUUUUGUUAAUUGUUAAUUUUGACUUCUCCAUUCUUUGCGUGGCUGGUUUACGCUUUGGUGAGAUCUUUUUUAGCUUUAUUUCUGCGAAGUUUUGGACUGACCUCAGAGGGUAAUGUCGUGUUUCAAGCAUGUUCACAUCCCGGAUAAGUACCUAUAUCUUUUCAGGGUCUGUUCACUUCAGAGUCAACAGUUGUGUUGACAGUAAAUAACUUGUUCCACAUGCUUUGUCCUCGAGUUAGCCUGAUGUUUAUAACUUCAAAUUUGGAGCUAAAUUUGAAUUUAAAUUGGAAAAAGAAGAAAGGAUUUUUUUGUUUUUUCCCCAAACCGAAAUGUGAGCCAAGCUUCUGGAUUGAGAUUGAGUCUAGACUUCAAAGUAGAACCAGAGAGGAGCCUAGUGAAAUACCAAAGCCUGGAGGAGGAGGGGCAGAAGCAAAGAUUUCAUUACAGGCGCCAGAGAGAAUACAAAAGACAUCAGCUGAGCAUGCCUGAACUAACACUACCAUCAAUUCUUUGAUGACUCGUGCCCAAUUAAUGGUUGACUUGUCCACUGUCAGGCCUGGGUUUAAGGGAGGACUCAGAGGCAGAGGUUCCAAGAUCAACAAACGCUUUAUUUUGAAAAAUCGUCUUCUUUACUUAGUAGAUUGAGUGAUAAAUAAUUGGCUAUUAAAACUUUCUAUAUCUAUUCUAAUGGUAAACAGACAAAACACAAAAUAAACAAAACAAACCAAGACUGAACAAAAAUUCACUCCAAAAGGGAGGACAAAUUAGUAAGCUGAUCUUCUCUAAUCUUUAGAGGAAUAACUAUGAAAAUUUAUGAACAAAAAAAUACUCCAAAAGGAGGGAAACAAAAAGAGGCUACAAACUUAUCUACACUGCACUCCUAAGCUAGAAAAACUGUAAGAAAUUAAAGUCACUCCAGAAGGGAGGAAAAAAAGCAACAAGGCUAUGAAACAGAAGCUAGAUCUAGAAACUAAACAGGGAAAAAACUACAACAGAAAAUCACUCUUCUAAAGAGAAAACAAGGAUUAUCAAAAAUACAAACGUGGUAAUCAAGCAAGGCUGUGGACAUGAAGGCUGGAGGAACACGACUAAAUGAGACACUCUGGCACAGGACAAAGGGAGACGCCAACUAUAAGACACAUGAGGUUAAUGGGGAACAGGUGGAAACAAUCAGGGAUCAGGGGAGACGUCAGACUGGAAACACAAGAGGAAGGGCAAGUGACCUGAAACGAGAGGGGAGUUAUUUUUUCAAAAUAAAACAUGAAAAUGACAAGACAGAAAAACCAGGACAAGACACCCCUCAUCGCAUUGUGACAUCCACCUUAUAUAUUUAAUGACUGUCAGUGUAGAAUGAAAGUGUGGGAGGGAAAUACCAUUAAAUUAAAAAAAACAAAAACAAAGUUAAAGUUUAUUUUCAUUAAUGCAAGGGUUUCUAACAUAUUGAUUUGGAUCAUUUCAGCUUCCAGCAGAUCUUUGACAGCAGCAGAGUCUGUGAGACGGCGCCCACAGGGAGACGCAGAAACACAACCACUUCAGCUGGACUCUGAGGGCCAAACCGAGGCUCAGCCCACCCUGACCAGCACGCCACUGAAGCCAGGCUACGUAAGUUUAGAAAAUACAGAGCCAUGCUGUUGUUGUUUGGCAUUGUUUCGCUGUAAUUUGAAGGUCUUCCCUGAAAAAGGUUCAGAGCCCAUGCAGUGAUUUCCACCACAGAGCCUUGUCUAUUUUUAAUGCAGUGCUGCCUGAGGGCCUUAAGGUCACAGCCAUCCAGUCUUGGUUUUGGUCCUUGUCCUUUUUUCAUCUUUCCUUUGUUUGUUGUGUUUCCAGCUGCACCUUAUGUCUCAGUGCAGCGGCAGCAUCGAGAACAUCAAACGAGUCUCACUGAUCCUGGAUGACGAGGAGCAGCCGGAGGAGCUCGGCCUGACAGGACUGACCCCCUCAGACAAACAGUCAGGUGAGACAGUGAACACAGUCUGUCAUUGAACUGUAUCAUAAAGGGGACCGUAACCCUCUGACUUGAAAAUUAAGACUGAAUCAAUCAGUAACUUCCAUAGACUGAAUAUAUUAUGGAAAAAUUGGCUUCGCCCUCUGUCGUUAUACGAAUUUGAAGCUAAAUUGCUCUCGGUAUUUCCGGGAUUUUCUCCACUUCUUUGAAGCACUACUUGUGCAGUAACAUUGUACGCAUUUGGCGGGGGAGUCGCCGAGAGUCGCUGUGAUGAUGCUUGGCUCAAACAGUGUAUCUCCCGGGUGAGCUAUGCAAUCUUCAUACACCCAUAGGCUAAAUCAAGUGUCAAUCAUAGAAAACAUGAACCCCCUAAUAACUUUUAAAAUGGAGCUGCACAGAAAAAAGAGGACUGGGGCACAAACCAGGGGGGAAAAAAUGUAUAUUCUGUGUAAUAAAUUUGUAAUAAGUUUGUCCACAGCUCCAUAAGGAUUACUGGAGGAGGCGGGAUUUAUGAUCUACACUGCAGCCCGUCAGGGUGCUGUUCUCGCAGUGGCUUCACCCAGCGAGGAGGCAGACGGCGUCUAUUCUAUAUACAGUCUAUGAUAAUUUCCAUCUCAUCUCAUCUCUCUCUCUCUCUCUCUCUCUCUCUCUCUCCUAGGUGUGAUUGAACGCUGGGAGCUGCUAAAGGCACAGUCCAGGAGCGACCUGCAUGCUGACUCUCAAGACCCUCAGCAGCUCACGUCUGACCUUGAUGACAUCACGUCCUGGUUAGAAAGCGUGGUCCCUCACUUAGAGCACCUCCAGCAGUCUGAUCCAGCAGCCAGUAUGGAGGAGAUGGCAGCCAGAGCCAAAGAGCUGAGGGUGAGUUUUCAGGAACAAACUCUGAUUAUGUGAGGUAAAGGUUGCUCAGUGUCUGAAUUCAUGGAUGUUCUUUUUUCAGGAGAUGCAAAAGACCUUUGCUCACUACAAGUCCAUCAUGCUGUCUGUGAAUCUGCGAGCUCAGGAAGUUCCAGAACUACAGGAGAGACUCUCUGGUAUGAACAGAGACUGGAGCCGAGCAUGUACAGGCCUGCAGCAGUGGGACUCCAGUCUGAGGAAGACGCUGAUACGUUGCCAGGUGAGGAUGUGAAAGCUAUUUAUUUAAAAAAUGUGCACUUUUGGUCAUCUAAAAAAUACACUACACUGGGGAUACACUGGGGGUGGUGCCAGCCUAUGCAAACCGGUCCUUAUCAGUGGGUCUGUCUUACUUGUAUAUCUAUAAACAAUGCUAAGCUAAACUGCUCUAGUGAGAGCUAAAAAAACAACGAUCAGAAAUAGCUUCACAUGGAAACUGCACUUUGUUGUUAUCUUUUUUUCCUUAUAGUUUCUGUAAAUUCCUGAGUUUAGGGUACAUUUUCAAUAAAUUGAUAGAUUCAGCUUUGAUUUAUUUAAUUGAUUUUAAAUCGCAGAACUUUUAGGAAUGUUGACAGAAAUCUAGAUCAUCUGACAGAUAUCGACUAAAAAUGCUGAUUCCUAACUGACUUUAAUUUCACCAAAUGGGCAUUGACAUUAGGGUGGCACUGUGGUCUAGUGAUAAAGUUCCUCUUAUCUGAUCUUAUGUUAGUGGUUAGCACUGUCGCCUCAAAGCAAGAAGGUCCUGGGUUCGUAUUCGGGUCAGGCUGUUUCUGUGUGGAGUUUGCAUGUUCUCCCUGUGUCUGCGUAGGUUUAAUCCGGGUACUCCGGUUUCCUUUCACAUCCCAAAAACACGCAGAAGUGAGGUUAGGUUGAUUGGUUACUUUCAAAUUGCCUGUAGGUGUGAAUGUGAUGUGUGGAUGGUUGUUCGUCUCUAUAUGUCAGCCCUGUGACGAACUGGCCAUAAGUGGUAGAAAAUGAAUAGGUGGGUAUGGACACUACAGGAAAUAACAUGAUGGCCCUUUGAGGGGGAAUUCGCUGCUGGCAAAAAUAAGAAACAUUAAACUGGGGCAACAUAGAGAUUUACACAGCCCACCAAACUGGCUCAAUACAGUAAAGCAUAAAAAGUGUAAGAUGACUAACCUUUUUUUCUUCAAGCAGGAGUUCCAUGAAAACCUCCACUCUCUGCUGCUGUGGCUGGCCCACGCAGAGAGCCGACGCUACGCUGUGAAUAUCAGUAACCCUGACACGCCCAUCAGAGCUCUGCAGCAGCACUUCAGCACACUCACAGUGAGCACAUCAUCACAGAGCUAAAAAUGAUGCUCUUUACUGUCAGGAUGCAUCCUCUCAGUUUGUAAUGUUUGUAUUGUACAGGAUCUGCAGGAGGAGCUGCAGGGCAGGCAGACCCAGCAGGCAUCUCUGCAGGCUCUGUGGUCUCAGCUGCAGCCAGAGGAGGACGACAGUGAGGAGAGUGAAGAGGCUCGGGAGAAGCUUCAUGUGACAGGGAGUAAGCUGAAGCUGCUGCUGAGGCAGGUGGAGCAGGACCUGGGCUCCCUGCAGCAACGACUAGUAAGAGCCUGAUACAGUUUCAGACAUUUCUUUAAGACUUUAACUUGAUCAUGAAGAUAUGAAGAUAUUUUGUACUCUGAGGUCUUUUUUGGAGACAAACCAGCUGUCUGUGGUUACAGUCGUUUUUUUAAAGGACAGAGGUGUGUGUGGAAGAUGUUGAGACUAAAUGUGAUGUCUUUGUCUUUGACUCAGGAAUGUGAACCUGCUGCAGAGAUUGAGGGCCAAAGUGCCUCUGCAGACUCUUCUCAGACACCCAAAAGCUCAAAGAAAGGUCCCUCUCCUCAAAGGUAUGCAGACAGGUGCUGAUAUUAAUGGGAUUCUGACUUAUUAAUUGCAAAAAUGAGAGUGCAGAUUUUGACAAACUUUGGUCUCCAUCUUGUCUGUGGUUGAACAUGCAGAGAGAGGAGAGACUUGUCCCCGCCUCGCUCCUUCUUCUACCGGGUCCUGCGUGCUGCCUUCCCUCUCCACCUGCUCCUGCUGUUCCUCCUGCUCCUCCCCUGCCUGAUCCCUAUAUCAGAGAGCGACCCAACCUGCAGUACAACCAACAACUUUGCCCGCUCGUUCUACCCCAUGUUACGCUACACUAAUGGCCCCCCGCCCACAUGA
Xyrichtys novacula (pearly razorfish) is the source of this 94077-nucleotide messenger RNA. The record is from the annotation of a GenBank genome assembly. NCBI's taxonomy places the organism in Eukaryota, Metazoa, Chordata, Actinopteri, Labriformes, Labridae.